This is a messenger RNA of Poecilia reticulata (guppy), 91141 nucleotides long. The record is from RefSeq and is a predicted model, not a curated record. NCBI's taxonomy places the organism in Eukaryota, Metazoa, Chordata, Actinopteri, Cyprinodontiformes, Poeciliidae.
AUGACUGGCAGACUGGAGGAGAGGAGGUUUCAUAAAUGGCUGCCAUCUCCCAUCAUGCCCCCCUGGGUGUCCCAGYAGCCAAUGGGGAGGCUCUACGUACUAUUUUAUUUACUACUUUCUGUGUGUUGUUGUCUUGUUCUGAGCUCUUUGUGCUGCUGGUUCUAUCUCCAGGCUGAGGGAGGGACAAAAGCUGGGGCGGUGGCCAAAGUGGUGGCCGCCGUUGACCUGGCUCGUAUCCGCCAACCCGUGCAUGUCGAAGGCGGUCGAGCUGCAGAGGUGGAGGCUGUAGAGGCAGAAAUGAGGCAGCAGACAGUUGCUAUGUCUGCCGAUCAACAGUAUCAGAUUGGCUGGAUGUCAACGAGAAUGCAGGCUGGUCAAAUGCUCACUGCUGCUCAGGAGUUCACAUCUGACCUGCAGGCUCAGAUUCAGAGAGGGACAGAAAUCUCCUCCAGAGUGGAAACUGGUCUCACUCCAUCYCCAGUUCCACAAUUCAUGGUUUCUAAAGUUUSUGUCCCCAAACCAGAGUCUGUUGGGGAGGUGUCCAUCGCCGGCUCAGCUAUCGCCACUCUGCAGAAAGAGUUUUCCUCAUCUCCUUCUAGAAAGAUCAUCAAACCGGUCAAGUCUCCCAGUCCGUCUCUUAAAGUUGUUAGGACCAGUGAGAUGCUGGAGUCCAUCCCAUCACCGUUCAAAGAAUCCAUUGAGUCGUAUCGCUCUGGCACCCAGAUUCAGACGGGGGUCGCCUACAUGGUGGGGAUGGACAGAGUUUAUGAGGACUGGAGAGCCAAGGUGCCAGAGGCAGCAGCUGUACCGUCUGCAGGUGGCGCUGUUGUCCCACCCACUUUGGUCUCUGGCUUGAAAAACACAAACGUGACAGAGGGCGAGUCGGUGACUCUGGAGUGUCAGAUCAGCGGUCAGCCUGCCCCCGUCAUAAUGUGGUUCAGGGAGGACUACAAGAUCGAGAGCUCCAUUGAUUUCCAGAUCAGCUACKCGAGCGGAUUUGCUCGGCUGUUGAUACGUGAGGCUUUCGCUGAAGACAGCGGACGCUUCACUUGCACAGCCACCAACGAGGCCGGAACCAUCAGCACCUCCUGCUACCUGCUCGUCCAGGUGUCUGAGGACAUCGAGGGCAAGCAGGAGGUAGUCUCCACCGAAGUUACUCAAGUUACAGCAGAAGCUAAAGAAGAGACCGAAGUGAGUGUGGUUGAGCCGGAUUCCCCUGCUGCUGCUCCCGUCUUCAUUAAGACACCCGUCGUUCAGAAGCUGGUGGAAGGAGGAAGCGUUGUGUUUCAGUGUCAGGUGGGCGGAAACCCCAAACCUCACAUUGUCUGGAAGAAGAGUGGCGUGCCGCUCACCACCGGAUACAGGUAUAAAGUUGCCUACAAGAAAGAGACCGGAGAGUGUAGAUUGGAGAUCUCGAUGACCUUUGCAGACGAUGCAGGAGAAUAUUCUGUCUUUGCCAAGAAUCAGCUUGGAGAAGUUUCAGCCUCCGUCAGUCUUCUGGAGGAAGAGGAAUAUGAAGCRUACAUGAAGAAACAGGAAGUGACAGCUCCRGUGCAGGAGCCCAAACCUGGAGACAUUCCCCCUAUCACAGUGGAUACAAUGACCACCGUUAUCUCCGGACAGGAAUUCCAUUUGUCUGCCAUGGAGCUGAGAAUCAUUCAGGAGAUCGAGCUCACCAUCAUGAAGAUCACCUACAGAGAGAUUGUAACMGAGGAUGGAGAGYUGAUGGUGACCGCCACUGCCAAUGAGGCGGUGCAGCCGGCCUUCGACACUCCGGUCAAAAACUACAGGAUCAUGGAGGGAAUGAGCGUCACCUUCCACUGCAAGAUGUCUGGAAYKCCGCUCCCCAAGAUUGCUUGGUUCAAAAAUGGCCAGCGCAUCAGGCCCGGUGACCACUACCAGAUGGAGGUCCUCCAGGAUGGACGCGCCAGCCUCCGCCUAUCUAUGGUCCGACCAGAAGAUGAAGGCGUGUACACUGCCUUCGCCACCAACAUGAAGGGAAAUGCUGUCUGCUCAGGGAAGCUCUAUGUGGAGUCAUCUGCAGCCGCUCCUCAGAGAUACACACCACAGCCUGCAGUGCAGAGAAUCAGAUCCACAUCACCUCGUUCUCUGAGCCGCUCUCCUGCCCGAUCACCCAGCCGUUCGCCCGGACGAUCUCCCGCUCGUCGGCUUGAUGAGACUGACGAACAACAGCUGGAAAGACUUUACAAACCCGUAUUUGUCAUGAAACCUACUGCAUGUAAAUGCUCUGAGGGACAAACUGCCAGAUUUGACCUGAAGGUUGUUGGCCGACCAAUGCCUGACACUUAUUGGUUCCACAAUGGACAACAGAUUGUUAGUGACCACACCCAUAAGAUAGUGGUUAAAGAGGAUGGGACUCAGUCCCUGAUCAUUGUCCCAGCCAUGCCCCAUGACUCUGGAGAAUGGACAGUGGUGGCUCAGAACAGAGCCGGGCGCUCAUCCAUCUCCGUCACUCUCACAGUUGAUGCUAAGGAAACCUUGGUCCGUCCCCAGUUUACUGAGAAACUGAGGAACAUCAGUGUGAAGGAGGGCACUCUGGUUGAACUGGCUGUUAAAGCCAUUGGAAACCCACUGCCUGACAUCGUCUGGCUGAAAAACAGUGACAUCAUCACCCCACACAAGCACCCACACAUUAAGAUUGAAGGAACCAAAGGAGAGGCCAAAUUCCAAAUCCCCUCAGCAGGCGGACCGGACAGUGCAUGGUACACUGCCACAGCCAUCAACAAGGCUGGCAGAGACACCACCCGCUGCAGAGUCAAUGUGGAGGUUGAAUAUGUUGAGCCUGAACCAGAGAGGAAGCUCAUUAUUCCCAAAGGAACCUACAAGGCCAAAGAGAUCACCCCCCCAGAGCUGGAGCCUCUUCACCUCCGUUAUGGUCAAGACCAGUGGGAGGAAGGCGACCUUUAUGACAAGGAGAAGCAGCAGAAACCAUUGUUUAAGAAGAAGCUCACAUCUGUCCGAAUGAAGCGCUUUGGUCCAGCCCACUUUGAGUGCAGGCUGACUCCGAUUGGAGACCCCACCAUGGUGGUGGAGUGGCURCAUGACGGCAAGCCUCUGGCUGCUGCCAACAGGCUGCGUAUGGUCAAUGAGUUUGGCUACUGCAGCCUGGACUAUGAGGYUGCUUAUGCAAGAGACAGUGGUGUGAUCACCUGCAGAGCAACCAACAAGUUUGGAGUCGACCAGACCUCUGCUACCCUGAUCGUCAAGGACGAGAAAGGCCUUGUUGAGGAAUCUCAGCUUCCUGAAGGCAGGAAGGGAGUUCAACGAAUUGAUGAAAUGGAACGGCAGGCUCAUGAAGGUGGACCUUAUGGAGUAACUGCUGAAGAAGAAACAGAGAAAAUGAAACCUGAGAUUGUCCUUCUCCCUGAGCCUGUCAGGGUUGUGGAAGGUGACACAGCCAGAUUCCGCUGYAGAGUGACCGGCUACCCGGCUCCAAAGGUUAACUGGUACCUUAAYGGACAACUCAUCCGCAAAAGCAAGAGAUACAGACUUCGUUACGAUGGUAUUUACUACCUGGAGAUUACAGAUAUCAAAUCCUAUGAUUUAGGAGAGGUAAAGGUUAUAGCAGAUAACAACCUGGGUUCAGUUGAAUAUGUUGUGAAGUUGGAGAUUCAACAGAAGGAAGACUUCAGAACUCAUCUGCGCCGCGCUGCUGAGGGUAAAGCAAGCGAAGCUCCUGCUGAGUCAGGAAGAGUACCAUUUGAGGUGGUGAAGGCUGAGCAGCCCACUGAAGACACUCAGCUGAAGGAGGUGGUCAAGCUUAAGAAAGCCCAGAGAAUUGUCCAUGAAAAAUCCGUAGAAGAGUCUGAGGAAUUGAGGAGCAAAUUUAAGCGCAGGACAGAGGAAGGCUAUUAUGAGUCCAUCACUGCUGUUGAGCUCAAGUCACGUAGGAGAGAUGAUUCUUAUGAAGAUCUGCUACGGAAGACAAAAGAGGAGCUUCUUCACCAUGCAAAGGAAAAGGAGGAGGCUGAGAAGAAGAAGGAGGAAGAACGCCUCAAACUAACUGCAAAAUCUCUGAAACCAGAAAGGAUCAAGCUUUCACCCAGCAUGGAAGCUCCUAAGAUCCUGGAGCGCAUCACCAGCCAGACAGUUGCGCUGGGAGAUGAAGUCAAAUUCAGAGUCAGAGUUGUUGGUAGACCAGAUCCUGAGUGCCARUGGUUCAAGAAUGGUGUUCAGCUGGAAAAAUCAGACCGCAUUUACUGGUUCUGGCCUGAAGACCAUGUGUGUGAACUUGUGAUCAGAAACGUGUCAGUCGAGGAUUCAGCUAGCAUCAUGGUUAAGGCAACCAACAAGGCUGGAGAGACAUCCAGCCAUGCUUUYCUGCUGGUGCAAGCAAAACAAGUCAUCACUUUUACACAGAAGCUUGAGGAGCUCAAUGCCAAAGAGAAGGAUACCAUGGCUACAUUUGAGUGUGAAACUAAUGAGCCUUUUGUUAAGGUUAAAUGGCUCAAGAAUAACAUGGAGAUCUUCUCAGGAGAUAAAUACAGGAUGCACUCUGACAGAAAGGUCCACUUCCUGUCUGUGUUGAUUAUUGAAAUGAGGGAUGAUGCAGAAUAUUCAUGCGCGGUUGUAGAUGAUGAGAACAUCAGAACCAGCGCCAAGCUCAACGUUGAAGGAGCUCCUCUGGAGAUGGUGAAGCAGCUGGAGAACACCGAGGUGCCUGAGACGUACUCUGGAGAAUUUGAAUGUGUUGUAACUCGUGAAGAUGCUGAAGGCACCUGGUACUUUGAGGACAAGCUGCUCUCUCCCAGUGGUAAAUACGUCAUGACCUCCCGCCGUGGAAGACACAGUCUGUCUGUGAAAGAUGUCAAGAAGGAAGACCAGGGCAAAUAUACCUUCAAAGUGGGUGAAUUCACAACAACUGCCUCUCUAAAGAUGAAAUUGCGUCCCGUCACCCUGGUUCAGCCUUUGACAGACCUAACCGUUUGCGAGGGUGAUAUUGCCCAGUUUGAGGUCAAGUUCUCACAGGAAAAUGUUGAAGGCAGCUGGAAGAAGAAUGGACAACCAAUUACAGCUUCUGACCGUGUUCACAUUGUUAUUGAUAAACAAGUCCACAAACUCCUGAUUGAAGAUGCUAUCAAGGAUGACUUUGGAGCAUAUUCAUUUGUGGUUCCUGAUCAUGAUAUCACAACCUCUGCAAAGCUGUUGAUUCAGAGUAUUGGCAUCCUGGUUCCAUUAAAGGAUGCAUCUACCAUUGAAGGCACCAAGGCUGUCCUGGAGGCCAAGAUCUCUGCUCAGGAUAUUAGCUCUGUCAAGUGGUACCACAAUGACAAUUUGUUGGUGCCCAGUGACCGGGUCUGCAUGGUGGCAAAGGGAACCAAGCAGCGUUUGGUUUUCAGCAGGACCUACGCUUCUGAUGAGGGUCACUACAAACUGGCUGUUGGCCGAGUGGACACCAGCUGCAAACUCUCUGUGGAGCCUGUGCAGAUCCUGAAGCCCAUGAAGGACAUGGAGUGCUCUGAAUCUGAGAACGUCUCCUUCGAAGUUGAGGUUUCCCACCCAGGUAUCGACCCCUAUUGGACCUUCAAGGACCAGCCACUCAAAGCCAGCGGCAGCCACAAGAUGGAAACCAAGAAUAAGCACCACACCCUGACAGUCAUCAACGCAAUGAAGGAUGAGGAGGGCGAGUACAUGUUCGCUGCUGGUGAGAARACGUGCAGAGCUUCACUUACUGUGACAGGUGGUGCCAUCAAGAAGCCUUUGCGAGAUCUGGUUGUGGCUGACUCCCAGACUGCUGUGCUGGAGUGUCAAGUCGCAAACCCAUCUGCAGAAGGAAAGUGGCUGAAGGACGGACAGCCUGUCGAUUACAGUGAGAAUGUGCUGAGUGAGGUGGACGGUGUCGUGAGACGACUUGUUGUUGUUAUCACAAAAGCCACGGAUAUCGGAGAGUACACCUACCAAGUGGCCACGUCCAAGACCACCGCCAGUCUGAAAGUUGAAGCUGUAAAAAUCAAGAAGACCCUGAAGAACUUGAAUGUGGUCGAGACUCAGGAGGCCGUAUUCAGUCUGGAGCUGACCCAUGAGAACGUCAGGGGAGCACAGUGGAUCAAGAAUGGUGUUGAGAUCCAGCCCAGUGAGAAGUUUGAGAUCAGCAUGGAGGGCACAGUUCACACACUGAAAAUCAACAACUGCUCCACACAAGACGAGUCAGUUUACUCCUUCAAACUGGGAAAGCUGUCUGCAAACGCCAGGCUUAAUGUUGAAACCCUUAAGAUCCUGAAGAAGCCAAAGGAUGUGACAUCACUGCUGGGUGCAACAGCAGUGUUUGAAGUGGGCAUCUCUGAAGACAACAUCCCAGUUAAAUGGAUGUUCAAGAACACUGAGCUGAAGCCAAACGAGCACUACACCAUGCUGUCUGAGAAAAGGACGCACAAAUUAGUUAUCCAUGAUGUGGACAGCGGCAAAGAGGGAGAAUACACUGCGCUGAUUGGUCACCUGCACUGCAGUGCUCACCUGACUGUUGAGUCUCUGCGGGUAACCAAACCCCUUAAGAACGUAGAGGUCCCUGAAACCCAGUUGGCCACUUUCGAGUGUGAAGUUUCUCACUUCAACGUGCCGUCCACCUGGCUAAAGAACGGUGUCGAGAUUGAGAUGAGUGAGAAGUUUAGGAUCGUGGUUCAGGGGAAACUCCACCAGCUGAAGAUCUUGAACACCAGCAGGGACGACUCUGCGGAGUACACCUUCGUCUGUGGGAACGACAAAGUGUCAGCAACGCUCACUGUCAACCCUAUCCUGAUCACAACAAUGCUGGAGGACCUGAAUGCUCAGGAGAAGGACACCGUCACAUUUGAGGUGAACGUCAACUACGAAGGAAUCACUUACAAAUGGCUCAAGAACGGMGUGGAGAUCAAAUCCACAGACAGAUGCCAGGCUCGCUGCAAACAAUUCAAUCACACCCUGAGCCUCAGGAACGUCCACUUUGGAGACAGCGCCGAGUACACCUUCACGGCCGGGUCCGCAGCUACUACAGCUAAACUCUAUGUGGAGGCUCGUGUGAUUGAAUUCACUAAACACCUGAAGGACCUGAAGAUCACUGAGAAGAAGAGGGCGACCUUUGAGUGUGAAGUUUCUGAGCCGAACGUCCAGGUGAUGUGGAUGAAGGACGGCCAGGAGCUGGAGAUGUCUGACAGGUACAAAAUGACCUCAGACAAGUUUGUGCAUCGUCUGGUUCUGCCGUCUGUCCGCAUGUCUGACGCCGGCGAGUACACGGCUGUAGCCGGGUCGAGCAUGUCUGCUGGACACCUGGGAGUCGAGGGACGAGAUGUUAAAAUCUCUGAACCUGAAAGCAGAGACAUUACAGUGGUGGAGAAACAAAGAGCAACKUUUGAGUUUGAGGUAAACGAGGAGGAAGUGGAGGGUCACUGGCUGAGGAAUGGAGCAGAGAUUCACUUCACAGAGGAAGAGAGGUUCAACUACGCCACCAUCAGGAAACUGCAUCGCCUCACUAUCUCUGAGACGUUCAGGAGCGAUGCUGGAGAGUACACAUUCAUCGCUGGCAAAAACCGCAGCACCAUGAACCUUCAUGUGAGAUUGCCAGASCCGCCUCAGAUCGUACGCCACAUGGAGGCCCAAACGGUGAUGUCGGGUCGGUCUGUGCGCUUCUCGGCGCAGGUGAGCGGCCUUCCUCAGCCUCAGGUGACCUGGUACAAAGACUCCCAGCUUCUGUCCACAAGCUACAAAUGCAAGUUCCUCCAYGACGGAGAUGAGCACACAGUACUGCUGCUGGARGUCUUCCCYGAGGACGCAGCCGUCUACAGCUGCCAGGCCAAGAACGACUACGGAGAGGCAACAAGCUCCGCCCCUCUCACUGUGGAAGUUCCUGAGGUGAUUGAAACGGUUCGGAUUUCUCCUCCGGUUCUCAUCACUCCCAUGAGGGACGUUCUGGUCUCAGAGGGACAUCCUGCCCAGCUGAAGUGCAUUGUCUCUGGGGAAGAUCUGCAGAUUUCUUGGUUCUGUAAGGACAAAGAGAUCCGGCAGUCUGACAUCUUCAGGAUGUCUCAUUUGGAUGAAAUCUGCCUGCUGGAGAUUUCCAGAGUCCUCCCUUCACAUGAGGGAGAGUAUUCCUGCAUUGCCACAAACAUAGCAGGAAUGGUCACAUGUUCUGCCACUUUGAACCUUGAUGUAACCGAAGUGGAGAAGGAACCAGUGGUAAAGGAGGAAGUUAAAGCCUUUUCUAGCUCAACGAUCACGGUGGAAGAGGAAACCCAGGAGUCACACUACACUGGCUUAAAAUUAGCCGACAAAACCAGAACACUUGAACUCAAACCAGAAACUAAGCGCUUCUCCAGCUCUUUGGAGAGGAAAAAAGAAAAACCUGUUUUCCUUAGCAAACUUUCUCCAGCAACUGCAGUUGUUGGACAAACUUUUGCCUUUACUGUCAAAGUGUCUGGAUUCCCAAAGCCCACUGUUCAAUGGUUCCACAAUGGGCAGACAAUAACCAGUUCAUCAGUUUAUAYGUUUAUUCAUGAACAAGAUGAGUACAGUUUAGUUAUUAACAAAGUUCAAAGAGAAUUUGAGGGAGAGUACUCCUGCACAGUCAGCAACAGAUUUGGCCAGUCRACCUGCUCUUCUUAUCUUCAUGUUCAGUUAAAGGAGCCAGGAGGAGAGAAAAGAGUUGAUGACAAAGCACCUGCAGCAACUGGUCAACCUCCAAAGUUCAUGAAAGCUAUAGAGUCAGUUCAGUUAUCAGAGGGUGGGCAAUGUUUUUUCAGGUAUAUGCUGACUGGAGAGCCUCUCCCUGAUGUUCAGUGGUUCAAAGGAAGCAUCCAUAUUGAGCCUGCUGGCUUUAACAUGAUGGUGAACAACCCAGAUGGAUCAGGCUUUUUSAGUAUCAUGAGUGUUAAACAAGAACAUAGUGGUAUCUACACAUGUAAGGCAUUCAACYCAUAUGGAGAAGACUCUUGUAGUGCUGAGCUGCUGGUACUCAAYGAAAAAUCUCAAGAARAGCACCAGUUCAUCCAAAAAACUAAAGGCUUGAAGAUAUCACUAACCGAGCAAAGCACAGAGUCUCGGGUGUAUCAUGAAAGAAGCCGGUCUGAUCAGAUGAUUUAUACCAUUAGCACUGAAGACCGACAGAUUAUUCCUAGCGAGGAGGUGGAAACCCUCCAAGAGCUGAAUAUCUCUGCUGCUACUCUUCAAAARGAGCAACUGACCCACMAAGCUGCCCUUCUGCAGUCUCAUGAAAUUCAUGAGAGUGUUUCCUUGACUCCAGCCCAUCCCCCAGAGGUSUUGGCUGUUCCUACAAAGCAACUUCCCAAGGCCUCUUUCUUAUCUUCAGUCCAGGAGAGACAGAAUAUAACAGAGCAGCACUCAGAGAGAAUCCUGAGUCCUGAGGUAGUUGAACUAGAGUUCUCAAAAGAACAACAAUCUAAAAUCCUGUCAGCUACAUCUGAGGAGGUCCUUUCCCUGACCACUGUGAGAGCCGAGCCUUUGACGGACCGGACUCCAGAGCACAUGCAGACCACAACUGAGCCCAAGCAGCUUGUCAGCAGCUACCAAGUASAAUCUGCUUUACCCAUCCUUGCUGAUGUGUCAGAUUCUGUGGAGCGACCAAAGGAGGAGAGGGGUUUUAGAGUUCAAGAGGGGGUUAAGAUUUUAUACUCUUCUCAAUCUGCUGAGCAGUUGUUGCUUACAGAAACACACUCUGAGGCUCUGCUAGCUUUWGAACCUGCCGUUAAACCACAAAUUGAAAAAGAACAAUCUAAACCAGUGCUAGCAGCAGUKAGUGAAACCAGGGUGGCUCUAUCUAAAGAGCAGAAAUAUGAAACAAAGAUAACAGAGCAAGAAAGCAUCCAGCCAAGUAAAGAUAAGAUAUGUAAAUCUGCUAUAGUAACUGAGGAGAAAUAUCAGGUUCAGGGUGAACAGACAGUACAGGUGGCACCUCUACAGACUCCGACGUGUCUGCAGACUAGUUGUGAGGAUAAACAAGUUUUAAAUUUGCAAGUUAUCACUGAUCAGGGUGUUUUAGAGUCUGAGGGAAGACUCAGCAGUGAAAAGCUCCCAAUGGAGCUGGCAGACAUGGCUAAGAAUCCAACUUUGCUGUACUCUGUGACUCAAGAAGAACAGAGGACUGUGGUAUGUGAGGCAACUUCAGAGUUCACAACAGAACCCGACUAUGCAUCUGUUCAGCCAAAGAAAGAGCAACCACAGCCAAGAUACCUCCAGUCAAGCCAUUCUGUAUCAGUUUUACCAAAAGAAGGCAUCAUUGYCUUUACUAAACCUGAUCAGCAGGUGGCAUUACCAAAACAGGAGCGGGCUCGAAGCCAUGCUGCAUCCUCAGAGACACACAGAGAGAUCAGAGCAGAGUGUCAUAAAGACCUCAAUGUAUCUGUGGAUGGGAYUAAGGCACAGUAUCAGACUGAAUCUAGACCUCCAAACAUUCUUGGUGUGUCCUCCCAGCYCCUGCACCUUCCAAAGGAGACCCCUUUCACUGAAAGCUUCAGAGAGCAGCGAGCAUUAGUUCAGAGAGAGGAUCAGUGGAAUAUUAUGCAGUCCUUGAGCGUCACAGACACUCAGRUUUUAGAGGAGGGUCACACUGCCAGUCUUCACACUGAUGAGAAAUUCAAGCCWGAAUCAAAAGUUGAACCAAAGAUCCCAAAGAGACCUGUAUUCAUAGAAGAAAAAGCAGUUGCAACUGAAAGGUGCGCCGUCUUAGAGGCUGCUGAGCAGGAUUUUGCAAUGCAGAUCCAGGAGGGACAAUCAGUCCGGCAGUCUGUGYUGUUAGAGGAAAAGCGKGUCCUUCUGGUAGAACAAUCAAGUGAGAUACAUAAACCAGAAGCUUCCACUGUCAGUGUCAAGACACAACCUAAAGGUGUURUUUUUAUUCAUGAGUCUCAGGGCGCUCAUGCUCUACCUAAAGAAYUCAACUUUGUUCUUAAUAUCCCAAAACCAUCAAGUAUGACUAUUCGGCGUCAGCUGAGAGAAGCUCUUCAGUCUGCUGUGGCCAGUGAUCAACCAGUCUUACUAGCAGAAGUGGUGGGGAAGUUAGAAACAGUGGAGAUACAGGAGGUCAAAGUUCAACGAGAGCCCAGGCGGACCACAUUCACAUAUCUGAUCACGUCGCCUGGUGUCCCACUGGAGAUCACACUGUCCUUCCAAGGAGAAUAUUCUCAGAAAGCUGAUCUUAAGUCUGAGCUGCAGGUAGCUCUGCAGGCUAUGGUUUUCCAGGAGCAGCAAAGUCUUUCAUCAGAACAGCAAGGCAUAUUGCUAAUUGACAGACCUCAGAAAGCUCAGGUCAGCUCAGCACCCUCUAAAGAGAUGUUGUCAACCAUGAUGGACUCAGUGGUGGUGGCAGAGAGUGUUGUUGKGUUUCCUCCAGAARCAUCUCAUUCUGCAGAAGUCAGAACUGAAUUGAUGGGUUCUUUCCAAAGUGCAACAAUUGAGAGCCACACUGAGACCCAUGAAUCCAAGAAAGUGAGUCGGACAGAAUUUACAUCAGAGAGGGACAUUACUGAAGUGACCACCUUGACAGCUGUAGAGAAACACAGAGAAACCAGAGAGGAGUAUCUUUCAGAGGCCAUCCUAAUCAGUGAGUCCUCUGACAGCCGUAUUGAUUAUCCUGUUGUUAUUGAGUCUCUGGAGGAUGUUUGUGCUGAAAUAAAUGAUAAAGCUGUUUUUACCACUACUAUCAAGUAUGCCACCAAGGUUAACUGGUUUUUCAAUGGCCAGCUAGUGAAAUCUGGUAAAGAGUUMAAGUGUUCUGAAGACCGUGACACAUACACACUAAUUGUCAACAAAGUUGUCAAGGAGAGGCAUCAAGGAGAAUAUGUCUGUGAGGCUGAGAAUGAAGUCGGCAGGACUACAACAUCUUCAAGACUCACUGUGGUCUCAAAAGUGAAACCUGUGUUCAAACACAGAAUUGUUCCUUUGGAGAUCAACAUCGGCAACUCUGCCAGAUUUGAAUGUGACACAGAGGAUGCUCCAAAUGUGAACUUCAAGUGGUUCAAAGAUGGUCACCCCAUCAAAGAGGGUGAUAAAUAYAGGAUCAUCAGUCGCUUCACUGCUUCUUCCCUGGAAAUUCUGAGCCCAUCGAAGGAUGACAGCGGAGAGUAUACCUGCAAGGCAUCCAAUCAACAUGGCAGUGAUGAAUGCUCUGSUUCUCUCGGUGUGACGGAGAAACUUCCUCCAGUUUUUCAAACUAAACCUGACAACCAGACUCUGUAUGUUGGAAAGAGGGCACUCAUACAGUGUGUAAUAGGAGGAUCUGUUCCUCUAAAUGUUGUGUGGCUAAAAGACCACCAGGUUUUGCCCUCUGUGUCAGAACACUACCAAACCGUUUGUGAAAAGAACAAGCACACUCUUGAGAUCAAAACGCUUGAGGCAGCAGACCGUGGGCUAUAUGUGUGCAGGGCAUCUAAUAACGUUGGGAUGGCUGAGUGCAGCAUGGAGCUGCGUGUUGUUGAUAAGCCCAACUUUGUAAAGCCCCUGGGUUUGGUUGCUGCCGUGGUGGGAGCUCCUCUUCACCUGGAAUGUCAGGUGGAUGAGGACACAGGAGUCACCGUUACCUGGACCAGAGAUGGUAGGAAAGUCCACCAAUCUCCAGACUGUAAACUGUCUUUUGAGAAUAAGACAGUAAAUCUUGAUAUACUAAAAACCACUCUGAAAGAUUGUGGGAAUUAUGUGUGUAUGGUGGCAAAUGAUGCUGGAAGUGCUUCUUGCUCCGCUUCUGUCAAAGUACAAGAGCCGCCAGUCUUUGUAAAGAGACUGGAGGGUACAAYAGUUUGGAAGCGAGGUAGCACAGCUCGGCUGCAGUGCACCAUCAAAGGAUCCCCCGAGCUUCACACCACCUGGUUCUUCAAUAACAGUGAGCUGUCCAGCGGUGGCAGAUACGCUGCCAGCUUUAAGGACGGUGUCGCCACUCUUGAGAUAAACAAUGUCACGUUGAGUGACGGCGGGAGCUACAGCUGUGAGGUUCUGAACGAGUCAGGUUGUGAGAGCUGCAGCACCAAAGUGACAGUUAAAGAACCUCCAUCGUUCAUUAAGGAUGCACCCUCCAUAGAAGCAGUGAGAGGAUCAAUAGCUGUGUUGGACUGUGAGAUUGCAGGUUCUGCACCAUUUGAAGUAACUUGGAAAAAGAACAAGAAACGCUUGUCCUCAGAUAAAAAGUACAGAGUAGUGUCACAAGGAUCACUGACCUCUCUGGAGAUCCACACAUUUGAGAGCGCUGAUGCCGGUGAAUAUGAAUGUGUUGUUUCAAAUGAGGUCGGCUCAGUGACCUCUAACUCCAUGGUUAAACAGAAAGAGCCACCUGUCUUCUCAAAGAGGAUUGAGAGUUCUACAGUGUUGUUGGGAAAUACGGUGAAACUACAAGGAGUAGUGAAAGGCUCAGCUCCAAUUUCUAUAAAAUGGCUGAAAGACUCUAAGUUGUUAAUAGAUGAUGACUCCAGUGUCACAACAACAUUUGAGAACAACAUCCCUUGCAUUUCCUUCACUUCUGUUGGGAUAAAACAUGGUGGCAAAUAUACUUGCAUUGCUGAAAACGAGGCAGGGCAGCAGAAAUGCGAGGCUGUUCUCACCAUUCAAGAACCGGCUAAGAUCAUAGAGAAAGCAGCGUCCAUCAGUGUUACAGUUGGUGAACCAGCUACACUUGAGUGCACCAUCUCUGGAAGCCCUGAGCUCAAAGUCAGAUGGUUCAAAGAUGGCAAAGAGAUGAUUAGCAGUCGUAAAUAUAAGAUGACUCUGAAGGAGAACACCGCUGUUCUGAAGAUACUUUCAGCAGAUAGAGGAGACACAUCUGAGUACAAGAUGGAGGUGUCCAAUAAAGUCGGAAAAGACGAGUGCACAUGCUCAGUCACAGUUAUAGAUCGUGCGGUUCCACCGUCCUUCACUAAAACUCUAAAAAAGAUGGAUGGAAGUAUUGGUAGUAAUUCUACCUUGGAGUGCAGAGUUGCUGGAUCACAGCCAAUUGUUGUUUCUUGGUUCAAAGACGACAAAGAAAUUCACAGUGAUGAUAAAUACAAGCUUGAUUUCAGUGAAAGUGCAGCCUCUGUGACAAUUACACGUCUUGAUCAAAGCGAUGGAGGAGUUUAUACGUGUCGGGCUUCAAACAAGGCCGGAGAAAAUGAGACCAGUGGAACACUGACAGUCAAAGAACCUCCAGCUUUCACAGUAAAACCCGAGUCGCAGGAUGUUGCACCAGGAACCAACGUUGUGAUAAAAACAGCCUUCACUGGGUCUGCGCCUCUGGUGGUUAAAUGGUUCAGAGAGGAGAAAGAGAUUUUCUCUGCAGGAAAGUGUAUCAUAAAAAAAGAUGUCUCCUCAAGCUCUUUAGAGCUUUAUUCUGUAAAACCCAGUGAAUCUGCUAAAUAUACCUGCCAAGUAUCAAAUGAUGCUGGGAAAGUGGAUUGCACCGCCAUCCUCUUCGUGAAAGAGGCCCCCACGUUCACAAUGAAGCUUGAGCCUUCACGGCUCCUAAAAGCUGGACAGCCUCUGAAGCUGUCCUGCAAAGUACAGGGAACUCCUGUAAUUUCCAUCACAUGGAUGAAAAAUGGCUCAGAAAUCAUUUCUGACCACAGACACUUGAUGUCCUUUGAGAGCUCAGUAGGCUCUCUGGAGGUGGAGAACUGCUGUAUAAAAGACAGUGGGGAGUAUGUGUGUUUGGCUUCUAGUGAGGCCGGGAGAGAUCAAUGCAGCUGCUCAGUAACCGUCAAAGAGCCUCCAGUGUUUAUAAAGCCUUUUGAAUCAGCUGAGUUUUUGAAGGGAUCUGACAUUGUCCUGACAGGAACCGUUUCAGGUUCCCCGCCAUUUGAAAUAAAUUGCUUCCUCAAUGAUAAGCUGAUCAGAAGCAACAAAAAACAUCAGAUCCAUGUUCAAAAAGACACAGUCACUCUUCAGAUAUCUGACUGUGACAGCAGGGAUGAUGGGACGUACCGCUGCACGGUUGCAAAUGAUGCUGGGGAGACUACUUGUUCUUGCCAGGUUUCUUUGAAAGAGCCUCCUCGGUUUAUCGUGAAACUGCCUYCCACAACCUUUGUGAAGCUGUGUGAGGGACUCCGUUUAGAAUGCAAGACCAACAGCGCACGCUCCUUGAAAAUGUGCUGGUACAAAAAUGACCAAAAGAUAAGCGACGAAGGCAAUUAUAAAGCCAUGUUUGUUGAUUCGACUGCAUACCUCCAGCUACACUCUGCAAAGCUCGAGGAUAAUGGAGUCUACACAUGUGAGRUUCAUAAUGAUGCUGGCAGUGCAAGCUGCAGCACCACUCUCACAGUUCAAGAGUCUCCAUCCUUUACUAAAACUCCCAACCCAGUGGAGGGAAUUCAAGGRARAGAUGCCAGUCUUUACUGUGAGAUGUAUGGCACUCCACCAUUCCAGGUUAACUGGUACAAAGACAAACGGCCCUUAAAAGAGARUUGGAAACAUAAGAUUGUURGUGUGGGCAACUCUGCUACUCUUCAUGUCAUGAAACUUGAGCAGAAUGAUGUUGGCCUGUAUGAGUGCAAGGUGUCAAACAAUGUAGGAAGUGAGUUCUGUUGGACUUCUAUCAAACUAAAAGAACKACCAGCGUUUGUCACAAAGCUCAUCGACCAGUCCGUAAGAAUCGGCCAGCAACUGACACUGACAGCCACAGUGAAAGGCUCUGAGCCUUUGACUGUGUCCUGGGUCCAGGACAAGGACCAUGUCCUUAGAGACGGUGAUAACAGGAAGAUAACCUUUGAGAACAACAUAGCCACUCUUGUAGUUCCAGAAGCUGACUCAGCAACAGCCGGUAGAUACACCUGCCAGCUGAGUAACGACUCAGGACUGGUGGAGUCAGUCUCCCAAGUUACUGUUUUAGAACCUGCUGCCAUUGUGGACAGUCCAGAAUCCAUGAGUAUCACAUCAGGAGAAAAUGCUUCUAUUGAAGUUACAGUGUCUGGUUCAYCAGAACUGAAAACAAAAUGGUUCAAGGACAACAAAGCACUCAGUUCUGGUGCCAAAUAUCAGACAUYUUUCACAAAGAAAAUUGCUGUUCUGAAGAUCCGUUCUGCUGACAAAACGGAUGCUGGAGAAUAUAAACUAGAGGUUGCAAAUCACCUUGGUACAGCUUCUUGUAAAAUCAAGCUCUCAGUCUCAGAUAAGUUGAUUCCUCCAAGUUUCAUAAAGAAGCUGAAUGACACCCACUUUGUUGUGGGAAGGCCUGGUGAGAUGGAGUGCAAAGCUUCUGGAUCUUCUCCUUUAACAAUUUCCUGGUUCCAUAAUGGCAGGGAGAUCAAGAGUAGUCCCUCCUAUGACAUCAGCUCCACAGAUAAUAACUACAGACUGCGAAUUUCAACYGUCGGCAUGUCCGAUUCUGGCAAAUACACCUGUAAAGCAGUGAAUGCUGCAGGAGCCAGUGAGACCAGUGCCUCAUUUAAUGUGACAGAACCUCCUUCAUUUUUGGAAACUCCUGAACCCAAAGAAAUCUUGCCUGGCAAAAAUGUAACUUUCUUAGCUAAAGUAAAAGGCAGUGCCCCGCURCAAGUCAAGUGGUUCAGGGGAGCCAAAGAAAUGCAACAUGGAAGAGGCUGUGAGAUCUCAUUUAAGGCUGAUGUGGCCACCUUGGUGCUUCAUAGAGUUGAUAGAUCCCAUGCAGGAGAGUACACAUGCCAGGUCAUAAACAACGCAGGAAAGGAAAGCUGCCCUCUCCAUCUUUUUGUGAAAGAGCCAGUCCACUUUGUGAAGAAGCUGAGAGAUAUUUCUUCUGAGAAGGGUAAGCCGCUGAGGCUUGAGGUCACUUUCUCAGGAACACCCAAGGUAAAUGUGACCUGGAAGAARGAUGGGAAACUCAUCUGGGCCUCAUAUGAGUACACGGUGAUCACCACAGACACCUCCUGCAUCCUAGAGGUUCUUAACUCUGACAGAAUGGAGGCAGCUGGCACAUACUCUUGUGAAGUAGACAACGGAGUAGGAACUGACAAAUGUGAAGCACAYAUUUCAAUUCUAGAGCGACCAUACUUUGUCGAUGGGAUGGAGCCGGUGGAAGUAACAAUGGGUGAUGCAGUUACCCUGAAAUGUCGUAUUGCAGGAAGUCCUGAUAUCUCAGUAGCUUGGUUUAAGGCUGGUGGAAAACUGAGGAAAUCCCCCAUUUGCUCCAUGGAUUUCUCAAAUGGUAUUGCCUCUUUGAGUCUGGUCAAGACAGCUAAAUCUGAUGAUGGUGAAUACACCUGCAAGGUUGAGAACAGGGUCGGUUCCGCCUCUGCCACUUGCAGCGUUACAGUGAAAGAGCCCGUGUGCUUUGUCAAGAAGCUGGAAGACACAACUUUUGUGGUUGGGCAGCCGCUGAAACUAGUCUGCACAUACACUGGGAGCCCGAGGGUGUAUGUGACGUGGAAAAAGGACAACAAGCUGAUCUGGGCCUCUUAUCAGUACAACGUUAAAACCACCGACUCUACCUGCAUUCUGGAGGUUCUGAACAGUGACAGGCCUGAAGCAGCAGGAAUAUACACUUGUGAGAUUUCUAAUGGAGCUGGGAGUGAUGUUUGCCACGCUCAUGUCAGUCUAGAACCCCCUCGCUUUGUGAACAAGCUGGAAGACACRUAUUUCAAACUCCGGGAGCCUUUGACCCUGAAGUGCACAUACACUGGGAGUCAGAGAAUACAUGUAACCUGGAAAAAAGAUGACAAGUUAAUCUGGGCCUCAUACAAGUACAACGUCAAGACUUCUUAUGAUACAUGCAUCUUGGAAGUCCUCAACAGUGACCGAGUAGAAGCUGUGGGAAGAUACACAUGUGAAAUUUCUAAUGCAGCAGGAAGCGAUGUCUGCCAUGCUAAUGUGAAAUUAGAACGUAAAGUACCUCCAAACUUCACUAAGAGGCCAUCUGAGUCCAUCGUGGAUUCAACUGGUAAGGUAGUAAAGAUGGAGGCUCGGGUGUCCGGCUCCCAGCCACUGACCAUCACCUGGUACAAGGACAACCAAGAGAUCUAUGCCUCUGGAAAAUAUGACAUCAGCUUCAAGAACAACAUGGCUGUGCUGUGUAUCAAAGACUCUGCGGUUUCUGACAGCAGUGUCUACACCUGUGAGGCUUCCAACGAAGCAGGRAAAGUGUCAUGUCAGGUGUCCCUCACAGUUUCAGAAACUGGUCAGCCUCCCAAAUUUGACGUGACUCUGGAGCCAGUCACAGUGAACGAGGGGGAGAAGCUGAGCCUCAAAUGCCAUGUUAGAGGCUCCUCUCCUCUGACUGUCCAGUGGAUGAAGGACAGGAGGGAGCUGAAGUCCAGUGAUAAAACCAAAAUCACAUUUGUUGGUGGAACGGCCUCCCUUGAGGUCAGCUCCKCAUCAAAGGAAGAUGCAGGGGAUUAUCUGUGCAAGGCCAGCAAUGCAGUCGGUAGUGACUUCUGCAAGUCCAAGGUCACUGUGAAGGACAAAGGAGCCAAACCUUCACCCACCGAGGCACCGACCCCCGCUGCAGCUGCCCCAGUCAAAAGGCUCGACAACCUUUUCUUCAUUGAAGAACCCAAAAACAUUUCAGUCACAGAGAAGGGCACUGCAACCUUCAUCGCCAAGAUUGGAGGUGAUCCAAUCCCCAGCGUGAAGUGGAUGAAGGGCAAAUGGAGGCAGAUCACCCCUGGUGGUCGUAUCUCCAUCGAGCAYAAGGGCCARGAUGCCAAACUGGAGAUCAGAGAGGUGACCAAGUCCGACUCUGGUCUCUAUAGGUGUGUCGCCACUAACAAACAUGGAGAGAUCGAAUCUGGCGCUGAGAUGGAAGUCACCAAAAAGGAAGAAGGGGAAGGCAUUGGAGAUAUCAGAACAAAACUCAAGAAAACUCCCUCCAAGCAAAAGAGCCCAAAGAAACUUGAAAACAUCAGUAUUGUUGACUUGCUCAGAGGUCAUGACCCUAAAGACUAUGAGAGGAUCCUCCGGGAACAUGGGAUCCAUGACUACAGGGCCAUCCUGCAGGCCGUGGAGUUCCUGAAGAGGGAGAAAGAGAUGGAAACUGGAAAAGCGGAGGUGGAACAUGGUGGUCGGGUUGAAGAGGAGGACAUGGCCAGACUGAUCCAGCAGCUGGAGGGRCGUGUCGACACAGAGCCUGUGUCUGUGAUGGAAGACAUCUCUGACCAGACAACCACAGAGAACCAAACGGCAACKUUUGAGUGCGAGAUCCAGAUCAACUACCCAGAGAUCUCUCUGACCUGGUACAAGGGAACGCAGAAACUGGAGAGCAAUGAUAAAUACGAGAUCAGCAGUGUGGGCAACCGCCACUACCUGAAAAUUAAGAARUGCCAGGUCAAAGAUGAGGGCAACUUCCGUGUGGUGUGUGGUCCUCACAUCUCCAACGCCAAACUCACCGUAACAGGAGCUGAUUACAAACCAGCCGACCAAAUUCAGUUUACUAAACGCAUCCGAAACAUCGAAGUCAGCGAACGUCACUCCGCCACCUUCGAGUGUGAGUUGUCCUUUGACAACGCAACCGUUUCGUGGUACAAAGACUCGUGGGAGCUCAAAGAAAGCCCCAAAUAUAACUUCAGGACAGAAGGCCGACGGCACUUUAUGACGAUCCGCAACGUGACAGCAGAGGACGAAGGCGUUUACUCCGUGAUCGCUCGCCUGGAGCCAAUGGGAGAAGCUCGAAGCACCGCCGAGCUUUACCUCACAGGCAAAGACGUUGGGUUAGGAAAGGUUCCUCAGGACAUCCCAGAUUCAUCAGUUCAGCUCCCAGACAUGAGCUCCAUGAUCAUUUCCCAAGAAUCAUCCRAAUUUUAUCACCACGAGGAACGAUCUGAAGUCAAAGAGUUUAAGAGUCUGACGGUUGAAGAAGAAACGGUUUCGGUUCGGUACUCCUCCGUCUCAGAAGAGAGAAAAGCUGUGGAAGAAUAUAUUGACCGGACUGAAGUCAGAGAGGAAAUCACUUCAGUUCAUGAGGUUUACAGGAAGCCAGAAGAGAAACCCUCWGAGCGUAAAGCUCCACACCCACCUGCCGUCACAGAACCUGAGGUAAAGAAGCCAUGGCCUGAUACUUUCACAACUCAGCGAGAAGAACCGACAGUUCCACAAGUAUUCACCAAACCAAAGGCUGAACCCAAGCCAAAAGAACCAGAAAAGGUUCCUCCAGAACCAAAACGGCAGCUUCAGAAACCAGAGGUACCUGAACCUAAAGUGACCRAAGCACCAGAAGUAAAACCUGCCAAGAAAACUCCUGCAGUUCCUGAACCGAGAGUCCCAGCUGUAACCAAACCAGUGGAGGCCAAAGUCCAUCCAGUCGCURAGAGGAUUGCUCCUCCAAAAACUGAGGAGAUCUUACCAAGAGCACCAGUGCUACCAAAGGCAGAAGAACCUUUAGUCCAGCCAUCAGCAGCUGUGGUUACACCAUCAGCACCAGAACGCCGACCAGCUGAAGUAAAAGAUGUAACCAGACCAGAGAAAGCAGUCGUCCAAACACCUGAAUCUAAAAUCCUUCCAGUCUGGACUGAAGCUGCUCCAGUUAAAGUUGCCUCAGAAAGGAAGGAGCUUGAAGUUACUGGAAAACCAGCCCCAUUCAUUGCUGAGAGUGAGCCAGAGGUACUCAAGUUUACGCCUCAAACAGAAGAAGAACCAAAGUUUGGAGAAAAAACUAAGAAGGCUUUUGAAGAAGUGGAGAAGGUCAUCAAGUUUCCUAAAACGGUUGAUGAAGCCAAAAUGCCAAGAGAAAUUGAAAAGUUACCUGAUGCAACAAAAAUGGUUCCAGAAACACAAACAAAGGUUCCAGAAAAAACAAAGAUGAUUACUAAAACACCAGAGGUGGUUUCUGAAGCACCAGGCAAAUUUCCAGGAAAGUCAAAAGGAGAAAUAAAGAGGGGUCAAGAGGUUCCCAAAAAGGUUCCAGAAACACAGACAAAGGUUCCAGAAAAAACAAAGMUGAUUACUGAAUCACCAAAGGUGGUUUCUGAAGCACCAUCCAAGGUUCCAGAAAAGUCAGAAGAGGAGAUAAAAUGGAGCCAAGAGCUUCCCAAAAGGGUUCCAGAAACACAAAAGAUGGUUCCAGAAAAACCAAAAGAAAAGAAAGUUUUACAGGAACCAGAGAAGAUUUUGAUGGUUCCCAAAAAAGUUCCUGAAACACCAAAGAAAGUUAUAGAGGAAAUGAAGGUUAAGGAGCCACCAGCAAACCUAAGGCAUACAACAGAAGCUUCACAGGUUGAAAUAGUGAAGACMCCUCCAGGUUACAGAGCCCCACAGCAACAAGAGAAGGUUGAAAAACCUCAGCAACAAGUGUCUCCCCCUGAAGUGAAGAAACCUUCUGCACCAGCACCAAAGCCUUCAUAUCCUCCAAAAGUUACUCCUCCUGCAGAGGCGAAGAAACCUUCUGAACCUGAACCAAAGCCGACACAUCCUCCCCCUAAAGUUACUGCCCCUGCAGAGGAGAAGAAACYUUCUGMACCAGAACCAAAGCCUUCASCUCCUCCUCCUCCUAAAGUUAYUCCUCCUAUAGAGGAGAAGAAACUUUCUGCACCAGAACCAAAGCCCUCACCUCCUCCUCCUCCUAAAGUUACUCUUCCUCAAGAGGAGAAGAAACYUUCUGUACCAGAACCAAAGCCCUCRCCUCCUCCUCCUCCUAAAGUUACUCCUUCUGCAGAGGAGAAGAAACCUUCUGCACCAGAAGCAAAGCCCUCACCUCCUCCUAAAGUUACUCCUCCUGCAGAGGAGAAGAAACCUUCUGCACCAGAAGCAAAGCCUUCACCUCCUGCUCCACCUCAGAAAGUUACUCCUUCUGCAGAGAAGAAAGCAGCACCAGAACCAAAGCCUUCASCACCUGCUCCUCCUCCUCAGAAAGUUACUCCUGCAGAGGGGAAGAAACCAUCACCAGAGCCAAAGCCUUCUGUUUCUCCUCAAAAAGUUUCCCCUCCUGCAGAGGAGAAGAAAACAUCUGUAUCUGAACCAGCAGCUCCUUCACCCAAAGUUGCUCCUCCUGCAGUGUCUCCUCCAGAAGAAAAGAAGCCGUCUCCAGUAUCAAGACAACAACCAGCAGAAAAAGUAGUUUCUCCAGAAGCUCCAGUUGCGCCAGUGGAGAAGAAACCUUCUGAGCCCAGUGUAAAGGCUGAACCUACCACCGUUUCAGAAAGAAUUUCUCCACCUGAAGACAAGGAACCAGUUUCAGCUCCUGGAYCAACUAAAGUGCCAACUCUUAAGCAAAAGGGUAAAAUUCCCAUUGAGGAGGAUAAAACUACUGAGGUUCCUAAACUAAAGAGUAAAAUGACCAUAAAACCCAAAGAGAAAGAGCCAGAAAUGGAGACCAUUCAGUUGAAGAAGGUUCCGGUAAAACCUCCAGAGCCCGAGAAACAGGUUGUAACUCAUAAAGCAGAAAUGAUAARACAUCAUGAUCCAGAGCUAUCAGUGCGAGGACUUCAUGAUAGAGAAGAACGGGAGAUCAUCACGCUUGGAAGAACUGAACGAGUCUUCAUAGCAGAACAGGAAACAAUUCAACUGAGUCAAAUUGAGGAGACUGAAACAAUUAAAAUUGUCCAAACAACAGAGAAAGAAGGUUGGACACGAACCACAAAACYCAAGAAAGAAGAGGAACCCGAKGUUCYCAGUGUAGAUAAGAAGAAAAUAAAGAAACUACCAAAGACAGAGGAACAACAAGAAUCUGUGAAACUAAAACCAUUUGAAAAGCCUGGAAAGUUAGAACAAGAGCAAGAGAARAUCAAACUGAAACAGGUUCCAAGUAAGCCUAAAGAACUUGAAAAGGAAAUUUCAAAGGAUAAACCUGAAACGACAAAACAACGUGACACUGAACCGAGAGUCCAGAAACCUCAAGCGAGAGAAGAUCGAGAGAUAAUYCCACUUGGAAGACCUGAAAGAGUCUCUGUUCCUGCCGAGGAGCCAUCUAAAGGUGGUCAAACAGAAAAACCUGAACAGCCAGAGGAAGAUGAGAAAUCUAAGUGGACCAGAACCACAAAGGCACCAAAGGAAGGAGACGCUGAGCCAGAUGUAUCAAAAAAGAAAAUCAAGAAAUUACCAAAGAAAGAUGAAGAACCAGAAGUUGUGACAUUGAAGCCUUUUGAAAAACCCACAAAACAAGAAGCAUCCGAACAAGCUAAGACUAACGAUGAAGGUCGGGCAACGACAGAUACUGAGCGCUCUCCUUUUAAAUUGGGUGAGAUGUUGCUCAAAGAUCCACYUACAUCGGCUCUAAAAAACAAAGAAGACAAAGAUGUUUCUUUGACAAGUUCUGACACAAGUCCGGAUAUUAUCAAAUCCCAACCAGAACCACCACAAAAGAAAAAGGUUGAUCAAGUACCUAAGGAUGAAGAAACUACAGCAGCUGAUAAACCUAAAGUUAAACCUAAAGUGAUUCCCAAACCAGAGGAAAAGRAUGAGCAGSUUGUGUUGAAGCCUUUCACCAAAGUCACUAAGCCAGAAGAAGUCCCURAUGAAGAGAUAAAGAAGCCUGUAGACACAAAGAUGCCAGACAAGACAACCAAAGACAGGAAAGAUACAGAGAAACAGAAACCUGUGAAGAAGGAGGAACUGUCUGUUCCAGCCAAGAAACCAAGUCCUACACAUCUUAAAGAGAAGAUCUCACCUACUGAAGCAGAGAAGGUCCCAGCAAAACCAUCUGAUGUGUUAAAGAAAGAUGUUGAACUCAAAAAGACUCCUUCUCCCACGGUCAGCACAGAGAAAGCAGAAGACAAAAAGCCCACAAAGCCUGUUGAGGAGCCGAAGAAGGCUGAGCUAAAAAAGACUCCACCGUCUAAGGUGGAGAAGCAGAAAGAUGUGGAGAAAGUUCCASCUGAGAGAAAGCCAAGUUCAGAAAAAGUCAAAGAGAUCCCAAAAGCUGUUUCCCCCAAAGACUCCGUUGAAGCCGUAACACUCAAAAAAGUUCCCAAUAAGCCAUCAGAGGAAGAGGUCUCAGAAUCAGAAAAGCCUGAUAAAGGUCGGAUCCCCCUUUCGAAGGAGAUUUCUCCUGGAGCUGUGCAAAUGAAGAGGGUGACAACUCAGCCUGAGGAGGAGGUCUUUGAAAAUGAGCCUGAAGAAGGCGAGGUUGAGGAGGAAUCCUGGGGCUGGGAUCUUGUUCCCUCAGAGGACUGGGAAGGUGAAGAGGUGGAUGGGGCCGUUGAGACUCCGGGUAUGCCUGGUGCCAGACGAGAUGGRAAACCAAGUGACGAGCCUCCGAAAGGCAGAGGCAGAGGAUUUGGGGCAAGACAAACUCCCUCUCCUGGUGAUGGUGGAAGGGGUCGGGGCAUGAAACCCGGUGGAAAAGGUCCAACACCACCAGAGGAACCGUUUGCAGGCUUCAAGCUCAAACCUGUGGCUUUGAAGUUUGUGAAGAAGAUUCAAGACAUUGUGCUGCAGGAGGCCGAGUCCAUCGGCUCAUCGGCCGUGUUUGAGUGUGAGGUCACACCCUCUACAGCCGUCACCUCCUGGAUGAAGGAUGACAGUAACCUGCGUGAGAGUCCCAAGCAUAAGUUCACCUCUGAUGGCAAAGAUCGGAAGCUGCACAUCAUUGAUGUCCAGCUGUCCGACACUGGAGAAUACACCUGCGUGGCCAAGAAUGCAGGAAAGGAGAUUACCUGCACUGCUAAGCUCAUAGUUGAGGAGCUCCCUGUAAAAUGGYUGAAGGAGUUGGAACCUGAGAMCUCAUGCAUAAAAGGUCAACCAAUGUACCUCAUCUGUGAGCUGAACAAAGAAAGAGACGUGGUGUGGAAGCGGAAUGGAGAGCUACUGAAGAAAAAGGCUGGAAAAGUGGCCAUUAAUGUGAUCGGUAUGCAGCACGCUGUGACCAUCCAGAACGUCACUGAUGAGGAUGCAGGCCUCUACACCUGYGAAGUAGAUGGUCAGGCAGACGUCAAAACCUCAACCAACGUCAAAGUGAAUGAAAUCAUCAAAGACUGGCUGGUGAAGCCUCUGAGGGACCAGCAUGUGAAACCAAAGUCCAAGGCCACAUUCAAAUGUGAGCUGUUCAAAGACACUCCCAAUUGGAAAUGGUACAAAGGCGAGAACGAACUCGCUCCUUCUGACAAAGUUGAGAUYGACAAAGAUGGAAAGGAUAUGAAGCUCACCAUCAACAACUGCCAACCUGAUGACGUGUCAGAUUACACSAUCGAAGUUGAAAAUCGAAGAUAYACAGCCAAACUCACCCUGGGAGAGCGUGAAGCUGAAGUCCUGAAACCUCUUGCCAGUGUUGAGGUGGUUGAGAAGGAGGAAGCUCACUUCGACACUGAAAUAUCUGAGCAUGAUGUUCCUGGUGAAUGGAAACUCAGAGGCCAGGUGUUGACCAGGUCUCCGACAUGUGACAUUAAAGCAGAGGCCGGAAAGCGCUUCCUUACACUGAAGAACGUGCAGCUGGAYCAGGCUGGAGAAGUGUCGUACCAGGCUCUGAAUGCUGUCACCAGUGCCAUGCUCACCGUUAAAGAGAUCGAAAUGGGCUUUGUUGAAACGCUGAAGGAUGUGUCUGUGCCUGAAAAGAAACAGGCUAAGUUUGAAUGCACCGUCACUAAGGAUAUACCAAAGGUCAUGUGGUUUAAGGGGGUGGAAAUAAUCACCCCGAGCCCCAAAUAUGAAAUAAUUGAUGAUGGGAAGAAACACAUGCUGAUUGUAAACAGCUGUGAGUUUGAUGAUGAGUCUCACUAUUCAAUAGAGGUAUUGGACAAAAGGUCAACGGCUCAGCUGACGGUGGAAGGCAUGAGGCUCAAAUUUGUGCAGMAACUUAAGGACCAAACGAUCAAAGAAGGUAGCUCGGUGCACUUUGAUAUCGAGUUGACUCACGAGAACGUGCCGGUGGUUUGGUACCGAAACGAAGUCAAACUCCACGUGAGUCGAACGGUGCUGAUGCACGUGGAAGGAAGGARACAYACUCUAGAAAUGAGGAGUUUGAGUCUAGAUGAUACCUGCCAGAUAAAGGCAGAAGCCAAGGGAAUUUACUCCUCAGCCAAACUGACAGUCAUAGAGGGAGAUGCCAUCUUCCUGGUGAAGCUGCGGGAUUACACCGCCACAGAGAAAGACGAGGUGUCGCUGGACUGCGAGCUCAGCAAAGAUGUUCCUGUGGUCUGGUAUCACAAUGAGAAGGAAGUCGUUAACUCCAAGUUGGUGGUCAUGAAGUCAGAAGGCACCCGCAGGUCUCUGGUCCUGAAGAAAGUGGCGCAAAACGAUCAAGGAAAAUACGUAUGUGACUGUGGAACAGACAAAACAUCGGCCAACAUAAUGAUCGAAGCACGUGACGUUAAGGUUGUGCGGCCGAUCUACGGCGUGGAGCUGUUUGAUGGUGAAACAGCUCGUUUCGAGGUUGAGAUCUCUGAGGAUGACGUCCACGGCCAGUGGAAGCUGAACGGAGAAGCGCUCAAUCCUUCCUCUGACGUGGACAUCAUCGAGGAAGGAGGCAAACACACUCUGAUCCUGUACAACUGUAAGGUGUCCAUGACAGGAGAGGUSUCUUACUCUGCUGCCAAUGCCAAAUGCUCUGCCAACUUGAAGGUCAAAGAACUUCCUCUGAACUUCCUGACGCCCCUGAGCGACGUUCAGGUGUAUGAGAAGGAYGAGGCCCGGUUUGAGGUGGAGGUGUCGAGACCUCCAAAGAGCUUCCGCUGGCUCAAAGGCUCCCAGGAGCUGACAGGUGACGACAAGUACGAGAUGAUACAGGAGGGAAAUAUGUACGUUCUGGUGAUCCGAUUGGCGGCGUUUGACGAUGAGGCCAAGUACAUGUAUGAGGCAGAGGACAAGAGGACCACCGGCAAACUCGUUAUUCAGGGUAUUCGCCUGGAGUUUGUCAAGCCCAUUAAGGAUGUAACAGUGAAAGAGAGAGAAACAGCCGAGUUCAGCGUUGAACUGUCUCAUGAAAACAUCUCAGUGGUUUGGUACAAAAACGACGUCCGGCUGCUUCCCAGUAAGGUGGUUCACAUGUCGGAUCAUGGAAAAGUCCACACUCUGGCCUUCAAGGAGGUGACGAUCGACGACACCUCUAUGAUCAAGGUGGAGGGAAUGGACAAGAGCAUGACAGCCAUGCUCACUGUCAUCGAGGGUGACUUGUACUUCACCACCAAGCUGCAGAACUACACUGCUGUGGAGAAGGACGAGGUGAAGCUGGUCUGUGAACUUAGCAAGGCCGUUGCUGAUGUGAAAUGGUUUAAGGAUGGGAAGGAGAUCACUCCGUCCAAGAACAUCGCCAUCACCUCGGACGGAAAGAAGAGAACCCUGAUGGUCCGGAAGGCAGAGAAGGCCAACAUCGGAGAGUAUACYUGCGACUGUGGCUCAGACAAAACCACAGCAAACCUCAACAUUGAAGAGCGCGAUAUCAAGGUUGUCCGUCCCCUGUACAGCGUGGAGGUCACUGAGACAGAGACAGCCAAGUUUGAGACUGAGAUUUCCGAAGAGGAUGUCCACGGAAACUGGAAACUGAAGGGAGAAGCUCUGCACCAGUCAGCGGACGUGGAGAUUAAAGAGGAAGGAACCAAACACAUGCUGAUCCUCUAUAAUGUCCGUAUGGACAUGGCCGGAGCUGUUGACUUCUCUGCAGCCAACGCCAAAUCCAACGCUCAGCUCAGGGUCAAAGCUCGCUCCAUCACGCUGAUGCAUCCGCUGAAGGAUGUGACAGUGACAGCCGGAGAGACGGCUACCUUCGAGUGUGAGCUCUCAUAUGAAGGCAUCGAAGUGGAGUGGUUCGUUGGAGGACAGAAGAUGGAAGCCAGCGACCGGGUAAAGACUCGGGUGGCAGGUAAAGUUCACACUCUGACUGUCCGAGAUGUGAAACUGUCAGAGGCCGGGGAGGUCAAAGUGACGGCCAAGGAUUUCCUGACUCAAGCUCAGCUCUUUGUUGGAGAGCCACCAGUAGAGUUCACAAAGCCUCUGGAAGACCAGACGGUGGAGGAAGAGGCCACCGCCACCCUGGAGUGCGAAGUGUCAAGAGAGAACGCCGAGGUGCGCUGGUUCAGGGAGGGUCAGGAGAUCAGAAAGACCAAGAAGUAUGACACCAUCGCUGACGGUCGCAAGAGAGCACUUAUCAUCCAUGACUGCUCUCCAGAUGAUGCCAAAAUGUACACAUGUGAUGCUAAAGAGUUCAAAACUUCCUGCUUCCUGGAGGUUACACCUCCUUAUGUGGAGUUUACAAAACCACUACAGGAUGUGGAAGUCGGAGAGAAAGAAUCAGCCAGGUUUGAAUGUGAAGUGUCCCGCGAGUCUGCCAAGGUUCGCUGGUUUAAGGACGGCAGCGAGAUCAGGAAGGGAAAGAAGUAUGAAAUCAUUGCUAAAGGAGUGCAGAGGAUCCUCAUCAUCCACAAGUCAGUGUUUGACGAUGAGGCAGAGUACGAAUGUGAUGCCAGAACCUUCAAGACGUCUGGCAUGCUCACUGUCAUCGAGGAAGCAGCCACAUUCACCAAGAACCUGUCCAACGUGGAGGGAACGGAGACAGACAGCGUAAAGAUGUUCUGUGAAGUUUCCAAGGCCAAUGCUGAGGUUACCUGGUUCAGAGGAGAUGAAGAACUGCCAGAGGGCGGACGCUACGAUCAGAYCAUGGACGGUCGCAGGAGGAUCUUGAUCAUCCAGGACCUGAGGAUGGAAGAUGCUGGAGAGUACAACUGCAGGCUGAGUCCGACUGUCAGAACAUCCGCCACCCUGAAACUCAAUGAACUGGCAGCGGAGUUCAUCUCUCGCCCUCAGAACCAGGACGUGGUGGAGGGUGAGCAGGCUGAGUUCUCCUGCACCGUGUCCAAAGACACCUAUGAGGUGAAGUGGUUCAGAGGUGAACAAGAGAUCCAAGCUGGAGACAAAUACACAAUCAUCAGUGAAGGAAAGAGAAGGGCUCUGAYUGUGAAAAAAUGUGACCUGAAGGAUGAGGGUGGCUAUGUUGCUCACAUCGGCAGCGUUAAAGCUUCUGCUGAUCUCUGUGUGAUAGAAAAACUGAGGAUYGUUACACCAAUUAAAGACACAGAGGUGAAGGAGGGAAGCGAGAUUGUGUUUAACUGUGAGACCAAUACUGAGGGAGGCAAGGCCAAGUGGCUGAAGAAUGAGGAGACCAUUUUUGAAAGCAGCAAGUACAUGAUGGUUCAGAGAGACAACGUCUUCUCUCUGAGGAUCAAAGAUGCCCAGAAGGCCGAUGAGGCCAAUUACACUGUCUCUCUGACUAACAACAGGGGAGAACAGGCCAAGUGCUCUGCYAGCGCUAAAGUUGCAGAGGAAAAACUCAAAUUCCUGGAGCCCAUUGAAGACAUUGAGACWCAGGAGAAGAAGACCAUCAGCUUUGUUUGCAAAGUGAACCGGUCUGAGGUGACCGUAAGAUGGAUGAAGGCCGGCCAGGAGGUGACCCUCAGCAAACGCAUCGUGUACCGAGCCGAUGGACUCAAACACACCCUGACUAUCAAAGACUGCACAAUGGAAGAUGAGGGCGAGUACACUGCCAUGGUUGGAGAUGACAAGUGUGCUGCUGAGCUGAUCAUCAGUGAGGCGCCAACUGACUUCACAGGACAGCUCAGAGACCAGACUAUUACCGAGUUUGAGGAUGCAGAGUUCACUUGCAAACUGAGCAAGGAGAAGGCUGCUGUCAAGUGGUACAAGAAUGGACGAGAGAUCCGAGAAGGACMGAGAUAUCAUAUGGAAAAAGAAGGCAAAACAUGCAGAUUGAUCAUCAAGGUGUGCAGACCUGAUGACGAGUGUGAAUAUGCCUGUGGUGUGGAUGAGAGAAGGAGCAGAGCCAGGCUCUUUGUUGAAGAGACCCCAGUGGAGAUCAUCAGACCACCACAGGACAUGUUUGAACCUCCAGGUUCAGAUGUCGUGUUUGAGGUGGAGCUCAACAAGGACAGAGUGGAGGUCAAGUGGAUGAGAAACAACAUGAUCAUUGUGCAGGGUGACAAGUACCAGAUGAUCAGUGAGGGGAAGAUCCACAGGUUACAAGUCUGUGAGAUCAGACCCAGAGACCAAGGAGAGUACCGCAUUGUGGCCAAAGACAAGGAUGCCCGGGCCAAACUGGAGCUGGCAGCUGUUCCAAAGAUCAAGACCACUGACCAAAAUCUGGUGACGGAUGCUGGGAAACCCUUCGUCAUGACGGUUCCUUACGAUGCCUACCCUCGUGCUGAUGCAGAGUGGUUCUUUGAUGGCAAAAGCUUACCUGUUCAAAACAUUGAUACUUCACUUGACAAAACCGAGUACCGUCUUAAGAGCCCUACCAAAGAGGAACAGGGCCGGUACAGAGUGGUAAUCAAAAACAAACAUGGUGAGGGUGAAGCUUUCAUCAACCUGGAUGUGAUUGAUGUCCCUGGACCUAUUAAGAACCUAAGAGUGGUUGACACUGCUGAUGGUGAGGUCAGCUUAGCCUGGGAGGAGCCUGAGAGUGAUGGUGGCAGCAAGAUUAUCGCUUACGUGGUAGAACGACGCGAUGUGAAGCGGAAGACCUGGACYCUUGCUACAGACCGGGCUGAUACUCCAGAAUACUGUGUCAGUGGUCUCCAGAAGGACUCCCUGUACCUGUUCAGAGUCUGUGCUCGUAACAGAGUUGGUCCYGGUCCCAUUGUUGCCACUGUCGAUGCCGUUCAGGCCAAGAACAAGUUUGAUGUUCCGGAUGCUCCAGAAAAUGUUGGCAUUGGUGUGGUGAACAAGUUUGGAGCCACUGUCAACUGGGAGCCUCCUAAGUUUGAUGGGGGCUCAGAGAUCACUGCAUAUGUGAUUGAGCUCCGUGACAGAACCUCUGUGAAAUGGGAGGCGGCCCUGGUAUGUGGAGCYAGUGAUCGAUCGGCUACACUGAAUGACGUGGUGGAGCACAAGGAGUACAUCUUCAGAGUCCGAGCUGAAAACAARGCCGGAAUUGGACGGCCUAGUGCUGCAACCAACCCAGUGAAGAUAAUGGAUCCCAUUGAGAGGCCAAGUCCACCUCUGAACCUGAACUACAAUGACCAAAUCAACACCGCUGUCACUCUGACCUGGGAAACCCCGUUAAGCAACGGUGGCAGCAUGAUCACCGGGUACAUUAUUGAGAAAUGUGAUGAGGGUUCAGACAAGUGGUUACGCUGCAACGCCAGACUGUGUCCUGACCUCUCCUACCGGGUUUCUGGACUGAAGCCUGGUCAGAAGUACCUGUACAGAGUGUGUGCUGAGAAUGCUGCUGGUGUCUCAGAUCCAACAGAGAAGCUUGGACCACUGCUUGCCGACGACCCACAUGUUGGUCCAACCUUUGAUCUAAGCGGCUUUAGGAAUGGCCUGGAAGUUAUUGCCCCUCAGCCUCUCACCAUCAGGGUCCCCAUUACCGGAUACCCCACUCCCACAGCGAAGUGGAACUUUGGAGAAAAGGAGCUGACCAAAGCAGAGGAGCGUGUCUCCAUGGUAACAAAGCCAACGUUUACAGAGCUGACAAUCUCUCCAAGUGUCCGUCCAGAUAAAGGCACAUACACCCUGCACCUGGAGAAUGAUGUCGCAUCCGUCUCUGGAGAGAUCGAGGUCAAUGUCAUCGCAUGUCCUAGUGCACCCAAAGACUUUAAGGUAGCUGAGGUAACUAGGCUCCAUGUCCACCUGAUGUGGGAGCCACCAGAACAUGACGGAGGAAGUCCAGUUACCCACUAUCAGAUAGAAAAGAGAGAGGUUUCCCGCAAGACCUGGGCCAAGGUUGCUACUGGUGUCAUGGAUCUGGAGCACACAGUAACAGAUGUGAUUGAGGGAAAAGAAUAUCUGUUUAGCGUUAUUGCCUGCAACAAGUGUGGACCUGGAGAACCAGCCUACAUAGAUGAGCCUGUAAACGUCUCCUCACCUGCUACUAUUCCUGAUCCUCCUGAGAACCUGAAAUGGCGUGAUAAGAGUGGCAAGAGCAUCUUCCUUUCCUGGGAGCCUCCAAAGUAUGACGGUGGUGCUCCUGUUAAAGGUUACGUGGUUGAUAAAUGUCAACGUGGGACAGACAAGUGGGAACCCUGUGGUGACCCCAUUCCUGAACUCAAGUUCCAGGUGACAGGGCUGAUCGAGGGCCAGUGGUACGCCUACAGAAUCAGAGCAGUGAACAAGUUGGGGGCCAGCAGGCCCUGCAGGGCCACUGAUGAGAUUCAGGCCGUAGAUGCUCGAGAACCUCCAGAGAUUCAGCUGGAUGUGAAGCUGCUGGCAGGCCUGACUGCCAGAGCAGGCACCAAGAUUGAGCUUCCUGCAGACGUUAAAGGACAGCCUGAUCCUCGUGUAAAAUGGACCAAGGCUGACUUGGUCCUACGGGCUGAUGACCGUAUCACCAUUGAGACCCAGCCGGGACACUCCAAAGUUUCCAUAGGCAACACCACCAGAGAAGACACGGCCACUUACAUCAUAGAGGCAGUCAACAUCUGUGGACGCGCCACUGCCACCAUUGAUGUCAACAUCCUAGAUAAACCGGGCCCUCCAGCUGCCUUUGAUAUCUCAGAGAUCACCAAUGAGUCCUGCGUUUUAGCCUGGAACCCUCCCAGAGAUGACGGUGGCUCACCCAUCACCAACUACAUUGUUGAAGCUCGUCAGACAGACAAAGAGGAGUGGGUCAAAUUGUCAGCCACUGUGAAGGACACCACCUUCAAGGCCUGCAAGCUUAUUGCUAUGAAGGAGUACAUCUUCAGGAUCAGUGCUGAGAACCAGUAUGGCAUUGGCAUUCCUACAGAGCACACACCAAUCAUUGCUAAGUACUCUUUUGAUCCACCUGGUCCUCCAACCAGAGUCACUCCUUCUGACAUUGCCAAGGAUGCAGUGACACUGACCUGGUUUGAGCCAGAUGAGGACGGUGGCAGCCCUAUCACAGGAUACUGGAUUGAGAAGUUUGAUCAAGAGAGCGACAAGUGGAUACGAUGCAACAAACUSCCCAUAAAGGACACAACUUUCAGGGUAAAAGGUCUUCCCACCAAGAAGAAGUACAGCUUCCGUGUUUUGGCAGAGAAUCUGGCUGGACCUGGRAAACCAAGUGCAGAGACAGAUCCUGUGCUUAUUAAAGAUCCCAUUGAUCCUCCAUGGGCACCCGGAAAACCUGUUGUCAGGGAAGUUGGCAAGACCACUGCCUUGUUAGCGUGGACACGACCRGAGCACGACGGCGGGGCAAAGAUCGAAGGUUACAUCAUCGAGUUCCAGAARACUGGAAGCGAGGAAUGGAUCCGUAUUGCAGAGGAUGUUCCUCAGACAGAGCACCAGCUGCAGGGUCUGAUGGAGAAGCAGGAGUACUCAUUCAGAGUUAAAGCUGUCAAUAAGGCCGGUGAGAGUGAACCCAGCGAACCCAGUGACCCUGUGGUCUGCAAGGAGAGACUCUACCCUCCAUCUGCUCCUCAGUGGCUGGAGGUCACCAACAUCACCAAGAUCAGCGCUGAUCUGAAAUGGCAGGCUCCAAGCAGUGAUGGAGGUUCACCCAUCACAAACUAUGUGGUGGAAAAGAGGGAUGUGAGGCGGAAGGCGUAUGUGAUUGAAAAGAAAGAAAAGGUUGGAACUCGAUGGCUGAAGUGCUGCAAGACUCCAGAUAAACAGACGCAGUUCAAGGUGACAGAUGUUGAUGAAGGAUCAGAGGUGCAGUUUCAGGUCAGAGCUGAGAAUGAGGCCGGAGUGGGAGACCCGAGUGAGCCCACUGUCAUCCUCACCAUCGAGGAUCCAACAAGUCCUCCAUCUCCUCCUCUGGAAGUGGCCAUUGUUGAUGCCAGCAGGGAACACAUCAAUGUCACCUGGAAACCACCAGCCAAAGAUGGCGGCUKCCCAAUAACUGGAUACCAUGUUGAGGUGGCAGAGGCUCGUCCAGAACUCAAGUGGCUGAGGGUAAAUGCCCGGCCCAUUAAAGARCUGAAGUUUAGGAUUGAYGAUGGAAUCAAACCAGAGAAAAAGUAUGUGAUUAGAGUUCGUGCCAUCAACUCUAUUGGUGUAAGCGAUCCCUCUGAAAUCUCCGACAAAGUUGCCACCAAAGAUCCUGACUGUGCUCCAACCUUGGAUCUGGAUGGACAGGAUGUGAUUGUGGUUGAAGGCGAGAAGCUGCACCUGAACAUCCCCUACAAAGCAAUCCCAACUCCCAAGAUGGUUUGGCAGAAAGACACAGUAGAGUGUAAAGCCGACGACAGGCUCUCCAUGACCGUUGAGAUGAACAGCGCUCACCUGGAGAUGCUGAAGUGCCAGCGUGCCGAYGCUGGUGCCUACACCAUCACUCUGGAGAACAGUCUGGGAACUGCUACUGGCACCAUCAAUGUCAAAGUUAUCGGGCUCCCUGGUCAGUGUAAAGACAUCACCUCCAGUGACGUYACUAARAAUUCCUGCAAGAUCAGCUGGGAAGCUCCAGAAGACGAUGGAGGCACACCUAUUGUCAGCUACACUYUGGAGCGCCGAGAAGCAUCCAAGAAAACCUACAUGCCCAUCAUGUCAGGGGAAAAUGUCCUCACCUACAACACGAAAGACCUUUAUAUCAACUGUGAGUACUACUUCAGAGUGAAGGCUGUCAACAAGGUCGGAGCAGGAGAAUAUUUGGAGCUACGCAAYCCGGUUCUCACCGAGGAAAUCAAACGUAAGUUCUUGUUUUUAAUAAAUGAGGAUGUGACCAAGGAACCUGCCAAAAAGAUUGUUCCUUUGUUAAAAAAGAAGAAGACCAAAGCCAAUGUUCCAGAACCAGAGGAGGAGUUUSUGACUCCUCUGCGUGAACGUCUUGGUCUGGAUAAAACCACCAAAGGCCAGUCUGCUCUGAUGAUCCGUGACUCUGUCAGGAUUGACCACGGCAACUACACAAUCAGGGUGGAAAACACACAUGGUGUUGCUUCUGCCACCUGCUACGUCAAUGUCCUGGACAAGCCUGGCCCUCCAAUAAACUUCACCUUUGAUGAGAUCAGGAACACAUCUGUCAUCUGUAACUGGGAGCCUCCGGCRGAUGAUGGAGGCAGCGAGAUUCUGAACUACAUCCUUGAGAAGAAGGACAACAAGAAUGAUGAGAUUGGCUGGAUCACUAUCACCUCCACCCUGAAGGGCACCAGUUUCCCUGUCACCAAACUCAUCGAAGGGAAGGAAUACAUCUUCAGAGUAACAGCUGAGAACAAAUAUGGCUGCGGUUUGCCAUGCAUCUCUGAUCCACUUGUCGCCAAGAACCAAUUCAAUCCUCCUGAUGCUCCCAACACUCCCAGAGUGCAUGAGGUGACAGCAAGCUCCGCUCACAUCUCCUGGCACGAGCCAAAGGACAACGGCAGCCCGAUCCUGGGCUACUGGAUUGAGAGGAAGGAGGUGAACAGCAAACACUGGACCAGAGUCAACCGGGCCCUCCUCAAUUCUCUAGAUGUGAAGGUCACYGGACUGAUGGAGGGACUCACCUAUAUCUUCAGAGUAUGCGCAGAAAACCUGGCAGGCCCCGGGCCCUUCAGUGAGCCCACUGAGCGCAUUGUGGCCAUGGACGCCAUUCUUCCUCCUGGGCCCCCCACUCCACGGGUUGUGGACACUGGCAAUGAUUCUGUCAUCUUGGCCUGGAAGCCUCCAUUGUACAAYGGUGGAGGCGAGAUCCUGGGAUACCACAUUGAGAAGGUUUUGGUCGGAGAGAAAGAAUGGAGUCGCUGCACAGAGUUCAGGUGUAAAGAACUAACAUUCACAGUGACGGGCCUCACUGAAGGAGCAGACUAUUACUUCCGGGUCCUUGCUAUUAAUGAUGCUGGCCCUGGAGCUCCUGGUCUCACUGAACCUGUAACCGUCAAAGAGCCACAAGAAACUCCUGUCGUGGAAUUUGAUGACUCUGUGAAGAACGGCGUCAUGAUCAAGGCUGGUGACUCCCUGAGACUUCCUGCAGUGGUGACGGGCCGACCUCAGCCAGAGGUCAAAUGGGCCAAAGACGAGGCAGAAAUGGACAAAGAGAGAAUGAUUGUGGAGACGGAGGGCAAGAAGAGCACUCUGUUCAUCAAGAAGGCUGUGAGGGCAGAUCAUGGAAAGUACCAGAUCACUGGSACCAACAGCAGUGGCACCAAGACCGCAGAGACCAGAGUGGACGUUAUGGAUGUCCCUGGACCAGUGGUUGACUUGAAGGCUGUCCUGGUGACUAAGAAGAACAUUGUUCUCACCUGGUCAGACCCUCUGGACAACGGAGGCAGUGACAUCAUUGGCUACGAAGUGCUGAGGAAAGACACCAAGAUGAAGCUGUUCCGUCAGCCCAUUGAAAUCGCGUCCUGUAAAUGUGAUGUUCAGGGCCUGCUGGGUGGUGAGGAGUACGACUUCAGAGUCAUCGCCAGAAACAAGUACGGUGAUGGCGCACCAGCAGAUCUGGGACCCAUCCUGGCUGAGGAUCCUAAAGGGACUCCAUCUGCUCCUGAGAAACUGCACUACACUGACCGAAGCAAGUCAACUAUUACUCUGGCUUGGCUGCCCCCUCGCACUGAUGGCGGCAGCCCCAUCAGGGGAUACUACGUUGAGAAGAUGAGAUCAGAUAGCACAGAGUACGAGGUGGCCAAUCGCAAGAUCUUUACAGAGUGCUGUGGAAYCAUUGAAAACCUCUCCGAGAAYCAGGAGUACCAGUUCCGUGUUAAAGCUGCAAAUGAAGUUGGAGAAGGCGAUCCUUCCAAACCAAUAACUGCCAAGAUCCAGGACGAUGAAGUUGCUCCAGUUAUUUCAAUUCUGAAGUAUUUCAAGAGCAAUGCAAUCAAUGUGAGGAAAGGAGCAGCCAUAGACAUCCCAGCAGAGGUGAUUGGACUGCCUUUGCCAACAUUCCAGUGGAUGAAGGAUGAUGUGGUGAUUGAGAAUCCUGACGAGGAGAAGAUGACCAUGGAGUCAGAGGAGGUGAACAGGACAACAAUAAAGACAAAGAUAGCUAUCCCAGUGACCGUCCGACAGGACAAAGGAAACUACAAGCUGGUAGCUGAAAACUGUCAUGGAAAAGCUCAGCAUGUGAUCGGAGUUGAAAUCCUCGACCGCCCCCUUCCACCAAGGAAUAUUGUUGUGUCRGACAUCAAAGCAGACUCUUGCUACCUGACUUGGGACGCUCCGGAGGACAACGGAGGCAGUGAGAUAACCAACUAUAUUGUGGAGCGCAGAGAUGCCAGCAAGAAGAAAUCAGACUUUGACGUUCUGACCAUCAAUCAGAUCGACAGAAGAUAUGGGGUCUACAAAUUGRUCUUGAAUGGAAUCUACCAAUUCAGGAUCAAAGSUGAAAACAAGUAUGGUGUCAGUGAUGGCUGUGAUUCAGAAAAAGUCCAGCUUAGGGAUCCGUUUGGCCUCCCUGGACCUCCACGUAACCCUAAAAUCAUAGCUGCAACAGCAACCACUAUGACCGUCACCUGGGAUCCCCCUCUGGACAAUGGCGGCUCCACCAUCCAGGGCUAUUGGCUGGAGAAGAGGGAGCGUGGUGCCGUAUACUGGGGUCGUGUUAACCGAGCUCCGGUCACCAAACCAGCGGUUAAGGGCCUGCAGUACACAGUGUUGAGGCUCAUAGAAGGAACAGAGUACCAGUUCAGGAUYGCGGCCUGCAACGCAGCAGGAGUCGGACCACACAGUGAACCCACUGAGUGCCGCUUCGCCACCGAUCCAUGCAAUCCUCCAAGCCCACCUGGCAGCCCAGAGGUUAAAGAUAAGACCAAGAGUAGCAUCACACUCACCUGGACUCCUCCAGAAAGAGAUGGUGGAAGCCCAAUCAAGGGUUACAUUGUUGAGGUUCACGAGGAGGGCUCUCCGGAUUGGAGAAGGGUCAACCCAGCCGACAAGCUCCACCCRUCCACUGAAAUUACCGUCCCUGACCUGAAAGAGGGCAAGAAGUGCAAGUUCAGGAUUUAUGCAGUGAACGCCGCAGGAAACUCAGAGCCUGCUAGGACUGGCGAUAUCCUGGUUCAGGACAUCCUGAUCGAACCCACAGUGACUCUGGAUGUGAGUGCUCACGACCUGCUGAACUGCAGAGCAGGAACCACCGUCAGAAUCCCUGCCACCAUAAAAGGACGACCCAUUCCCAAAGUCACCUGGACCUUCGUUGAUGGAACUGCCGAGACUGAAAAGAAGAACGACCUUCACACACUGCCCAUUGACUCAGAGGUCCAUUCUACUGACACAACGUCAUUGGUGGUGAUCCCAGAAAGCAAGCUGAGCCACACCGGUCGAUUCAUCCUCAACGCAGAGAGUCCAGCUGGACACAAAGUACUCAAAGUCAGAGUCAAUGUGCUCGACCUCCCUGGACCUGUUAGAAAUCUGAAGGUGAGUGACGUGACCAGAGGAACCUGCAGACUCACCUGGAAGCCUCCAGAAAGCGACGGAGGAGARAGAGUGAAGAGCUACUUUAUUGAGAAGAAAACUGUGGAAGGCAAAGCUUGGACCAAGGUAAACCCAACCUGUGCUACCCAGUCUCUGGUGGUUCCAGACCUCAUUCAUGGUGAGGAGUACAUUUUCCGUGUCAAAGCUGAAAACCGCUUUGGCUUUGGCCCAUUUGUCGAGACUCCUGAAGGAACCAAAGCUAAAGAUCCCAUCCAYCCUCCGGAUCCUCCAACAAGGCUCAAGAUCCACAACAUAAGAAAGGGCACUCUCACUUUGACCUGGAAGGCUCCGAAGAACGACGGAGGUUCGCCAGUCACGCACUACAGCGUCGACCUUCUCUGCUGGGAUUCCAGCGGUGCCCAAAAGGAGUCUUGGAGGAGAUGCAACAGGAGAGAUGUCGACACCACAAACUUCAAGGUGGAAGACCUGACAGAGGGAGAUGAGUAUGAGUUCAGAGUGACGGCUAACAAUGAGGCCGGACCCAGCAGACCAUCAACCACUGCUGGACCCGUCAUCAUCCAGGACCAGACCUGUGCUCCAUCCAUUGAGCUGGAGGAGUUCAURGAGGUGGAGCAGGGCUCUGACAUCAGCAUUGUGGCCAAGCUUCGUGGCUGUCCCUUCCCAACACUCACCUGGUACAAGGCACCUCCCCACAAGCCUGACGACAAGGUCGAGGUCCAGUACGACGAGCAYAUCAACAAGAUUGUGUCAGAYGACAGCUGCACGCUGCUCAUCCAGCAGGGCAAACGCCACGACACUGGGCUGUACACUCUAGUGGCCUCCAACAGUCUUGGCAAAGCAUCCAAGGAAAUGAGGCUCAACGUUCUCGGUCGUCCUGGUCCUCCCUCAGCUCCUAUUAAGUUUGAAGAAAUUGGCGCAGAGAAGAUUACUCUGUCCUGGCUACCACCAAAGGAUGAUGGUGGCUCUAAAAUCACAAACUAUGUCAUCUGGAGGCGUGUGGCCAAUAGGAAGACCUGGGUACCUGUGACAAACGAGCCCAAGGACCGAAUCUGGACGGUGGAGCACCUCAUGGAGGGGCAUGAAUAUGUCUUCCGCAUCAUGGCACAGAAUAAGUAUGGAGUUGGCGAGCCGCUGGACAGUGACCCUGAGGUUGCCCGAAACCGUUGCACUGUUCCUGGUCAGUGUGAGAAGCCAACAGUAACCAACAUCACCAUGGAUUCAAUGACCGUCAACUGGGAGGAGCCUGAGGAUGACGGCGGCACCCCGAUCACUGGCUACUGGCUGGAGCGCAAAGAGACCACAGGCAAACGUUGGGCUCGUGUUUCCAGGGACCCUCUCCGUCCCAUGGGCCUUGGCGAGUCCUUCGUAGUGAGUGGACUUGUUGAGGGGUCUCAGUAUUUAUUCAGAGUUUCUGCCAUCAAUGCUGCGGGUCCAGGACUUGCUAGUCCUCCAACAGACCCUAUCUUUGCCAGAGACCCUAUCUCUCCCCCAUCUCCUCCGACCCCGAAGGUUUCUGAUUGGACGAAAUCCACAGUAGAUCUCGAGUGGAUUCCGCCCUUAAAAGAUGGAGGAUCCAAGAUAAUCGGCUACUGGGUGGAGUWCAAGGAGGAGGGCACUGAGGCCUGGGUUAAGGCUAAGGAAACUGAAAUCCGAGGGACACGUUUUGUGAUCAGUGGUCUAAAGACAGGUGGUCAGUACAGGUUCAGGGUGAUUGCCUUCAAUGCUGCUGGUAACGGUGAGCCAGGUGAAGUCCCAGAGGUGCUUGAGGUCAACGACAGAGCCAUUGCUCCUGAGGUGGAUCUGGAUGCCUCGAUUAAGGAGAGGAUGGUGGUCCAUGCGGGUGGUGUGAUCCGUCUGAUUGCCUAUGUGUCAGGGCAGCCGACACCUGAGGUCACCUGGACCAGAGAUGGUGCUGGACUGCCACCAGAAGCUAAAGUGGAGACCACCGCCAUCAGCUCUUCACUGGUCAUCAAGCCCUGUACAAGAAAACACCUUGGUUUUUAUACCCUGACCGCCAAGAAUGCCAGUGGGGAGAAARCAAAGAAUGUCACGGUAGAAGUCCUAGAUGUUCCCGGACCUGUUGGCAUCCCAUUUCUGGUUGAAAACCUGAGCAUCGACUCCUGCAAGCUCAGCUGGUUCUUCCCUGAAAAUGAUGGAGGUUCACCSAUCAGCAACUACAUCAUUGAGAAACGUGAAGCUGAGCGUAAAGCCUGGACAUCACUGUCCUAUAGUGCCAGCAGGCAGAAUGCCAUUGCUCGCGAUCUCACCCUCGGAAAGGCCUUCUUUUUCAGAGUGGCCGCCGAGAACGCCAUUGGCAUUGGACCUUUUGUCGAGACAGCAGCUGAGAUUGUUAUCAAGGAGCCGAUGAGUGUACCGGACCGUCCUGAAGAACUGGAAGUCACUAAGGUUACCAAAAAUUUGAUCAGCGUCACUUGGAAAGCGCCCAAAUAUGACGGUGGCUCUGAGAUUACCAUGUACAUUCUUGAAGCACGUAUGAUUGGCAAAGACAAGUUCACCAGACUUACCAAAGACAAGUUGAUGGACAKGAAGUUCACAUACGAUGGUCUCAGAGAGGGAGACACCUAUGAGUUCAGGGUGAUUGCCGUAAAUGAAGUUGGACAGAGUAAACCAUCAUUCUGCACUAAACCAAUCACUUGCAAGGAUGCACUCGARCCACCAACCAUUGAGUUGGACUUCCGUGAUAAGAUCAUUAUACGUGUGGGAGAGAGCUGCCUACUUCAGGGACGCUACACAGGCAAACCAGCUCCAUCCAUUGUUUGGUWCAGAGAUGACGAGGAGCUGAAGGCUGACAAACACGUAGUAUUCAAGAACACUCCAACCAUGCUGUCGCUUGGCCUGGUGAAGGCAGAGCGACAGCACAGUGGCAGAUAUGUGGUGGUUGUGGAAAACAGCACCGGAUCCAGGAAGGGCGUCUGCAACGUCACGGUCGUAGAUCGUCCAACUCCUCCUGUUGGCCCUGUGGUGUUUGAGGAGGUGCACAGGGAAUACAUGGUUAUCUCCUGGAAGCCUCCUCUGGACAAUGGAGGUGUUGAGGUCUCAAAUUACAUAAUUGAGAAGAGAGAUGUCAACAGAGAGAUCUGGACCACAGUAACAUCUGCCUCAACCAAGACCACAUGCAAGAUUCCAAAACUAACUGAAGGCAGGGAGUACAUCAUGAGAAUAUCUGCAGAGAAUAUGUACGGUAUCAGCGAUGCUCUGGAGUCUGAGGAGAUGAAAGCUAAAGAUUUGUUCAGAGUCCCUGAAGCCCCCGAAAUGCCAACAGUCAGAGAGGUAUAUGGUACCAAUGCUUUGGUUCUGUGGAACCGGCCACGUGAUGGAGGUAAACCCAUCACCAACUACAUCCUGGAAAAGAAGGAGCCUGGAGCCAAGAGGUGGUCAAGAGUCACCAGAGACCCACUGUACCCAGCCACUCAGUAUCGUGUCCAGGACUUGGUUGAGGGCUGCGAGUACGAAUUCAGGGUGAUGGCUGAGAAUGAGUUGGGAACUGGAGAUCCUAGUCCCCCCUCCAAACCAAUCCUUGCCAAGGAUCCCAUUGUGCGUCCAAGUCCUCCAGUUACCCCUGAAGCUUAUGAUAAGACCAAAGAUUCAGUCAGUCUGAAAUGGCAGAUGCCACGUCACGAUGGAAAAGGGCGAAUCUUUGGCUACCUUGUGGAGUAUCAGAGUCCUGGUGCCGUAGAGUGGAUUCAGGCCAACACGACUCCAGAGCAGUGUCCUGACCUCCAUUAUGUGGUGACAGGUCUGACUGAUGGACAGGAGUAUUCCUUCAGGAUCUUUACAGUAAAUGCAGCAGGAAAAUCCGACCCUGCCUUUGUCAAACAGACCAUCAAAGUCCAUGACAGGCUAGAGGAGCCAGAGUUACUCUUGGAUGCCAACAUGGCUCGUGACCACUUAGCCAUGCUGGGCACUGAUAUCACACUUAGUGCCACAAUUAAGGGUGUGCCGACACCAACAGUCUCCUGGAAGAAGAAUGAUGGAGAUGUUCCUUCUCACAUCACUGUUGCAGUUACGGCCACUGGUAGCAAAGUCUUCAUUCCCAAGUGUGUCCGUGCAGAUUCUGGCAACUACACUAUUACAGUUGAGAAUGYUGGUGGAAAGAAAUCUGCGACCGUUGCCGUGCUUGUGCUGAAUAAGCCUUCUCCUCCAAGAGAUCUUGUGGUGUCUGAGGUGACCAGUGAGUCUGCUUAUCUGACAUGGAAGGCUCCAGAGGACAAUGGCGGUGCAGUCAUCUCCCAUUAUGUCGUGCAAAAGAAGGAUGUGGCUGCAGAUCAAUGGGUACCAGUUGCUCCAGCCAAUAAGAAGCUUAGUCUUAUGGCGAUGUACCUGAUGGAGGGAAUCCAGUACUUAUUUAGGGUGGCUGCUGAAAACCAGUUUGGCAGGAGUGACUUUGUCGUGACCAAGACACCUGUCAAGGCUGUUGAUCCUCUUUAUCCACCUGGCCCACCCAAAAACCUCCACCAUACUGAUGCAGACAAGACAGAGGUGUGGUUGGCCUGGCAAUGGCCCGAUCGCACUGGUGGAAGUGAAAUUACUGGGUUCAUUGUAGAACACCAAGAAGAGGGCCAAACUGACUGGGUUACCUUCAAAACUGUGAGCAACAACCAUAGCCAUGUAACAGGUCUGGUUGAAGGCAAGACUUACCGCUUCAGGGUCAAAGCUCAGAAUGCUAUUGGUGUUAGCCGCCCUGACACCAGUAUCCCUAUUACUUGUCAGGAGAAGACAUUACCACCUACUAUUGAAGUUGAUGUGAAGCUUAUUGAGGGUCUCGUAGUCAAAGCUGGCAGUACUAUUACUCUACCAGCUAAGAUGACAGGAAUCCCUCUUCCCACUGCCAAAUGGAUUAGUGAUGGCAAGGAGAUCACUCCCGAGGGCCGACUUAAAAUUGAGUCUGCUGAAUCUUCAACCACCCUAAGCAUCACAGAGUGCCAGAGAGGAGAUACUGGAGAGUACAUAGUCACUGUGUCAAAUCCUGCAGGUAGUAAGACCGCUGCCCUACAUGUCACUGUAUUGGAUCUACCAGGACCACCAAUCGGACCCAUCAAUAUYUUGGAGGUCACCCCAGAUCAUAUGAUGAUACAGUGGAGGGCACCUAAAGAUGAUGGUGGCACACCUAUCACUAACUAUGUGGUAGAAAAGAAGGAUGUCAAGAAGCCAUGGGAGCCCUGGUCAGUGGUUAGCUCUAGUGGCACCAGUACAAAGGCCAAGGUGACAAGGUUGGAGAAAGGUCGUGAGUACAUUGUCAGGGUUCGAGCAGAGAACAAGAUUGGGAUUGGUGCUAGUCUUGAAAGUCCUCCUACUAUUGCCAAGCAUAUGUUUAAUCCUCCUGGACCUCCAGGCUUUCCUGAGUGUUCUGAUAUCACAGAAAACGCUGUAACAGUGGAAUGGGCCCUGCCUGACCAUGAUGGAGGCAGCCCCAUUAGUGGCUAUGUUGUUGAACGCAGGGAGAUGACAGGAAAGUGGAUUCGUGUGAAUAAAACCCCUGUGCUAGACCUAAGAUACAGAGUCUCUGGUCUGUUUGAAGGCAAUAGCUAUGAAUUCCGAGUGUUUGCUGAGAAUAUUGCUGGCAUCAGUGAGCCUUCACUCACAUCUGACCCAAUUAAAGCCACCCGUGCCAUCACAAAACCUGGACCUCCUGGUAACCCCAAGCUUAAGGAUUGGAGUAAAUGUUAUGCAGACAUCUGCUGGACCAAACCCACAAGAGAUGGAGGGAGUCCAAUUCUGGGCUAUGUCAUUGAGAUUCAGAAGUCUGGAUCUGCCCAGUGGGACAGAAUCAACAAGGAUCUAAUCAAGAUCUGUGCUUAUAGAGUGCCUGGGUUGAUUGAAGGAAUGGAGUACAGAAUACGUAUCAGAGCUACAAACAAGAUUGGAGACAGUGAACCCCGGGAGGUACCCGAGACUGUUUUGGCAAAAGACAUCCUGGUGCCUCCUGAAGUUGUGGUUGAUGUCUCCUGUCGUGACUCUGUGACAGUCAGAGCAGGACAGAUAAUAAGUUUGAUUACUAGAGUAAAAGGCAGACCAGAUCCAGAGAUCACAUGGACCAAGGAUGCCAGAGCCUUGUCUCAAGAAAAGCGCCUUGAAAUGAAUAACAACUACCCUGUUUGUGAACUAAUUAUCAGUGAUUCUGUCAGGUCAGAUUAUGGAAAAUAUGGUAUUGUUGCAAAGAACAGCAGUGGACAGGCUCAGGCCACUAUUUUGGUCAAUGUCUUGGAYACACCAGGAGCUUGUCAAAAUUUGAAAGUGGCUUAUGUGACAAAGAAAUCUUGCAUGGUCUCCUGGGAAAACCCUGAAGACAAUGGAGGAACAGAGAUUAUUCAGUAUACAAUUGAAUGCCGUCAGCCAAGUCAAAGAGGGUGGACAGUGGUCUCCAAUGACUGGACCAAGCGCUUGAUAAAGGCUCCUCUUACUGAGGGCUGUGAAUACUUCUUCCGUGUGAGUGCUGAAAAUAAGAUAGGAGUUGGUCCAUCCACAGAGACAAAGUCACCUGUCUUGGCAGUUGAUCCUAUUGAAAGCCCUGGGGAACCCAUAGAUUUCCACAUAUCUGAGAUCGGAAAGACCUUCUGCUUCUUGAAGUGGAAGAAACCUGAUUACGAUGGUGGUAGUAGAAACAUAGCUUAUCAUAUUGAAAAGAAACCAAAAGAAGCUGAAGAGUGGGAGAGGCUUCACAAGGGUGCUAUCAAGGAGACCUACUUCAUGGCAGACAGGUGUAUUGAAAAUCAAAUCUAUCAGUUCAGAGUUCAGACUAAAAAUGAGGGAGGCGAAAGUAAUUGGGUGACAACAGGAGAAGUGCUAGUUAAGGAACAGCUGGUAGUGCCUGAGGUUAAGAUUAAACUGGAUGGAACCCUUGUUGUUAGAGCAGGAGAUUCUUUUGCAGUAGAAGCAAUAGUCAAGGGCAAACCUCAGCCGGAUGUCAAAUGGACAAAGGAUGAGACCACAGAGGAGAUUAAGAAAGGCCCCAGACUGCAACUUGAAACUGGUGCAGACUUUUCCAAAAUGUUGAUUACUGGUGCUAGACGCAYAGACAGUGGCAAAUAUGUUGUCACAGCCUCCAACAGUGCAGGAACCAGCUCCGCUAAAUGCACAAUUAAUGUAUUAGACAGACCUGGUCCCAUCAGGGACCUCAAGGUGUCUGAUAUCACCAUUGACAGGUGCAACUUGGCCUGGGAAGUUCCUGAAGAUGAUGGUGGCUGUGAUAUUUACAACUACAUCAUCGAGAAAUGUGAGACAAAGAGAGGGGUUUGGUCUGUACAUUCUAAUGCUGUCAUUACCAAUAAAGCGAAAGUAACACGACUUAUUGAGGGUAAUGAGUACAUCUUCAGGGUUCGAGCUGAGAAUAAAAUGGGCCCUGGACCUGCAGUUCAGAGUGAGGCUAUUGUUGCUGGCACGCAGUUCAGUGUACCUGAUGCCCCUGAAGCACCAGAGGUCACCAAGAUCGGAAAAGAGGAGAUGACUGUACAAUGGUCAGAGCCUGACAGAGAUGGAGGAAAACCAAUCAUAGGCUAUCUUCUGGAGAAGAGAGAGGAGCAUGCAGUCAGGUGGUCCCCUGUCAACAAGGAUCCAGUCCCUGGAACUCGUUUCACAGUCACUGGACUAUUACCUCUCCAUGAUUACCAGUAUAGAGUUAAAGCUGUGAAUGAAAUUGGUGUUGGUACUCCAAGUAAGGCUUCUCGUGCCAUCACUGCAAAGGAUGCAGUUGAGCCUCCUGCACCACCUACCAACUUAAAGGUUGUGGACAGCACAAAAUCCACAAUUACCCUGAGCUGGACGAAGCCUGUGUCUGAUGGGGGAGCCCCUCUCAUUGGCUAUGUUGUGGAAAUGAGGGCACAGGGGAGUGCAAAGAAAGGAGAUGAUGGUUGGAAGAGAUGCAAUGUGGCAGCACAACUUAUUGUGUGCGAGUUUACAGUCACAAGUCUAGAUGAGAAUCUAGUUUAUGAAUUCAGGGUGUCUGCUCAAAACCAAGUGGGCAUGAGCCUGCCCUGUAAUCUGGAGGGUGCUGUGAUUCCAAGGGAAAUUUUAGAGGCACCAGAGAUUGACUUGGAUGCCAACCUGAAGGAGGGCCUCACAGUUCGUGCUGGUUGUCCCAUUAGACUUUGCGCCACCAUCAGAGGGCGACCACAUCCAACAGUCACUUGGAGAAGAAUGGGUAUUGACAACGUUAUUAGGAAGGGGAAAGUUGACCUCAUCGACACAAUGACCUUCCUGGUCAUUCCUGACAGCACACGUGAUGACUCUGGGAAAUAUUGCCUGACUCUACAGAGCCCUGCAGGAGAAAAAGCUGUGUUUGUCAAUGUUAAAGUUCUUGAUACUCCUGGACCAGUGCUAAAUCUUGAAGGURCGGACAUUAAGCAGACCUCAGUCAUGUUGUCUUGGAAUCCUCCAGAGGUCACUGGUGGCAGUGAGGUGACACACUACAUAGUUGAAAAGCGAGAGAUUGACCGCAAGACAUGGGCAACUGUCAAGACUGAAGUUCAGCCAGAUAAGAUUCCUCUCAAAAUCAGUGGUCUGAUACCUGGCACUGAAUACUACUUUAGAGUCAUAGCUGUCAAUGAGUAUGGUGCUGGAGUUCCCAAAGUGACACCUACUUCCUACCUGGCUUCCGAUCCUGUCAGCAAACCAGACCCUUGCCAGAAGAUUGAAAUUCUGGAGAUAACCAAGAACAGUGCAAUGAUUGGCUGGGUGAAGCCUGAAAGAGAUGGUGGUGCCAAAAUUGAUGGCUAUGUCAUUGAAUACAUUGAAGUCAAACCUCCACCGGAGAAACCAGUCCCUGUUGAGGUGGUUGAAGGAGAGGGAGUUCCUCCACCACCUCCACCUCCACCAGUAGUAGAGGAGGAAGAAGAAGCUGAACCAGAAAAAGAAGUGUGGAAUGCCUACACAACAGUUAAAGGUUUAUCWGUCAGUGUCAGUGGCCUGAAGGAGGGAAAAAGGUACAAGUUCAGAGUGGCUGCCAAGAACAUCAUGGGGAUGAGUUCUUUCACUGAGACUAGAGAGCCGUCCGAGAUCAAGGAACAGAUGAUUGAGCCAAAGAUCGUUAUGCCAGAGACUGCAAGUGCUAGAGCUGGAGCCAAGCUUAGAGUGGAGGCACUGGUUUCAGGAAAACCUGUUCCGACAUGCAAGUGGAUACGUGGUGAGAAAGCAGUGGUCCCAUCCAGUCGCUUGGCUGUGCAUCAGUCGGGCAACUUGUGUGUCCUGAUCAUCAAAGAUGUGACAAGGAGUGACAGUGGAGAUUAUAGUCUUGUUGCUGAGAACAGCACUGGACAAAUUUCCCAGGCAAUAAAGAUCAUCAUUAGAGACAUCCCUGGUCCCCCCGAAGGCCCUGUGGAGAUCAGUGACAUUGAUUCUGAUGCUUGCUCUCUGUCUUGGAACAAACCUCUGGAGGAUGGCGGCAGCAAUAUCACAAACUAUGUUAUUGAAAAAUGUGAUGUGGCCAGAGGCGAUUGGGUGACAGCCCUUUCCUCCUGCGCAAAAACCAGUUGUAGAUUGGGAAAACUUAUUCCUGGAAAAGAAUAUGCAUUCCGCAUCCGUGCUGAAAACCGUUAUGGUGUGUCAGACUCCCUUCAAUCAGACAGAAUGGUUGCAAAGUUUCCUUUUGAUGUUCCAAGUGAGCCCCUAAAUUGUCAUGURAACAAGACCAACAAGGAUUGUAUGUUCAUUAGCUGGGAUAAACCAGAGAGUGAUGGCGGGAGUCCCAUCACAGGGUAUUACAUUGAGCGCAARGAAAGAAACAGUCUUCUGUGGGUGAAAGCCAAUGACACCGUGGUCCGCACAACUGAAUACCCCUGCGCCGGUCUUAUUGAAGGCUUGGAGUAUACUUUCAGAGUAUCAGCCAUUAACCGUGCUGGUCAGGGCAAACCAAGCAAGAAAACCGACUUUGUAACAGCAAGAACACCUGUUGACACUCCCGGUAAACCUGAAGUUUUGGAUGUAACCAAAAACUCUGUCUCUUUGAUUUGGGCCCGUCCUAAAAAUGAUGGCGGAAGCAAGAUCAUAGGUUAUUAUGUUGAGGCUAUGCGGGUUCCAGGAGACACUUGGAUACGUUGCAACACCAGCAGUCAGAAUGUUCCCAGGGAGGAGUAUACGGUGACAGGACUUGAAAGAGACCUUCAGUACCAGUUCAGAGUUAUUGCUAAAACUGCAGUGAACAUGAGCAAGCCUUCAGAACCAACAGAUCCAAUCCUGGUCUGUGCUGAGAAUGUUCCUCCAAGGAUUGAACUUAAUGCCAAGAUGCAAAAAGCUUUAACAGUUAAGGCUGGAGCCACAAUCUUGCUGGAAGCAGAAGUGUUUGGUAAGCCUACGCCCAGAGUCACUUGGAAGAGAGGUGAUGAUACUCUGAAGUCAGGUGAAGGCCAGGUCAUUACACAGCAAAGACAACAUUUCCAAUUAGAGAUACCAGCUGUCACCAAAGAACACACAGGAACCUACACUGUGUUGGCUGAGAAUGCAAGUGGCUCAAAGACUGCAGAAAUCCAGGUCAAUGUGCUAGAUGUGCCUGGGCCCCCUGCAAGUGCCACAUAUACAGACGUGUUAGCCUCCAGUAUCAAGUUGACAUGGCAGCCUCCUUUGAAAGAUGGUGGUGCCCCUGUCAGUAACUACAUUGUGGACAAGCGUGAAACCAGCAGAACUAACUGGGCACAGGUGUCAACAAAGAUAAAGGGUGACAUAUUAGAAUUUAAUGUGGARAAACUAAUCGAAGGUCAUGAAUACCAGUUCCGAAUUCGUGCUGAAAAUACAUGGGGAGUUGGAGACCCACUUAUCACAAACCCAGUCAUCGCUAAGAACCCUUUCACUGUCCCCGGUCCUUGUGAAGCCCCUGUAAUCACCAAUGUGACCAAAGACAAAAUGACUGUGAGCUGGAAGGAGCCUGUCGAUGAUGGAAAGUCUACCAUUCUGGGCUACAUGGUGGAAAAGAAAGAGACCAAGGAGAUGAAGUGGACCAAGAUUAAUAAAAAACCCCUAAUAGAAAGGUCUCUUGAAGUAACAGGUCUAACAGAGGGAAUUGAGUAUGAGUACCGAGUCAUUGCUGUCAACAUAGCUGGGCUGGGAAAACCCAGUGAACCCUCUGAAGGCACCACUGCACAGGAUCCUAUUACUCCUCCUGGACCUGUUAUAAACCCGACCGUGACAGAUACCACCAACAGCACAAUCAGUCUCACUUGGACUGUACCAGCUAACAAUGGUGGAAGCCCCAUUAUUGGUUACUUGGUGGAAUGCAAGAGAGCCAACACAACAGACUGGAUCCGCUGCAAUGUCCCCAGGAACCUACAGGACACCAACUAUGUCAUUCAGAACUUAAUUGACAAAGCAGAGUACCAGUGUCGCAUCACUGCUGUCAAUAAAGUAGGCUUCAGUGAACCAGCUGAAGUCCCAGGCAAACAUGUCGCCAAGGAUAUCAUAGUUGCUCCUGAGGCAGAGCUAAGUGCUGAACUGAAAGAGCUCCUUGAACUUACUGCUGGCAGCAACAUGAAGUUGUAUGCAACCAUCAAGGGUCGUCCCACUCCCAAGGUCACCUGGGCAAAGAUGAACACCAACAUUAAGGACCGCCAGGGCAUUGUCAUCAAAUCUAGCAACAUUGACACCAUGGUCAUGGUGGAGAAAGUCAACAGAUAUGAUGCUGGCAAAUACAUUCUGUCUCUGGACAGCUCGGCUGGCAUGAAGAUGUAUACCAUUGUUGUCAAAGUUCUUGAUACACCUGGUCCACCAGUAAACCUGAUGGUGAAAGAGACAUCCAAAGACAGUGCAGACAUCCUCUGGGAUGCUCCUCUGAUUGAUGGGGGUUUUGAAAUCACCCACUACAUAGUAGAGAAACGUGACACUGAAAGAAAGGCCUGGUCUAUUGUCUCAAACAACUGCACAAAAACUUCUUUUAAGGUUCCAGACCUAGAAGCUGGGCGGUCCUACUGCUUUAGAGCGUCAGCAGUCAACAAGCUUGGUACUGGAGAAUCUUGUGAAACAGCUGAUUCUGUCAGAGCAACAGAGGAGCCUGGGCCUGUCAUGGACUUCAAAACCUUGCUGGUGACCAAAGACUCAUGCACUCUAAGCUGGAAGAAACCCCUCACUGAUGGAGGCAGUCGCAUUAUCUGCUAUGUCCUAGAGGUUCUCAAUGGUGAAGACAAAUAUAAAGAACUUAUGAGGUCCAAGAACAUGCAGUACAGUGCCAAGGACCUUGUGGAGGGUAGAGAGUACAAGUAUCGGGUCAAAGCUGUAAAUGAUUCAGGAGAAAGCUCUGCUAAGGAGCUGACUGUGAUUGCUAAGGACCAAAUUAUUCUGCCAAGCUGUGACCUAAGAGAGUUGCCCAACAUGUGCUACAUUGCCAAAGAGGGCAGUACCGUUCGUUUAAAGAUUCCAAUUGUUGGGAAACCUACACCCAAGGUCACCUGGAAAAAGGGAGAUGAUGAAGAUUUGACAGAUACUGGCAGGGUUUGUGCCGAGUCAUCUGCAGUCAACACCACCCUCCUAAUCAGGGACUGCCAGAGAACUGACGCUUCCAAGUACACCAUCACCUUAAGGAAUAGUGCUGGCACCAAAGAAUCCACCAUUUUCAUCAGGGUCGUAGGAAAACCUGGCAUCCCUGUUGGACCAAUAAAAUUCAAGGAUGUUACUGCUGAUGGUGCUACACUAAAGUGGGGUGUUCCUAAGGAUGAUGGCGGCUCUGAAAUCACAAACUACAUCCUGGAAAAAAGGGACUCCAUCACCAACAUGUGGGUGAAUGUUUCAUCCACUGUGGAGACAAAYACAAUGAGGGUGACUGGUCUCCAUGAGGGCACAGAGUAUAUCUUCAGAGUCAGUGCAGAGAACAAAUAUGGUGUUGGGGAGGGACUGAAGUCUGACCCUGUUGUUGCAAAACAUCCAUUUAAUGUACCUGAUGCACCUCCUCCUCCUCAAAUCAUGAGUAUGCGGCAUGAUUCUGCAUAUCUUGCCUGGUCUGACCCCAGAAAGACUGGAGGAUCUCCUAUUACAGGAUACCAUGUUGAAUUUAAGGAGAGGAACAGUAUGUUGUGGAAAAGGGCCAGUCCAUCUGCCUUAAAGAUGAAGGAACACAAAGUCACUGGACUAACUGAAGGCUUGGAGUAUGAGUUCAGAGUAAUAGCCAUUAACUUGGCUGGAAUUGGUAGACCAAGUGCUCCAACUGAUCCACAGGUAGCCCUAGAUCCCAUCGAUGCACCUGGUAAACCGGAAGUAAUCAGCAUUACUAGAAGCACUGUGACCCUCCAGUGGACUGAACCUCAAUUUGACGGCGGCCACAGGUUGACAGGAUACAUCGUAGAGAAGCGUGAUUUGCCUUCCAAGAUCUGGGUGAAAGCCAACAAUGUGAAUGUUGUGGACCCUGCAUUUACUGUUGCUGAUCUACAAGAGGGCUGCAAAUAUGAGUUCAGGAUCAGGGCAAAGAAUGCUGCCGGUGCCCUCAGCCCACCUUCUGAGCAGACAGAUACCAUUAUGUGCACAGAUGAAUAUGCUGCACCAACCAUUAUCAUUGAUGCUCAAGUAAAGGAAGGUCUGACUGUCAGGGCAGGUGAUACGAUUGUUGUGACUGCAACGAGCAUUUUAGGAAAACCUGCACCAACCUCAUGCUGGUCAAAGGGAGGAAAAUACUUCAAACCCUCUGACCUAGUUCAAAUUGAAGCCACUCCAACAUCAUCCACUUUAUCUGUAAAAUAUGCYAGCAGAAAGGACUCUGGAGAAUAUAUCAUCACAGCCACCAAUCCCUUUGGUGUAAAGGAGGAAACGGUCAAGGUCAAAGUUCUGGAUGUUCCUGGUUCUCCUGGACCCAUUGAAUGCAGUGGUGUAUCCUCUGAAAAGGUGGUUCUUACUUGGACAGCCCCUACAGAGGAUGGAGGCUCUCCUAUCAAAUAUUACACUCUGGAAAAGAGGGAAACUAGCCGUCUGCUCUGGACAGUCCUGGAAGAGAACGUCAUUGACUGUCACUAUGUGGCCAACAAACUCAUUCAGGGCAAUGAAUAUUUCUUCAGAGUAUCUGCUGUGAACCAGUAUGGUGCUAGCGAGCCAUCUCAUUCUGAAGCUGUCAAGAUGGUUGACAGAUUUGGUCCCCCUGGUCCGCCAUCUAAACCUGAAGUUGAGAAAGUCGAUGGACAUUCAGUAACUUUGACUUGGAGAAGACCUGCUGAAGAUGGAGGAAGUGACAUUACUGGCUAUAGUAUUGAGAAAAAGGAAAAGAAAGCGAUGCGCUGGGUUAGGGCAUCCAAGAAAACCAUUGCUGAGCUCAGUUUUGAAGUCACUGGACUCACUGAGGAWGUUGAAUAUGARUUCCGUGUUCUUGCUGAGAACAAAGCUGGUUUUGGAGAGCCAAGUGAGCCAUCUAUGCCUGUCAAAACAAUAGUUGCUGCCUAUGUUCCAGGACCUCCUGUCAAUCCAAGAGUAACAGACACAACCAAAACUACUGCUACUCUGAACUGGGGGAAACCUUUGGAUAAUGGUGGGCUUGAAGUCACUGGAUAUGUAAUUGAGCACCGAAAAGAGGGAACAGAAGAAUGGAUUAAGGAUACCCCUUCAUCACCACUCAGAAUCACAGAGUUUGUUGUCCCUGGCUUGGAAACCGGUGCCAAGUACCAUUUCAGGAUUAGUGCUGUAAAUGCCAAAGGAGCUGGUGAACCUGGUGAAACGCAGGAAUUGGUUCAGAUUGUAGAACAUGCUGCUGAGCCUGAUUUAGAGUUGGAUAUUGAGCUGAGGAGAACCCUUGUUGUUAGAGCUGGUUGUUCCAUCCGUCUGUUUGUGCCAAUCAAAGGUCGUCCUACUCCCAAAGUCACUUGGAGUAAAGACGGUGGCCCUGUUCCACGUGCAGUCAUUGAUAGCACUGAAUCUUUCACAAUGCUACUUAUUCCUGAAAGUUCAAGGAUUGAUGCUGGUAAAUAUGAGAUUACGCUUGAAAACUCUGCUGGAAAGAAAAGUGCUGACAUUUAUGUGAGAGUUUUGGAUUCACCUGGACCUCCUCUUAACCUCAAGCCGGUAAAGAUAGACAAAGAAAGUAUUACACUUCAGUGGGAUAGUCCUUUAAUUGACGGAGGAGCCAAAAUCACAAAUUACAUAAUUGAGAAAAGAGAAUCAACACGCAAGGCUUUUGCUACUGCAAUUACAAAGUGCCCCACAACAUCAGUCACAAUUGAUGACUUGGGGGAAGGCUGUGAGUACUACUUCAGAGUGUCUGCUGAGAAUGAGUUUGGCAUUGGAGAGGCAGUUGAAACUACUGAUCCAAUCCGUGCAUCUCAAGCACCUACGCCUCCGGAAAGCAUUAUUCCCACUGACAUCACAAAGAAUUCUGUGAGCCUGGCAUGGACCAAACCAAAACAUGAUGGUGGAAGCAGAAUUUCAGGAUAUGUCCUAGAAGCCAAGAAGAAGGGAACAGACCAGUGGGCACAUGUUACAACAGUGAAGACCUUGGACUUCACAGUGAAGAACCUUAAUGAGAAUGAGGAAUAUAUUUUCCAUGUCAUGGCUGUCAAUCAAUCUGGCAGAAGUGCUCCACGUGAGAGCAAGCCCAUUAUUGUCAAAGACUCUACCUCACUUCCUGAAUUUGACUUGCGUGGUGUAUGUCAGAAGACUGUUAUUGCCAAAGCAGGGGAUGACAUUAAGGUUGAAAUUCCAGUUAUGGGGCGUCCUAGACCAACAAUUUCAUGGCAGAAGGAUGGAGCAGCCCUAAAACUCACACAAAGAGUCAAUGUAGAAACUACUGCAGCUACUGUUAUUAUCAGCAUCAGUGAAUGCACUAGAGCUGACAGUGGUGUUUACACCAUGACCGCCAAGAACAUUGUUGGAUCUGUGACUGAGAACAUAAUCGUCAAAGUGCAUGAUAUACCUGGGCCACCAAAAGGACCAGUGAAGAUUGUGGAAAUAUCACGCACCUAUUGUAUCUUUUCUUGGGAUGCUCCUGAGAAUGAUGGAGGUAUUCCAAUUAAUAACUAUGUGGUUGAAAUCAGAGACACCACUUCCCAAACAUGGACUGAACUCUCAUGCACUGUUAUUCGCACAGUAUUUAAAGCUAUUCGACUAACCACUGGAUCAGAGUACCAGUUUAGAAUAAAAGCUAAAAAUAGAUAUGGUGUUGGACCUCCCAUCACCUCAGAGUCAGUGGUUGCUGCCUAUCCAUUCAAAGUACCUGGGCCACCAGGAACUCCAAGUGUAGUUGCGUUCACCAAAGACUCAAUAACAAUUGGCUGGAAUGAACCUGUCUCUGAUGGUGGAAAUGAAGUUAUUGGUUAUCAUGUUGAGAGGAAGGAGAGAAGUGGCAUUAUAUGGCAUAGGAUCAGCAAUAGUCUUGUGAAAGGCAAUGUUUUUAAGUCAACAGGACUUGAAGACGGAGUUGCCUAUGAAUUCCGUGUCAUGGCUGAAAACAUGGCUGGAAUUGGUAAACCCAGUAAAGCUUCAGAGCCAAUACUAGCCUUGGACCCUGUGGAUCCACCUGGUCAGCCUGUGCCAAUUUUUGUUAACAAGAACGCCAUCACAGUUCAGUGGACAAAGCCUGCCUAUGAUGGCGGCUUUAAGAUCACUGGUUACACAGUAGAAAAAAGAGAAUUGCCUGCUGGUCGUUGGAUGAGAGCUAACUUUACCAACAUUAUUGAAACGGCAUUCACUGUCAGUGGACUCACUCAGGACAUCUCAUAUGAGUUCCGUAUCAUAGCCAGAAACUCAGCAGGAGCUGUGAGCAUACCAUCCGAACCAUCUGACCCAAUUACCUGUAAAGAUAACAUAAUUGAGCCGCGUAUUAUGGUUGAUGCCAUCUUUAAGGACACAGUUCUUUUGAAAGCAGGAGAGUCUUUUAAGCUUGAAGCUGAUAUUGCUGGUCAGCCAAUCCCAUCUAUGGCUUGGACAAAGGAUGGAAAGGAGGUUGAGAACACAAUGAAACUGGAGGUUAGGUUUACCGAACUGACAACUAUUCUGACUAACAAGGACUCUGUUAGAUCAGAUGGAGGUGAAUUUGUUUUGACUGCUACAAACGUUGGUGGAUUUGCRAAACAUGUCUUUAAYGUAAAAGUGCUUGACAGACCUGGACCACCAAUUGGCCCUCUGAAAGUGUCUGAUGUAACUGCUGACAACUGUGUACUUACRUGGGCUCCACCAGCAGAUGAUGGUGGUGCCAAAAUCGAAGGAUAUGUAGUUGAGAAACGCGAAUCAAGUCGACUGGUUUGGACCAAUGUAAUUUCAGAUUUGCAAGUUACACAGCACAAAGUGACUAAGCUACUCAAAGGAAAUGAAUAUAUAUUCAGAGUAAUGGCUGUGAACAAAUAUGGUCUUGGAGAAUCUCUUGAAUCAGAACCCACUAUUGCAGACAACCCSUAUGUGARACCUGACCCCCCAGAAAACCCAGAGGUGACAGCUAUUACUAAAGAUUCGAUGGUUGUCAUGUGGCAAGCACCUAAGAGUGAUGGUGGAACUCCCAUCACCAACUACAGUAUUGAAAGGAAAGACAGAGCUGGCCUUCGAUGGGUUAAAUGCAAUAUAAGAAAAGUUAAGGACCUACAGUUCAAAGCAACAGGGCUUACUACCGGACAUGAAUAUGAAUUUAGAAUAUUUGCUGAGAAUGCUGCUGGAGURAGCGUACCAAGUGUACCCAGUCUAUUUUAUAGAGCCACUGAUGGACUGUACAAGCCAGGAGCUCCAUGUAACCCCAGAAUCCUGGACACGACCAAAUCUUCAAUUACUGUUGCGUGGAACAAACCUGUAUAUAGUGGUGGCUCUGAAAUCACUGGUUACAUUGUUGAGACAUGCAUCCCAUGUGAAAAAGAAGAAGAGGAGGAAUGGACCAUUGUUACUCCUAAGGAAGGUCUUCUCGCAACUUCAUUUACCCUCACUAAUCUUAAAGAAAACCAGGAGUAUAAGAUUAGUAUUUCCGCCAUGAAUAGCGAAGGAGUUGGAGAAGCAGCAUUUAUUCCUGGAAAUCCAAAAGCUGAGGACAGACUCCUUCCUCCUGAGAUGGACGUGGAUGCUGAGCUCCGCAAAGUGGUCAGUCUAAGAGCUUGCUGCACACUCCGACUGUUUGUUCCAAUAAGAGGCAGACCAGCUCCUCAGGCUAAGUGGUCUAAAGGUGAUGGUGAGCCUAUGGAGAGAGCAACCAUUGACAGCACGUCAUCAUACACAUCACUUGUAAUUGAAAAUGUAAACAGAUUUGACAGUGGAAAAUAUAACCUCACCAUUGAAAACAGCUCUGGUUCCAAAACUGUGACAGUUCAGGUAAGGGUCCUUGAUACACCAAGUGCGCCACAAAAUCUAAAAAUKACCUCUGUCACAAACGAAGCUGUCACAUUAACAUGGGAUCCACCAAUGAACGAUGGAGGAGUCAAAAUUAAGAAUUAUAUAGUUGAAAAGCGUGAGUCAACACGGAAAGCAUAUGCCACAGUUAAAGCCAAUUGCCAUAAUACUUCCUUUACAGUUGACCAACUUCUAGAAGGCUGCAAUUAUUAUUUUAGAGUUUUAGCUGAAAAUGAAUAUGGCAUUGGCUUGCCGAUCGAAACACCUGAAUCAGUUAAAGUGUCUGAGAAACCACAACCACCUGGCAAAAUCACUCUUAAAGAUGUCACCAAAAACAGUGUAACUCUAUCAUGGGAAAAACCAGAACAUGAUGGUGGCAGCAGAGUAGGCUGUUAUGUUGUUGAGAUUCAGCCUAAGGGUGUGGAUAAGUGGACCCAAGCUACGAUUGUGAAAGACACAGAAGCUACUAUAAGUGGACUAAAUGCAGGGGAGGAGUAUAUGUUCCGUGUAGCAGCAAAGAAUGAGAAAGGAACUAGUGAUCCUCGUCAAAUUGGCGUCCCUGUGAUAGUCAAAGAUCUCAUCAUUGCUCCAGUUGCUAAAAUGUUGUUCAAUACAUUUAGUGUGUUGGCAGGAGAAGACUUGACAGUGGAGGUUCCAUAUGUGGCACGUCCAAAAGCAGCUGUUAACUGGGUAAAAGAUGGUCAGCCUCUGAAAAGAACUACCAGGGUYAACUUUAAUGCAUCAGACACAGUGCUGRACCUCAACAUUAAAGAGGCAGCUAAAGAUGACGUUGGCCAGUACACUAUUACUCUUGGCAAUACAGCUGGAGAGACAACAGUAAAUAUUGGUGUUGUUGUUCUAGACAAACCUGGCCAGCCCAGAGGGCCAGUUAAGGUAGAGGAGGUUACUUCUGAUAGUAUAACAAUCUCCUGGAAUCCACCUGAAUAUGAUGGUGGAUGUACCAUUAAAAACUAUGUCGUGGAGAAAAGGGACACAUCCACAACGAACUGGAUGGUUGUAACUCACAAUCUAGCAAGAACAAAAAUUAAGGCAGGCAGACUGAAGACUGACUCUGAAUAUCAGUUUAGGAUUGUGGCUGAAAACAGAUAUGGAAAAGGCCCAGCUCUUUCCUCAGAAUGUAUUGUUGCUCAGUACCCAUACAAGCUUCCAGGACCACCAGGAACACCAAACAUUGCAGCCUGUUCUAUGGACAGCAUGGUUGUAGCCUGGAAUGAGCCUGUGAAUGAUGGUGGAAGUACUAUCUUAGGCUAUCAUCUUGAACGUAWAGAGAGAAAUAGCAUCUUAUGGGUCAAACUAAACAAGUCUCUCAUUACUGACCAAACAUUUAAAACGACAGGUCUAGAACCAGGAAUGGAGUAUGAAUACAGAGUUUAUGCAGAAAACAUUGUAGGAAUAGGCAAAGCAAGUAAAGUGUCUGAAGGGCAUAUUGCAAGAGAUCCUUGUGAUCCUCCUGGCACUCCAGAAGCAACAAAGAUCACAAAAGACUCCAUAACAAUUGUUUGGACCAAGCCUGAAUAUGAUGGUGGUGCAAAGGUAACUGGUUACAUUGUUGAAAAGAAGGAACUUCCUGAGGGUCGUUGGUUGAAGGCCAAUUUCACAAAUGUGAUUGAGACAGAAUAUGUUGCAACUGGACUUGUGCAAGAUAACCAAUAUGAGUUUCGGGUUAUUGCCAGAAAUGCUGCUGGUGUUUUCAGUUUACCCUCAUACAGCACUGGCCCUAUAACUGCCAGGGAUGAGAUUGAACCACCACGCAUCAGCAUUGACCCUCAAUAUACACAGGCUCUUGUGGUUAAUGCUGGAGACAACUUCAAAAUUGAUGCUGAURUUCAUGGCAAACCACUGCCCUCCAUUCACUGGCUGAAGGGAGAACAGGAGCUUGGCAAUACAAUUCAUAGAGAAAUUAAGAACACACCCACUAAAGCUUACAUAUCUGUAAAGGAAUCUAAACUUUCAGACGGAGGACAAUACACACUGUUGCUGAAAAAUCCUGGAGGAGAAAAGGCUACACAAAUCAAUGUUGUUGUCCUUGAUAAACCUGGAGAACCACAAGGACCUCUUGUUGUUACAGGCAUCGCCAAAGAUCAUUGCUCUCUUGCAUGGAAACCACCACUUCAGGAUGGUGGCAGCAAAAUAUCUCACUAUAUUGUUGAGAGAAGAGAGACAAGUCGGCUUGUCUGGACUGUUGUUGAUCCAAAAGUAAAGAAUGUUUGUCUCAAAGUAAAUAAACUUCUUGAAGGAGAUGAAUAUAUCUUCAGAGUUCAUGCAGUCAACCAGUUUGGAGUGGGUGCACCACUUGAGUCUGCUCCUGUUCUAAUUAAAGAUCCAUAUGUCCUACCUGGAGCGCCAAAGAAUGUAGAAGUUUCCAAUGUUAAAAAGGAUUCAAUGGUGCUCAGCUGGGAGGCUCCUUCUGAAGAUGGCGGUAGUCCCAUUACUGGAUACAUAAUUGAGAAACAUGACAAAGAAGGAGUGAGAUGGACAAGAUGCAAUAGACAAACAGUUACARAUCUGACCUUUAAAGCAACUGGAUUACUGGAAAGCCAUAUUUAUGAAUUUAGAGUUGCUGCUGAAAAUGCUGUGGGUGUUGGGGAGCCAAGCACCUCAACCGUUUUCUACAAAGCUCUUGAUCCCAUCUUCCGACCUGGCCCACCACAAAAUCCUAAGGUCACUGACACAACAAAAUCAUCAGCAUUUUUGUCAUGGGGGAAGCCUGUAUGUGAUGGAGGCUGUGAGAUUCAGGCGUAUAUCGUUGAGUGUUGCAUUGCCACAGAACCAGUGGUGCAACCUGAAGCACCAGAUGCAUCAGCCUCUGCCACAGAUGCACCUGCUGAGAAUUGGAUCAUAUGCACACCCCCAACAGGUGUGAAGACAACUAAAUUUGAAGUUGGAAAUCUGAAGGAAAACCAAACAUACAAGUUUAGAGUUUGUGCUAUCAACAAGGUAGGAGUUGGUGAGCAUGCUGAUCUCUCUGGAGCUGUGGUUGUGCAGGACAGGACAGAGGAACCAGACCUUGACAUUGACCCAGAACUUAGAAAGAUUGUGUCUAUCAAAGCUGGUACUUCCCUUAGAUUGUUUAUCCCCAUUAAAGGAAGACCCAGUCCUACCAUUAAGUGGGACAAAGAUGAAGAGACUCUCAAAGAAACUGCUCAAGUUGAAAUAACCAGCAGUUAUACAUCCCUUGUAAUUGAUAAAAUGAGCAGAAAUGACAGUGGAAAAUAUACAGUUACUGCUCAGAACUCCAGUGGUACCAAGUCUGCAUUUGUUGUUGUCCGGGUUCUAGAUACACCCAGCGCCCCGGUUGCUCUUAAAGUGAAAGAAAUUACAAAUCAGUCAGUGACACUGGCGUGGGAACCACCUCUUUUAGAUGGUGGAUCCAAUAUUAAGAACUACAUUAUUGAAAAGAGAGAAAGCACACGUAAAACCUAUGCUGCUGUUGURACAAACUGUCAUGCUCUUUCAUGUAAGAUUGAACCCCUUCAAGAAGGCUGUAGUUACUAUUUCAGAGUCCUAGCUGAAAAUACUUUUGGCGUUGGCUUGCCUGCAUCAACAGUAGACCCUCUUAAGGUUUCAGAAGUGCCUCAGUCUCCAAAAACUUUGAUUGUUACAGAUCAGACAAAAACAAGCAUCUCUCUGGCAUGGGAGAGACCAGAAUAUGAUGGUGGAAGCAGARUUCAACAAUAUCUGCUUGAGGUACAGUUGAAGGGCCAGGACAAAUGGUCUGGUGUAAAUACAUUUAAGACUAUGGAGACUACAGUGUCCAAUCUGAAUCCAGGACAGGAAUAUCUGUUUAGAGUUACUGCAAUCAAUGACAAAGGAAAGAGUGACCCAAAAGCCCUUGCUGGUCCAGUGAUGACCAAGGAUCUGGUCUUUGAGCCAGAUAUCCGGCCUGCAUUCAGCAGCUACAGUGUUCAUGUUGGCAAAGACAUGAAUGUUGAUAUUCCCAUCUUUGGUCGCCCAAAGCCAACUAUUGCAUGGGCGAAGGAUGGAGCCCCAUUGAAGUUUACGACCAGAGUAAAUAUUCACAAUACAACUACACAUACAACUCUAAGCAUUAAGGAGGCAGCAAGUGACGAUAUUGGUAUGUAUACUAUAACUGCCACUAACUCAGCAGGAAAGAAGGAAAGUGCAAUUGAAAUUAUUGUUYUGGACAAACCUGGACCUCCAUCUGGUCCAGUGAAAUUUGAUGAAAUCACAACACAGAGUGUCACAAUUUCAUGGAACCCACCAAAACAUAUUGGUGGGUGUCAGAUCUCAAACUACAUUGUACAAAAAAGAGAUACUACCUCAACAACAUGGGAGAAUGUGACCACCAACUGUGCUAGAACAACCAUCAAGGUCACUAGACUAAAGACGGGAGCUGAGUACCAGUUUAGGAUCAUUGCCCAGAAUCGCUAUGGAAAAAGUCAAGGUCUAGAUUCAUCAGCUGUAGUGGCUCAAUAUCCUUACAGAGAGCCAGGCCCACCAGGCACUCCCUUUAUUACUUCUCUCUCCAGAGACCACCAAAUUGUUGAGUGGCAUGAACCUAUAAUAGAUGGAGGAAGUCCUGUUCUUGGAUACCAUCUUGAAAGAAAGGAGAGGAAUAGUAUUCUCUGGGUCAAGAUCAAUAAGACACUUAUUCAUGGGACUAGUUUCAAGAGUCAUCCAUUGGAGGAGGGUAUAGAAUAUGAAUACAGGGUCUAUGCUGAAAAUAUUGUUGGCAUUGGAAGAAGCAGUAAGAUUUCAGAGGGUUGUGUUGCCCGUGACCAAUGUGAUCCCCCUGGCACACCAGAAGCUGUCCAUGUGACCAAGGAUACAAUUGUCAUUCAGUGGACUAAACCAGAAUAUGAUGGAGGCAGUAAUAUUACUGGCUACAUUAUAGAAAAACGUGAUCUGCCGGAAGGCAGGUGGGUAAGGGCAAACUUCACGAAUGUGAUUGAGACUCAGUUUACUGUUUCUGGUCUCACAGAAAAUGCACAAUAUGACUUUAGAGUCUUUGCGAAAAAUUCAGUUGGGACAGUCAGCAAGCCGUCAUACAACAGUGGACCUAUAACAGCAAGUGACAAGGUUGAGUCUCCUAAAUACUCAAUUGACCCUGCUUUUACCAAGACUGUCAUCAUAAAUGCUGGAGAGACAUUCCGGUUGGAUGCAGAUGUCCAUGGCAAGCCACUCCCUUCAGUCCAGUGGUUCAAGGAUGAAAAGCCAGUUGAGAAUACAAUCAGACUAGAGAUCAAAAACACAGAAAAUCAUGCAAUGAUCAUUGUUAAGGACUGUGUUAGAGUUGAUGGUGGAAUUUACACACUUCUGCUGACAAAUGAGGCUGGCAGUGAAACUGUUGCAUUUAAGGUUUUGGUAAUGGAUAGACCUAGUCCAUGUGAAGGGCCUCUCCAUGUCACUGGAGUAGCUGAGGAUAGAUGCACACUGGCAUGGCGGGCCCCACUACAUGAUGGAGGUAGUCCUAUUACACAUUACAUCAUUGAGAGGAGAGAGACAAGUCGCCUAGCUUGGACUGUUGUUUCUAGUACCUGUAACACCACAUGCUACAAAGUUACUAAAUUACUGGAGGGCAAUGAGUAUAUGUUCCGUGUAAUGGCAGUUAACAGCCAUGGAGUCAGUGAGGCACUGGAGUCUGCUGCAGUUACUAUGAAGAAUCCUUUUGUUCCACCUGGUUCACCUCACAUUGAAGACAUAUUCAACAUUACCCAUGAAGGCAUGACAAUAACUUGGUCUGCCCCUGAGACUGAUGGUGGUACCGAGAUUAUCAGUUAUAUAGUUGAAAAGAAGGACAGGGCUGGAAUCAAGUGGACCAGAUGUAACAGACAAAAAAUAACUGAUUUAUCAUAUAGAGUUACAGGCCUAACCACAGGUCAUGAGUAUGAGUUCAGAGUAUCUGCUGAGAAUAUUGUUGGUCCAGGAGAACCAAGCCUUCCUAGUUCAUACUACAAGGCAUCUGACCCCAAGUACAAACCUGGUGCCCCAGCAUAUGUCAAUGUAAUUGACUCUACAAAAUCCUCCAUCGCAGUUUCUUGGGGAAAGCCUCUGUCUGAUGGUGGUAGUACCAUCCAAGGAUACAUUGUUGAAGUAUGCAAGGCUGAAGAGGAAGAAUGGAAGAUGGUUACACCCCCUACUGGUCUGCGUGUCAACAAAUAUGAAAUUCCUAAACUUACUGAGGGCCAGGAAUACAAAAUUCAAGUGUGUGCUUUGAACAAAAUGGGAGUUGGUGAACCAGUUGUUCUUUCUGGAACGGCGAAGCCAGAGGAAAGGAUGGAUCCACCACAAAUUCAUCUUGACUCCGAGCUGAGAAAAGGCAUCACUGUAAAAGCUGGUGGAUCUGUUAGAAUCUAUGUUCCUUUCAAGGGCAGGCCAACACCUGAGAUUAAAUGGACAAAGGAUGAUGGAGACCUUUCUGAAAAAGCUGUGGUUGAAAAAGCUGUGAACUUCACACAGCUCUCUAUUGACAGUUCAGACAGACAUGACUCAGGAAAAUACACUCUAACCUUGACAAACAGCAGUGGCUCAGUCUCUGAGUUUGUUUCAGUAAAAGUCCUGGACACACCUGGGGCUCCACAGAACCUUGUGGUUAAAGAUAUCAAAAAGGAUUCUGUUACACUUGUAUGGGAUGCACCAGCAAUUGAUGGAGGUUCGAAAAUUAAGAACUAUGUCAUUGAUAARCGUGAAUCAACAAGGAAGGCAUAUGCAAAUGUGUCCACAAAAUGCACCAAGACCACAUUUAAAGUUGACAAUUUAAUUGAAGGAGCUAUGUACUACUUCAGAGUCAUGGCUGAGAAUGAUUAUGGAAUUGGUCUGUGUGUAGAGACAAAAACUGCUUCAAAAGCCUCUGAAGUGCCCCUGCCUGUUGGAAAAGUGUUUCUUACAGAUGUCACAAAAACAAGUGCCACACUGGCCUGGGAGAAACCUGAGCAUGACGGUGGCAGUAGGAUUGGUGGUUACCUGAUUGAGAUGCAACCUAAGGGCACAGACAAGUGGGGAGUUGCAGGAAACCCAAAGACUUGUGAAGGAACUGUUACAGGCCUGACAGCAGGCUCAGAAUACUUAUUCCGGAUCAUUGCUUACAAUGAGAAAGGAAAGAGUGAGCCAAAGGCACUUGCUGCACCAGUGAUUGCAAAUGAUAUGACCAUAGAACCAAGCAUCAAGUUGCAAUUUAAUACUUACAAUGUGUUAGCUGGAAAAGAUCUUAAACUGGAAUUCCCUGUACUUGGAAGGCCCAAACCUAAAAUCAGCUGGGCAAAGGAUGGUCAGGCUUUAAAGGUGACCUCUAGAGUUAAUGUUUUUAACACUCCAUUAACAACUGGAAUUCAGAUUACUGAGGCAUGUAAGGAAGACUUUGGCAAAUAUUCUAUUACUGCAACAAGCACUGUCAGUACCAUCACAGAAGAUGUGACUAUUAUUAUCCUCGACAAGCCUGGCCCACCGAAAGGUCCAAUUAAAGUGGUGGAAGUMAGCAACACUUUUGUCCAUCUAUCUUGGGAGCCCCCAGCAUACACUGGUGGUUGUCAAGUUAAGAACUACAUAGUAGAAAAGAGAGAUACCACAACCACAACAUGGCAGCCAGUUGUUACACAGUUGGCUAGAACAGCUUUUAAGGUGACAAAACUGAAAACUGGAGCAGAAUAUCAGUUUAGAAUUAUAGCAGAAAACAGAUAUGGAAAAAGUKCAUCUCUAGACUCCAAGACCAUUGUAGUGCAGUAUCCUUACAAACCACCUGGGCCUCCUGGUACACCAUAUGUUAAAUAUGCAACUAAGGACAUGAUGAUCAUUGAAUGGAAUGAGCCAGUCAGUGAUGGUGGGAGUGCAGUUAUUGGUUACCACCUUGAAAGUAAAGAGAGAAGCAGCAUCCUCUGGAACAAACUAAACAAAACUCGAAUUACAGAUACUCAAUUCAAGAUCUGCAAUCUUGAGGAAGGCAUUGGUUAUGAAUUCAGAGUUUAUGCUGAAAAUAUUGUUGCCGUUGGCCGAUGCAGUAAAGUAUCUGAGUCCUUUGUUGCUCGUGACCCAUGUGAUCCUCCUGGUGCUCCAGAAGCUGUAUAUAUUACUAAAAAUCUAAUWAAAAUUCAGUGGACCAAACCUCAGUAUGAUGGUGGUAGUAAAAUAAAUGGAUACAUUGUAGAAAGAAAAGACCUCUCCUCCCCUGAUGGUCGCUGGGUAAGAUCCAACUUUACUAACAUAAUUGAGACAGAGUACACAGUGACUGGUCUGACAGAGAGUGAGCAGUAUGAAUUUAGAGUUAUUGCAAGAAAUGCUGCCGGAGUCUUCAGUGGGCCAUCAGACAGCUCUGGACCUAUCACUGCCGCAGAUGACAUUGAAGCACCAAGGGCCUCAAUGGACCCCAAAUACAAGGAUAUAAUUGUUGUUUGUGCAGGGGAGAGUUUGCUUUUCGAUGCAGACAUUUAUGGAACUCCACAACCUGAGGUUGGGUGGCUUAAAGAGGGCAAAGAAAUGGAGAAAGCCUUGCGCAUUGAAGUUAAAACUACACACAAAUGUGCAGCUAUGACCAUAAAGGAUGUUACCAAACUAGAUAGUGGCCACUAUGACCUUGUUCUCAAAAAUAUUGGUGGUACAAAAACCUUCCCCAUCACUGUUAAAGUCCUUGACAAACCAGGUCCACCAAUCGGUCCCAUUAAAGUGUCUGAAAUCAUGGCUGACAGGUGCAUCCUUACCUGGUCUGAACCAGCUCUGGAUGGUGGAGCUAGCAUCAGUCAUUAUGUUUUAGAGAAGAGAGAGACCAGCAGAUUGUCUUGGACUGUAGUUGCACCAGAUGUAAAAAGCCUGUACCAUAAAGUAAAAAAUUUGCUUCCAGGAAAUGAGUACAUUUUCAGAGUCAGGGCUGUGAACAAAUAUGGGGCUGGUGAUCACCUUCAGAGUGAACCUAUUAUUGCACGUAAUCCUUACAAGCCACCAAGUGCUCCUGGAACUCCUGAAGCAAGUCAAAUCACAAGGGACUCCAUGGUUCUGUCUUGGACAGCUCCAGAAAACACAGGUGGAGUUGACAUCCAAGCUUACCAUCUUGAAAAGCGUGACAAAGAUAGUGUGAGGUGGACAAAAUGCAACAGGCAAAAGUUGACGGAAACAAACUUCAAGGUCACAGGUCUUAUGCCAGACCACUUUUAUGAGUUCCGUGUUGCUGCUGAAAAUGAGACUGGAAUAGGAGACCUCAGUGAAUUAUCCCUUUUCUAUAGAGCAUGUGACGCUACAACACCACCUGGACCUCCACGCCACCCUAAGGUGACAGACUACAAAAAGUCUUCUGUGUCCCUCUCGUGGGGUAAACCUGACUUUGACGGUGGAGCCUACAUCAAGGGAUACAUUGUUGAAAUGAGGGAGUAUACACCACAGCCUGAAUUAACUGAGGAAGCAGAAGUAGCGCCAGCAGUACAAGCACCAGUUGAAAAAGAAUGGACCAUGUGUACUCCACCAACAGGUAUUCAGGUCACUAAACUCACUAUCACAGACCUGAAGGAUGGUGGAGAGUAUCAGUUCCGUGUCUGUGCCAUUAACUCAGAAGGAGUUGGGGAAGCAGCUAAUUUCCACGGCACAGUACUAACUUCUGACAGAGCAGAUCCACCAGAGAUGGAGUUGGAUGCCGACCUCAGAAAGGUGGUGUCUGUGCGGGCUGGAGGAACUCUGCGCUUGUUUGUCCCUAUUAGAGGGAGACCUGAACCUUCUGUGAAAUGGGAGAAACUUGAGAGCACUUUAACAGAGCAUGCUGCAAUUGACACUACUAGUUCAUACACCAUGCUUGUCAUCGACAAUGUUAACCGCUUUGACAGUGGGAAAUAUUCUUUAACACUGGAGAACAGCAGUGGUACAAAAUCUGCAGUUAUUUCAGUCAGAAUUUUGGACACACCAAGUGCACCACAAAACUUCACUGUUAAGGAGCUCAAGAAAGAUUCAGUAACUCUUGCCUGGGACACACCACUCAAUGAUGGUGGUGCAAAAAUUACAAACUAUAUUGUAGAGAAAAGGGAAUCUGUGAGAAAGGCCUAUACUACUAUCACAAGCAAUUGUACUGCCAGCUCAUUCAAAAUUGAAGACCUCCCUGAAGGUGGAAUAUUCUAUUUCAGAGUGUGUGCUGUCAAUGCAUAUGGUCAGGGACAGGCAGUUGAAACUAAAGAAACCAAAGUGUCUGAGGUGCCUCAACCACCAAACAAGGUAACUCUUGUGGAUGUAACAAAAACCAGUGCAUCACUGGCCUGGGAGAAGCCUACUCAUGAUGGUGGCAGCAAAAUAAUGUGCUACAAUGUAGAAUUCAAACCUAAGAGUGGUGACAAGUGGGGCACAGCAUGUACAGUCAAAGUACCAGAAGCAACAGUUCCUAAUCUGAAUCCCAAUGAAGCAUAUCUCUUCAGAGUUCUUGCAAUAAAUGAGAAGGGAAAGAGUGAGCCAAAAGAUCUUGGAUUGCCAGUGGUGGCCAAAGAUGUUGCAAUAGAACCAUCCAUAAAUCUACUGUUUACAACAUAUAGCGUCAAGGUUGGGGAUGAUCUCACUCUUGAAGUGCCUGUGAGAGGCAGACCAAAACCUGUUGUAUCAUGGAAGAAGGAUAGCCUUCCUUUGAAACAAACMUCAUCAAUAACAAUCAUAAAUACAGCAACGUCAUCUAAAAUUGUUAUUAAAGGAGCUAACAGAGAACAUGUUGGCAAGUAUGAGAUCACCUUGGCUAACACUGCUGGAACAGUAUCAGCUAGUAUUGGAGUUGUUGUCCUGGACAAACCUGGUCCACCUAAAGGAAUUAAGGUGGAUGCUGUGACUUCAGACAGCAUUACACUGUCUUGGUCCCCACCAGAAUAUGAUGGUGGCUGCUCUAUCAGCAACUAUAUUGUGGAGAAGAGAGAUACAAACACACAGGAGUGGCAAAUAGUGGCAAGUAAUGUUGCCAGAACAUCUUUCAAAGCUGGCCGCCUUACACAUGGAGCAGAGUACCAAUUCCGCAUAUAUGCAGUUAACCGUUAUGGAAAGAGUAGUUUCCUUGAUUCCCCAGGAAUUACUGCUCAAUAUAACUUCAAACAACCUGGACCUCCAUCAACGCCUAUUGUCAAACUGGCUACUAAGUCAUACAUGUUGGUGACUUGGAAUGAGCCAGUCAGUGAUGGUGGUAGUCCUGUUCUGGGCUAUCAUUUAGAAAGGAAAGAGCGUUCUAGCAUUCUUUGGACAAAGAUGAACAGAGGAAUGAUCAAAGACACAGAAUACAAAGUCACUGGUAUUGAAGAGGGAAUGCUCUAUGAAUACCGUGCCUAUGCAGAAAAUAUUGCUGGCAUUGGUAAAUGCAGCAAGGCCUGUGAACCUGUUGCAGCAAGAGAUCCAUGUGAUCCUCCAGGCACACCUGUGGUUACUGCUAUUACAAGAACAUCUGUCUCAUUAUCUUGGGAUAAACCAGAGUAUGAUGGCGGAUCCAAGGUUUCUGGCUACAUUAUUGAGCGGAGAGACCUUCCUGAGGGUAGAUGGACCAGGUGCAACUUUACCAAUGUUCCAGAGACGUAUUAUGAUGCUACCGGCCUUACAGAGAACAGCCAGUAUGAUUUCCGUGUCAUUGCAAAGAAURCUGCUGGACAGUUCAGUAUCCCAUCAUUCAAUACAGGCCCAGUUACUGUCAAGGAUGAUGUAGAUCCACCACGCAUCAUGAUGGAUGUCAAGUUUAGAGAAUCUGUGUUUGUGAAAGCAGGAGAAACGCUGAAGAUUAAUGCUGACUUUGCUGGACGUCCUGCCCCUGUCAUCUGCUGGACAAAGGAUGGCAAAGAGAUUGAGCUGAGAGCCAGAAUUCAGAUUAUUUCAACAGAUACAAGCACUUGUGUUGUUGUAAAGGACUGUGUCAAAAGAGAUUCUGGACAGUAUAUGCUAACUCUCCAGAAUAUUGGGGGAACAGUCACUAUGCCAAUUAAUUGUGUGAUAAUUGAUAAACCAGGGCCCCCUGCAGGCCCUCUCCAGAUCACUGGUCUUACAGCUGAGGCCUGCACUCUGUCAUGGGGUCCUUCUCAAGAAACUGGUGGUGCUAAAAUCACACACUAUGUUGUUGAGAAGCGUGAGACCAGUCGUUUGGCAUGGACAUUGGUAAAAGGCGAUGUCACAAAGACCUACUUUAAAGUGACAGGUCUGCUUAAGGGUAAUGAAUAUCUCUUUAGAGUUCUAGCUGUUAACAAGCAUGGCGUUGGAGAGGCUCUGGAGAGUGAAGUUAUAAAAAUUACAGAUCCAUACACAAUUCCAACUGCUCCUGCAGGUGUUGAUGUCACUGAUAUAACUGGAGAUUCUAUGACCCUUACCUGGUGUAAGCCGGCCAAUGAUGGAGGUAGUCCCAUUGCUGGAUAUGUAAUUGAACGUCGUGAGAAGACAGGCAUGCGCUGGAUCCGGGUGAACAGAGAUCUAGUUAAAGAUGUUACYAUGGUGGUGACAAAACUUCGCAAGGGUUGUGAGUAUGACUUCAAAGUCUAUGCUGAAAAUGCAGCUGGCCUGAGUCCUGCCAGUGAACCAUCUGCAACAUUCAGAGCACUAGAUCCCCUGAUUGUUCCUUGUCGUCCAACCAAACCAAAAAUGAUAAAUUCCACUAAAGACACUGUGUCUAUCCUCUGGAGGCCACCAGCAAAUGAUGGUGGUGCUCCCAUCUUAGGAUAUAGUGUAGAAUACAGAGAAUUUAUUCGCAAACCAGAGCCAGACAUUGAGGAUGAAGAGGAAUAUGAGGAGGAAGAAGUACCUGAGUCACCUGAAGAACUAGCCAGAUGGGUUGAGGCAAUACCUCUUACCAAAAGCUUGGAGUUCACAGUCACUGGAUUAAAGACAGAUGUAGAGUAUGAAUUCUGUGUAAAGGCAAUAAAUAAAGUGGGCAGCAGUGUGCGUAGCCCAUACUCAGAUCCAGGUGCAGCAGCAGACAGAACAGCAGAGCCAUCAUUUGAUGCUGCUAUGGAGAUGCGCAAGGUUCUCAUUGUAAAACAUGGUACGUCAUUCACUCUUAGUGCACCAUUCAAGGGAAAACCAGCACCAACAGUUCAAUGGAGCAAAGAAGGUGUUGAUCUAACAGUAAGAGGAACCAUUGAAGCAACAGAAUCCAGCACGUCACUGACUAUUGAGAAGUCAACCAGGAAUGACUCUGGAGAGUACUGUGUCACAAUUGAAUCACCAUUGGGUAAAGCAACUUUGCCCAUGGUAGUGAAGGUGCUUGACUCUCCUGGACCUCCAAUCAAUGUCAAAGUUUCAUCUGUGACUAGGGAUUCUGCAACACUGAUGUGGGAGGCUCCAGAAAAUGAUGGUGGAGAUGCAGUAAAGGCCUACCAUGUUGAAAAACGUGAGGCAAGUAAGAAGGCCUGGGUGUCAGUGACAAGCAAUUGUCACACUUUGACUUAUAAGGUGGAAGACUUGCAGGAGGGUGCYGUCUAUUACUUCAGAAUUAUGGCGGAAAAUGAGAAUGGAGUGGGUGUACCUCAAGAGGCGAAGGGAGGAACAAAGAUUACAGAAGUACCAAGUCCACCACUGAAACUUGGAGUUGCAAAUGUCACUAAAGACAGUGUUACACUUGCCUGGACAAGACCAGAAUAUGACGGUGGAAGCAGGGUCACUGGUUACCUCAUUGAUGCUGUGGAGAAGGGUCAGACCAAGUGGGUGAAAUGUGCAACUGUGAGGACCUUGACUCAUACCAUUAAGAGCCUGAGAGAAGGGGCUGAGUACUUCUUCAGAGUUCGUGCUGAAAACCAUGCUGGACUCAGUGAACCUAAGGAAAUGAUUGUUCCAGUUAUUGUCAAGGAGAUACAGGAGGCUCCAGAGUUUGACUUAAAGAACUACCCCAAGAAUACAGUAUAUGUAAAAGCAGGAUCUGACCUGACUUUUGAGAUUCCUCUUACUGGCAAACCCAUGCCAAAGGUGACAAUAUCCAAAAACAAUGUUGUCAUCAAAGGGUCCAAGAGACUUCUAACAGAAGUGACUCCUGAUAGCCUACUUAUAACUCUAAAUGAAAGCAUUUCAAGUGAUGCUGGAAAAUAUGAAGUCACUGCCUCAAAUGCAGGGGGAACAACCAAGAUUUCUCUUAUUUUCAUUGUACUGGAUAAACCUGGACCUCCAGUUGGUCCAGUUCAGAUUGGAGAGGUUGGAGAGACCACAGUAUGUCUAAAGUGGGAUCCUCCAGAAUAUGAUGGUGGAAGUCCUGUUACCAACUAUGUUGUUAUGAAACGUGAAACAAGUACUCCCGCUUGGGUAGAGGUGUCAACUAACAUCGCCAGAAGUGCUAUCAAGGUGACUAAGCUAACCAAGGGAGAGGAGUAUCAGUUCAGAAUCAAGGCUGAGAAUCGCUAUGGUCUAAGCAGCCACAUUGACACUAAACCAGUCAUGAUCCAACUACCUUACAUAAUCCCGGGUCCUCCAUCCACCCCAUGGGUUAGCUUUGUUUCCAGAGAGAGUUUGACAGUGUGCUGGAAUGAGCCAGUCAGUGAUGGCGGAAGCCCUGUAGUUGGGUAUCACCUUCAAAUGAAAGAGAGAAGCAGCAUCAUCUGGCAGAAGGUUAAUAAAACAGCAAUACCAGGAAACCAGUGGCGAGUUACAAAUAUCUGUCCAGGCCUCAUCUAUGAAUUCAAGGUAGCAGCUGAAAAUGCUGCUGGUAUCGGAAAGAUGAGCAAGACAUCUGAAGAGGUGCUUGCGAUUGAUGCCUGUGACCCCCCAGCAAAUGUUCGUGUCACAGAAGUCACAAAGAACUCUGUCAGCCUGACUUGGCAGAGACCAGCAUUUGAUGGAGGCAGCAAGAUAACUGGCUACAGUGUGGAGAGAAGGGAAGCUUCUAAUGGCAGAUGGGUAAAGGCCAACUUUACAAACAUCAUUGAAUUGGGCUUCACUGCAUAUGGACUCACUCAAGAUGAAUCUUACGAGUUCAGAGUUUAUGCUAAGAAUGCUGUUGGAUCUGUCAGCAACCCUUCUCUUAUUGCUGGCCCCGUCACCUGUGUUGAUGCAUGUGGUGCCCCAGCUAUUGAUCUUCCUCCUGAGUAUCUGGAUGUGGUCCAGUAUAAAGCUGGGGCUUCAGUAAAACUGAGAGUAGGAAUUAUUGCCAAGCCUCUGCCAACUAUUGUGUGGCUCAAGGAUGGAAAGGAGCUGGUAUCCUCUUCUACUGUGUCUGUUGAAAGCACAACAGACUCUUCCGCUGUUCUGAUUAAGGAUGCAACUCGCUUUGACACAGGCUCAUAUGAGAUUAAGAUCAAAAAUGUUUUGGGAUCAGCUUCUGCUGCAAUCAGGAUUGAAAUCCUUGACAAACCUGGACCCCCCUCUGGCCUUAUCAAUUUCAACUCCAUAACAGCAGACCGGAUAAUCUUCAGCUGGGAACCAGUUCCAGAGUCUGACCAGGGAGGUUCCAAAGUUACCCACUAUGUUGUUGAGAAGCGUGAAACCAGCAGAGUGGUCUGGUCAACUGUUUCAGAUAGACAUGAGAAUACACACAUCACAGUCGGAAAGUUGGUGCAUGGAAAUGAGUAUGUUUUCAGAGUGAUGGGAGUUAACAAAUUUGGAGUUGGAGAGACACUCGAGUCUGAACCUGUCAUCGCUAAGAAUGCCUUUGUAACUCCUGGCCAACCUCAUACUCCGGAAGUAAACACGACCACCAAGACCACGAUGCUAGUAGAAUGGGACAAACCCGGAGUGGAUGGUGGUAGCCCUGUGACUGGCUACUAUCUAGAGAGACGGGAUAAGAAGAGCUUACGCUGGAUCAGAGUGUAUAAAGAUCCCAUUACUGACACCAAACAGAUGGUGUACCACCUGACAGAAGGAAAUGAGUAUCAAUAUCGUGUCUGUGCCAUUAACAAAGCUGGGGAGGGACCAUUCUCUGAUGUAUCAGACUAUUAUAAGGCUGCUGACCCAGUUGAUCCACCAGAUGAGCCUUGCAAGCUAAAAGUUGUGGACUCAACAAAGACAUCCAUCACCCUGGGUUGGUCUAAGCCUGAAUGGGAUGGAGGUAGCGAAGUUACCAGCUAUAUGGUGGAGAAGCUUGUUGAAGGAGAGAAAGACUGGGCCAUGGUUACUUCUAAGGGUGAGGUUAAGACUACAGAGUACACAGUUCACGAUCUAAAACCAGAUACGAACUACUUCUUCAGAGUCUCUGCUGUGAACUGUGCUGGCCGUGGAGAACCUUUAGAGAUGACUGAGCCUGUGCAGGCCAAAGAUAUCCUGGAGGAAGCACAGAUUGACUCAGAUGUUGCCAUGAGAACUCACUAUAUUGUCAAGGCUGGUAAAGAUGUGGAGUUGUCUGUUCCAUUGAAGGGCAGACCUGCUCCCACUGCUUCCUGGAGCAAAGGAGAAGAAUGCAUAGAUCGCAAUCCCAAAUAUGAGUUCCAUCACUCAGACACGACAACUGURCUCAUCAUGCGUGAAGUGACCAGACUUGACACUGGAAAGUACACAGUCAAGAUAGAGAAUGGCGUUGGACAACCAAAAACACUAUCUCUGUCUGUGAAGGUACAGGAUACCCCAGCUCAGUGCAGAAACUUGGUUAUGAAGGAUGUUACCCGKGGAAAAGUCACCCUCUGCUGGGACCCUCCACUCCUUGAUGGUGGUGCUGAGAUCACAAACUACAUUGUUGAGAAGAGGGACUCCUCUAAGAGAUCAUACUCCGCAGUGACAAACAAAUGUACAAAUACUACAUACACUAUUGAAGAUCUCUCAGAAAAGACAACUUUCUUCUUCCGUGUCUUAGCAGAAAAUGAGAAUGGUAUUGGUGAUCCAUGUGAAACUCAGGAACCUGUCAAGGCUACAGAAACUCCAGGACCAGUCAAAGAAAUUUCUAUGAAAGAUUCAUCUAAGACCUCUGUGACACUACAGUGGCUAAAGCCUGAUUACGAUGGAGGCAGCAUCAUCUCUGACUAUGUCAUUGAGAAAAAGCUUAAGGGUGAUGAGUGGUCAAUGGGAGGAGUCAGCAGACAAUGUGAAUUUGAGGUCAAGAAUCUYAAGGAGCACUCUGAGGUGUUCUUCAGAGUUGCAGCCAGAAAUGAGAAGGGGCAGGGUGAUUUUGUUGAGCAUGGCCCUAUCAAGGUCAUUGAAUACAUCAUCACUCCUGAGGCAGACCUCAGAGAAUACSCAGGUGGUAGCCUCAGUGUGCGUUUGGGUCAUAAUGUUCAUAUUGAGUUGCCAUACAGAGGCAAGCCCAGACCUGCUGUGCAGUGGUUAAAGGACAGCCUGCCUCUGAAGGAAAGUGACCAAGUUCGAUUUAAGACAACUGAAAACAAAGCCACUCUAAUGAUUAAGAAUGUAAAGAAGGAGAAUGAAGGUAAAUACACCCUGAGUCUUGACAACAAGAUCAACAGGAAAUCCUUCCACGUCUUUGUUGUUACUCUUGGUCCACCAUCAAAGCCAGUUGGUCCCAUUCGCUUGGAUGAAAUCAGAGCUGACAAUAUCAUGAUCUCCUGGGAUGAGCCUCAUGAUAAUGGUGGUGGAGACAUUACUUGUUACACAGUGGAGAAACGUGACACCUCACAGUCUAACUGGAAGAUGGCUUCCUCCCAUGUUGAGGGUACUCAGUUUAGAGUCCCCAAUUUGAUCAAGGGUGUCCAAUACCAGUUCAGAGUGUGUGCUGAAAACCGAUAUGGUGUGAGUGAGCCUCUAAUCUCACAAAUGGUUAUUGCCAAGCACCAAUUCAGGCCUCCAGGACCUCCAGGAAAACCAGUUGUUUACAAUGUUACUAAUGAUGGCAUGACAAUCCAGUGGGAAAAACCAAUCUAUGAUGGUGGAACUCCCAUCCAGGGAUACCAUGUGGAGAAAAAAGAAAAGAAUAGCAUCAUGUGGCAAAAAGUGAACACUGUCCUUAUAAAAGAAAUGGAUUACAGGAUUUUGGAACUCAUAGAAGGUCUUGAGUACUCUUUUAGAGUCUAUGCUCAAAAUGAYGCUGGCUUUAGCCGAAUGAGUGACGAAAGCAAGCCAACAAUGGCUGUGAGUCCUGUUGACCCACCUGGCCAACCUGAUUACAUCGAUGUAACCAGUGACUCAGUAACACUAAAAUGGGAUGCCCCUAAACGUGAUGGCGGUAGCAAGAUAACAAGCUACAGCAUUGAGAAACGUCAAGGACAUGGUCGCUGGUUCAAGGCCAAUCUGACUGAAGUACACGACUGUCAGUACACUGUCACCGGGUUGACAACAAAUGAGCGCUACGAGUUCAGAGUCAUUGCUAGAAAUGCAAUAGGCAUUGUCAGUCCCCCAUCCAACUCUUCUGGUUUUAUUGCUGUACGAAGUGAAAAUGCUGCUCCAAAUAUUGAGUUUGGCCCUGAGUAUUUUGAGGGUUUGACAGUAAAGGCAGGAGAUAACAUCCGGGUCAAAGUGACCGUCACUGGACGCCCAGUUCCGAAAGUUGUCUGGUUCAAAGAUGAUGUGGAGAUAACCAAAAAGAUGAUGGACAUUAUUACUGUUCCUGGAUCCAGCACUCUGUUUGUCCGAGAUGCUGACCGCACACAUCGUGGCCUAUACACUGUAGAAGCUACCAAUGGAUCUGGAACCAAAAAGGAGACUAUUCUAAUUCAAGUACAAGACACUCCAGGGGAGCCAGUAGGACCAAUCACCUUCACAAAUAUUUCAGAGGGCAAGUGCACUCUGUCUUGGAACCCACCAGAAAAUGAUGGCUGCUCUGAGAUUACACAUUACAUCAUUGAAAAACGGGAAACUGCCAAAAUUUCCUGGGCCUUAGUGUCUGAUGAAUGUAAGGAGUGUACAUUUAAUGCAACCAAGCUCAUCAAGUCCAAUGAGUACCAGUUCAGGGUGUCUGCAGUUAACAAGUUUGGUGUUGGUAGACCCCUGGAAUCCAGUCCCAUCAUUGCACAAUUGCAAUACACAACUCCUGAUGCCCCAGGAACUCCUGAUGCCACUGAGGUGACAGGAGAGAGCAUAACACUGUCCUGGACUUCUCCAACAUCUGAUGGAGGCAACCCUAUUCAGCACUAUAUUCUAGAGAAAAGAGAAAAGAAAACCGUUCGGUUCUACAAGGUGAUCACCAAAAAACCUAUCAUCGAAUGUGCUCACAAGGUGCUUAACCUAUCAGAAGACAUGGAAUACGAGUUCCGAGUCAUGGCUGUCAACGACGCUGGCGUUGGGCCUCCAAGCAACAUCUCUUUGCCAAUCAAGGCUGCUGAACCUAAAGACAUUCCAUGUGCUCCAUCUGUGGUUUGUGUGUCAGACUCCACAAACACUUCCAUUAGUUUGGAAUGGACCAAACCAGUUGAUGAUGGAGGCAUGGAGAUCAUUGGCUACAUAAUUGAAAUGGUGAAGGGAGAAGGCACUGAAUGGAAGAGAGUAAAUGAGGAACUUGUGUCAGAAACUAAUUAUGUGGUGAAAGGUCUACAGACAGGAGCAGAGUACAAAUUCCGUGUUGCCGCAGUUAAUCAUAUAGGCAGAGGUGAAGACAAGGAGAUUCCAGAACCUGCUCAGGCUGUUGAUAGGUUAACACCACCACAGGUGGACAUUGAUGUCACAUUUAAGCAGACACACAUAGUCAAGGCUGGAAGUUCUAUAUGUUUGGGCAUUCACUUCAGAGGAAAGCCUAUUCCUUCUGCUACAUGGGUGAAGGAGGAAGGAGACCUAAGCGGAAUGUCAGAGAUCACAACUAUUGAUGGCUACAGCUCUUUAAGCAUCGAAAACUGCUCUAGAUAUGACACAGGCAAAUACACAGUUAACCUGGAGAAUUCCAGUGGUAGUAAGGCUGUUAACUUUGUGGUAAAAGUAAUGGAUACACCUGGMCCACCACAGGACGUAGCUUUCAAGGAAGUCUCCAGAGGAUCGGUCACACUUGUCUGGAAGCYACCUGUCAAUGACGGUGGAGCUCGUAUUCAUCACUAUAUUGUUGAGAGGCGUGAGGCUAGUCGACGGACAUGGCAGCAAUCUGGUGGCAAAUGCACACWKKGUAUUCUCAAGAUAGAGGACCUGCUGGAGGGAGUUCCUUAUUUCUUCAGAGUCUCAGCUGAAAACCACCAUGGUCUGGGUGAGGCCUUUGAGCUAACUGAACCAGUCAUUGCCACAGCAGAGCCAUCAUCUCCAAAGAGACUGGAUAUUAUCGAUACCACAGAUAAUUCUGUGUUACUAGGCUGGUUGAAGCCAGAACAUGAUGGUGGCAGCCGCAUUCAGGGUUACCUUAUUGAGGCUAGACCAAAGGGUGGAGACAAAUGGGUAGUGGUUGGAAACACCAAGAAUCUUACCUUUGCUGUUGAAAAGCUCAAUAAGGGUGAUGAGUAUGACUUCCGUGUGAAGGCUAAAAAUGAAGCUGGUUAUAGUUUACCAAAGAAAACUCUGGCGCCUGUGCUGGUAAAGGAGCCUCACAUUGAGCCUGCUGCUGACCUUAGUGAGAUACCCAACCAGCUUAUCACAUGCAGGUCUGGCAGCACAUUCACCAUUGAUGUUCCUAUCAGUGGUAGGCCUGCUCCUAAGGUCUCAUGGAAGUUGGAAGAAAUGAGACUAAAGAACUCAGACAGAGUCUCCAUCAAAGUAACUAAAGACAGAGCUAGUAUCUCAGUCAAAGAAGCCAUGAGAGGAGACGGAGGAAAAUACUAUCUUACGCUGGAAAAUGUAACAGGAACCAAGACAUUUACGGUUGAAGUUAAUGUUACAGGUAGACCAAGUCCUCCAUCUGGACCAAUUGAAAUUUCCUCCAUCUCCUCUGAGUCCUGCGUUGUUAAUUGGCAACCGCCUGAGGAUGAUGGUGGCACYGACAUCACCAACUACAUUGUGGAGAAGCGUGAAUCUGGCUCCACAGCCUGGCAGUUGAUCAACUCCAGUGUGAAACGUACAUCUCUUCAUGUUGGUCAUCUGACCAAAUAUAUGCAAUACACAUUCAGAGUCUCAGCUGAGAACCGAUUUGGGGUCAGCAAGUCCACUGAGUCCGAGACGAUCGUUGCAGAACAUCCCUUCUCACCUCCAGGACCCCCAACAAAACCUUCAGUCUUUAAUGUCACAGCAAACACAAUGACCCUAAGAUGGGAGGAACCCUACCAUGAUGGUGGAAGCAAGGUGACGGGCUACUGGAUUGAAAAGAAGGAGAGGAACAAUAUAUUGUGGGUUAGGGAAAAUAAGAUCCCAUGCUUUGAAUGCUACUACAAGGUGGAAGGCCUAGUUGAAGGCCUGGAAUACCAGUUCAGGGUUUAUGCCAUGAACAGUGCAGGACUGAGCAAAGCCAGUGAGGCCUCUAAGGGAGCAGUUGCUCAAAAUCCAGUUGAUCCACCAAGUAAACCUGAAGUCACCAAGGUUACAAGAACCACUGUCUCCUUGAAAUGGUCAGCUCCAUUGAAUGAUGGCGGUAGUCCAAUUGUUGGCUACAUCAUCGAACGAAAGCCCUACACUUUGACAGGCGAGGGCCGCUGGCUUAAGUGUAACUACACCAAUGUAACAGAUCAUUUCUUCACCGUUACUGCCCUGGGAGAGGGAGAGGCCUAUGAAUUUAGGGUGAUCGCAAAGAAUGCCAACCAAGUCUWCAGCACACCAUCUGAAUCCACAGGGUCUGUGCAGUGCAAGACUGAUUUUGAACCACCAAAGGCCAACUUGGACAGCAAACUUCUCUCUGAAACUGUAAUGGUCAGAGCUGGUUCAGAUCUGGUUCUGGAUGCUGCAGUGGGAGGUAGACCUGAUCCAAAGGCUUUCUGGUCCAAGGGCAACAGGGAACUGGAGAUGUGUGAAAAAUAUCACCUGCAGUACACCCCUACCAGAGCUAUGGCCAUUAUAAAAUUUUGUGACAGAGAUGAUACUGGAAAAUACAUCCUAACAGCCAGAAAUGUGAGUGGAACCAAGACUGCAGAGGUCAAUGUCAAAGUGCUUGACACACCUGGAGUGUGUGAAGGCAACAUUGAAAUCAGCAAGAUAACAGAAGAGUCAUGCACUCUAAGCUGGAAACCUCCUCUUGAGGAUGGCGGGGAUGACAUUACACACUACAUUGUGGAGAGGCGUGAUACCAACAGGCUGAACUGGGUGAUCAUGAAUGAUGAGUGCAAGGAGCUGACAUGGAACAUCACUGGUCUGUUCAAGAACACAGAGUACUUGUUCAGAGUUCGUGGCGUCAAUAAGUAUGGUUCCGGCGUUUACCUCCAGUCACAGYCGAUGGUGGCCAAAAACACAUUCACUGUGCCCACUCCUCCUGGAGCCCCAGAGAUCCUAGUUUCAGGAAAGGAUUUUGCCACUAUAGAGUGGCUAAAGCCAGAAAAUGAUGGUGGUAGCCCAAUAACUCAUUACCUGGUUGAAAGACAUGAGAGAAAGAGUGCCCGCUGGGUAAAGGUGAACAAGGAYGGUGCUCACCUGGAUACCACUCUAAAGGUGGCUGGUUUGACUGAAGGCAACAUCUAUCAGUUCAGAGUAACAGCCAUUAACAAGGCCGGCGAGAGUGAACCCAGUGAGGUUUCUCUGUAUGUCGUCUGCAGAGUGCCAACGAGCACUCCCGCACCUCCUUCUAUUCCUCGAAUCAUCGACACCCAUGCUGACAGCAUUAGCCUUGCUUGGUCUCGACCUGUGGAAGAUGGAGGUGCUGAUGUGAUUGGCUACAUUCUGGAGAUGCAGGAAGCUGGGGCAGAGGAAUGGAAGAAGGCCCAUGAAAAGACUUUGCGUGCUGCAGAAUAUGUGGUGACUGGACUUUCUGCAGGCAAGAAGUAUUGUUUUAGAGUGGCUGGUAUCAACGUCAAUGGAACAGGAGACUUUAGUGAACCAUGUGCUGAGACUGAGCCAGUGGAAAGAAUUGAACCUCCUGAUUUUGAGCUACACGAUGACCUCAAAAAGACAAUCUGCUUGCGUGCUGGUGGCUCCCUMCGCCUUUUUGUCAGUGUCACAGGUCGUCCUGCCCCUACCAUAACAUGGAGCAAACCUGGUGUUGACCUCCAUAAUAGAGGCUUCAUUGAGGUCACAAACAAAUCCACCACUCUCAUAAUUGACAAGGUUCAUCGCUAUGAUGCUGGCAAGUACACGCUGUUGGCUGAGAACACAGCUGGGAAGCAGGAAGUCAGUAUUCUUGUCAAGGUUUACGACACACCUGGACCAACUGGGCCAAUCAAGAUGAAAGAGCUCACUAAGGACUCUGCCACCAUUUCCUGGGAAGCCCCAGCUGUGGAUGGUGGUGCUCCUGUUAAUAACUACAUCAUUGAAAGACGAGAGGCCUCAAUGAGAGCCUACAAGACAGUAACUUCCAAGUGCACUAAAACUUCCUAUAAGAUUGAUAAUCUGAUGGAGGGAAUGCUGUAUUACUUCCGUGUCCUCCCUGAAAACAUUUAUGGAAUUGGAGAGCCCUGUGAGACUCCAGACGUCAUCCUGGUUUGUGAAGUUCCUCUUCAACCACAUAAGUUUGAGGUGUCAGAUGUCACUAAGAGCACAGUCACUCUGUCUUGGGAAAAGCCAGAGCAUGAUGGUGGCAGUAGGUUGACAGGUUACAUCAUUGAAGCUUGCAAGUUUGGUACUGACAAGUGGAUGAAGGUGGCAACACUGAAGCUCACAGACUUUGAGCACACCGUAGAGAAACUGAAUGAGAAAGAACAAUAUUUGUUCAGAAUUAAAGCUGUCAACAGCAGAGGAGCCAGUGAGCCAAAAGAACUUGUUGCUGCUGUCACUGUCCAGGAACAGAGAGUGAUGCCUGCAGUAGACUUGUCCAGCAUUCCUCAGAAGGUUGUUAAUGUUUUGGCUGGUAAGACAUUGGAGCUGGACCUGCCAAUCAUUGGCAGACCUCCUCCUGUUUCRUCCUGGUAUUUUGCGGACAACAAGUUAAAGAUAACAGAUCGGGUGAAGGUCAAGAGCACUGGCAAGUUCUCCAAGCUAACUGUGUCUGACACAACCAUUAACGACAGCGGUGACUACAUAGUUGAAGUCAAGAAUGCUGUUGGAGUCAUCACUGAGGUCAUCAAGGUCAUCAUUCUCUCUAAACCAGAUGAACCUAAAGGGCCUAUUCGAUUUGAUGAGAUUGAUGCCACUACUGUCACCUGCAGCUGGGAUCCCCCAGUCAGAGAUGGUGGAGCUCCCAUUAGUGGUUAUUUAGUAGAACAGCGUGAUGCUCACAGGCCUGGCUGGGUGACUGUUUCUGACUCUGUGAGCAGACCGUUGUUCAGGUUUGAGAACCUCAUUGAGGGAGACGAAUAUGUCUUCCGCGCAGCUGCUGUGAAUCGCUAUGGUACCGGAGAGUUCCUCCAGUCUGAGAUUGUCACUUGUAGGAGCUUGAAAAAUGUGCCUGGACCUCCUGGUCGUCCAAUUACCUUUGAUGUGUCUCGUGAUGGAAUGACUGUUGCUUGGGAGCCACCAGAUGAAGACGGUGGUCUUGAGGUUUCUGGAUACAUCAUUGAGCGCAAAGAAGUGAGGGCUGACCGAUGGGUGCGUGCAAACAAGAACCCUGUCACUAUGACCAGGUACAGGUCAACUGGGUUGAUUGAAGGCCUGGAAUAUGAACAUAGAAUCACAGCCAUUAACGCAAGAGGCCUGAGCAAACCAAGUUUGCCAUCCAAGCCAGCAGUAGCAACAGAUCCUAUAGAUCCACCCGGCUGUCCUCAAAACCCAAGAAUCACAGAAACUACCAAGUCAUCUGUGUCACUUGCUUGGAGUCCACCUGAUGAUGAGGGAGAUGCUAGAGUAGAUGGUUAUUUGAUWGAGAUGCAGAAGGUGGGUUCUGCGGCCUGGAUCAAGUGCAACACCACUCCAUCUCUUAUAUGCGAGUACACGCUGACCAACAUGCCACAAGGAGAGGAGUUCAAAUUCCGUGUAAUGGCUUGUAAUGCUGGUGGUUCUGGAGAACCUGCAGAAGUACCAGGAGCGGUCAAAGUAACAGAAAUGCUGGAAUCUCCUGAUUAUGAACUGGAGUUGAAAUACAAAGAUGUGUAUGUUGUCCGUCAUGGAGGAGUGGUUAGACUCUCUGUACCCAUUAAAGGCAAACCCCUUCCAACUUGUAAAUGGUCAAAGGAUACUGGAGCUAUCGCUGUGAAGGCUAUGAUUGCCUCCACUGAGGACUCCAGUGAGUUGGUGAUAAAGGGAGCAGAGAGGAGUGACUCUGGUCUGUAUGAGCUCCUGCUGGAAAAUAAGGUUGGAAAGAAGAAAGCCCAGAUUAAGGUCAAAGUCAUCGGCCGCCCAAGUGCUCCAGAGGGACCGAUGGUCUUUGAGGAAAYCCAAGCCAACUCUGUAAAGGUCUCCUGGAAGCCACCCACGGAUGAUGGCGGCUCAGAGAUUCUUGGCUACAUUGUAGAAAGGCGUGAAGCAGCCAGAAAUGCCUGGUACACCGUGGACUCUAGAGUAACUGAGACCCAGCUUGUUGUUAAGGGCUUAAAAGAAGGAACAGAAUACCACUUCAAAGUUACAGCUGAAAACUCAUUUGGCAUCAGUGCAUCUCUAAAAUCUGAACAGCCGCUGAUACCAAAGACUCCUCUCUGUCCUCCUGAGCCUUCAACUGCACCACCUGAGAUAAUGGAUGUUACCAAAAGCUCAGUGGCACUUGCCUGGUCCAGACCAAAGGAUGAUGGAGGAUCUGCCAUCAACGGUUAUUUUGUUGAGUACAAGGAGGUUUCCACUGAGRCAUGGAUCCGCCACGAGACCAAGAUCAUCUCUACUAUGUUCACUAUACAUGGACUUACCCCUGAUACAGACUACCAAUUCCGCAUUAUUGCUGUUAACAACAUAGGUGAAAGUGAGGCUGGUCCAGCAUCUGAUCCUGUCACAUGCAAAGAUCCAUUUGACAAGCCCAGCCAACCAGGAGAGAUUGACACAGUGAAUGUGAGUAACAACUUUAUUACUAUUUCCUGGCAACCUCCUGAGUGUGAUGGUGGAAAGGAAGUCCUGGGCUACUGGGUUGAGUACAGAAAGUCCGUUGAGAGCACCUGGAAGAAGUGCAAUAAACAGAGGGUUAAGGAAAAGGAAUUCACCAUGGUAGGCCUGGCUGAGGCCACCGAAUAUGAGUUCAGAGUCUUUGCUGAGAAUGAAACAGGAAUGAGUAGACCCCGCAGGACUGCCACAUGCAUCAAGACGAAACUAAUAGCUGAAAGUAAACCAAGCCUUAGGAAAGAAAUGGAUGAAACCACUGCCAAGCUUGGCCAGCCUGCUGUCAUGAAAUGCCAGAUUGUUGGCCGACCUGUUCCAGAAAUUAAGUGGUAUCACGCUGGCAAGGAAAUUGUUGAGUCCCGCAAGUAUGAGAUGAGCUCUGAUGGCCGCAACCACUCCCUGUCUAUCAUGACAGACCAGCAGGAAGAUGAAGGAGAAUACACCUGCAAGGCAGUGAAUGAAGCAGGAGAAGUUGAGACCACUGGCAUUCUAGUGUUGGAGGCUGCUCCAUCCUUCCACCCCGAUUACCCACUUAAGGAAACAUAUUAUGCUGGACUGGGAACAACUCUACGCAUCCAUGCCGUUUAUAUUGGUCGUCCUCAGCCAAAGAUCAUGUGGCUGCAUGGAGCUAAGACACUGGAAAACACGGAGGACAUUAGCAUUGAGACCACUGAGCACUACACACACCUAAUAGUAAAGAACGCCCAGCGCAGAGUGAAUGGAGGAAAAUAUAGGAUCAGACUGCAUAACCACUUUGGCAGGGCUGACAUUGCAUUCAACGUUGAAAUUUAUGACAAACCUGAUAUACCUCAGGGACCCAUUGUCCUGGAUGCUCUCCUUAAGAACUCUGUCAUUAUCAGCUGGAAACCUCCCAAGGAUGAUGGAGGCUGUAUGAUCACCAACUAUAUUGUAGAAAAAAGAGAAGACAAAGAGGGCACGGAGUGGGAACUUGUGUCUUCCUCCAUUAACAGCACAUCUUGCCGUGUGCCCAACCUCAUCGACAGUGCUGGAUACUUUUUCCGUGUUUAUGCCCAGAAUAGAUAUGGCAACAGUGAGCCACUGGAACUCAUAUCACCCAUCCUGAUCAAGAGCCAACUGGAGAGACCAUCACCACCUUUGUCACCAGUUGUUUCUGGUAUCACUAAGGAUUCCUGUGUGGUUUCCUGGAAACCUCCACUAAGUGAUGGGGGAUCUAAGAUCAAGAGCUAUUGCCUUGAAAAGAAACAUAAAAAAGAUAAGAAGGAAUGGACCGAAUGGACUCCAGUUACCACAGAUGAGAUCAAGCAAACUGUGUUCUCUGUCAAGCGCUUAACUGAGGGCAUUGAAUACAUCUUCCGUGUCAAGUGUGAAAACCUUGGAGGAGAAAGUGAUUACAGUGAGGAGACCCCUGCCAUCAUACCUGCAACUGCCAUAGAUGUCCGCGCUCCUGCCUUCAAGGAGGAGCUGAGGAACAUGAGUGUCAAAUACAAGAGCAAUGCUACCCUUGUGUGCAAGAUUACAGGACAGCCUAAGCCUGUGAUUAAAUGGUUUAGACGAGGAAAGGAGAUCCACUCAGAUGGAAAGAAGAUCAAGAUCCAGGAGUUUAAGGGAGGAUACCACCAGCUGGUUAUCACUGAGGCUGAUGAGGAAGACUCCACUGUUUAUCAGAUCAGAGCCACCAACCAAGGAGGCUCAAUAUGUGCUACAGUCUCUCUAGAUGUUGAAAUCCCUGCCAAGAUCCAUUUGCCAAAGAACCUGAAAGACAAGGAAGCCAUCCCAGCUUUACGUGGGGAAGUGGUCAAUAUCAAGAUUCCCUUCAGUGGUAAACCAGAUCCUGUUAUUACAUGGCAGAAGGGACAAGAUCUUAUUGACAGUAAUGGUCACUACCAGGUGAUCGUCACCAGAUCGUUCACUUCCCUGGUUUUUGCCAAUGGAGUGGAAAAGAAGGAUGCAGGUUUCUACAUUGUCUGUGCCAAGAACAGAUUUGGUAUUGAUCAACAAACCGUUGAAUUGGAUGUUGCUGAUGUGCCUGAUCCACCUCGUGGCAUCAAAGCCAGUGAUGUGUCCAGAGACUCAGUCACMCUGAACUGGGUGGCUCCAGCCAAUGAUGGUGGCAGCAAGGUUGUAAGCUACAUCAUUGAAAAAUGUCCGACCACUGCUGAGAGRUGGGAACGUGUUGCACARUCCCGUGACACCCACUACACCGUAAUUAAUUUGUUUGGAGGUACAAGCUAUCAGUUCAGAGUUAUUGCUGAAAACAAAUUUGGACAGAGUGCUCCAUCUGAAAGCAGUGGGCCUGUCAUGACUAAAGAAGACAAAUCCAGAGUUUUGCUUUAUGACAGGGAGGUUGGUGAUACUGAACGAGUCCCCAAGGGCAAAGCUCAACACUCCGACACCAAGAAUCUGCACAACAAAUAUUCCAUUGCAGAAGAACUGGGCAGAGGCCAGUUUGGCAUUGUUCACCGCUGUGUUGAUAUURGCUCUGAGCAGACCUACAUGGCCAAAUUUGUCAAAGUGAGAGGUGCUGAUCAGGCAAUAAUUAAAAAGGAAAUUGCAACACUCAAUUUGGCCAAACAAGCUAACUUCCUGCUUCUUCAUGAGUCCUUUGAAAGCCCUGAGGAAUUGGUCCUGAUCUAUGACUUCAUUUCUGGCCAUGACAUCUUUGAGCGCCUUAAUACAGCAGAGUUUGAGCUCAAUGAACGGGAGAUUGUUAACUAUAUCAGGCAGAUCUGUUCAGCUCUGGAAUAUCUGCAUUCUGAGAGAUAUGGGCACUUUGAUAUCAGACCUGAAAACAUUGUAUACACAACUAGAAGCAGCUCAACUGURAAGAUUAUUGAACUGGGACAAUCCAGACACCUGACACCUGGAGAACAAAUCAAGAUUCAGUACACUACUGCAGAGUAUGCUGCCCCUGAGAUCCACCACUGUGACAUGGUUAGUACAGUUACUGACAUGUGGUCUGUGGGUGUCCUUACCUACGUGCUCCUCAGUGGUCUUAAUCCAUUCACAGCCGAAACCAACCAACAAAUGAUUGAUAACAUUUCAAAUGCAGCCUAUGGCUAUGAUGAUGAGUCAUUUAAGCAAGUCAGUGUAGAAGCCUUAGACUUUACAGAUCGUUUAAUGACAAAAGAACGCAAGCACCGUAUGACUGCAGCUGAGGCUCUGCUGCAUCCAUGGCUAACAAAACCUGCAGAAGAGAUAAGUGCCAGGGCAAUCCCAGUAGGUAGACACAAGAGAUACUACCAGGCAAUGGUCAAGAAAGAAUGGAGCACUGUAGUUUCUGCUGCCCGGGUGGCUAGCGGUGGUUCAAUCAGGUCCCAGCGUGGUGUCUUUGUCUCUAAAGUAAAGAUUGCUCCAUUUGAACAUGGUCCUCUUGCAGGCCAAGUUAGCCAUGCAGUGGUCAAUGAAGGAGAUAAUGUGAAGUUCAUCUGCAACAUUGAAAAUUAUGACAGCACCACUGAAGUUACAUGGUACUGUGGUGUCAGGCAACUUGAAGCUGGAGACAAGUAUGAAAUUGAAUAUGAAGAUGGUCUGGCUGUAAUUACCAUCAACAAGAUUACUAGAGCAGAUGAUGGCACUUACAGAUGCAAGGUUGUGAAUGAGUAUGGUGAAGAUAGUGCUUAUGCAGAGCUUUUUGUAAGUGGGGUUAGAUCCUACCGUGACUUCUUCACUACUCGUGUGGUUAGAAGAACAAAGCGAAGAGUUGACACUGCUAGAAUGCUUCAGAAGCCACCAGAAUUUACUCUUCCUCUGGUCAACCGCACAGCCUAUCUUGGUGAGGAUGUGCGGUUUGGAGUAACCAUCACUGUUCAUCCUGAGCCUCGUGUUAUCUGGCAUAAAUCUGGACAAAAGCUUAUCCCUGGACAGGAUGACAGGAAAUACACCUUCACUACUGACAAAGGCUUGUACCAGCUUAUAAUCCACAAUUUGGAAAAAGAGGAUGAUGCUGAGUACAGUGUUGUAGCCCGUAACAGGUAUGGAGACGACAGCUGCAAGGCCCGCCUCACUGUUGUUCCUCGUCCUAAACCAGCAGAUCUCACUUUGAGGCCCAUGUUCAAACGGCUGCUUGCAAACAUUGAGUGCAGGGAGGGUCAGAAUGUUCGUUUUGAGAUUAGAGUUUCUGGCCACCCAACACUGAAGUGGGAGAAAGAUGGCACACCUUUAGCCUUUGGACCAUCCAUAGAAGUUGUUCAUGAAGGCUUGGACUACUACAUCCUUCAUGUAAGAGACACUCUCCCUGAGGACUCAGGUGUAUACAGAGUUACAGCAACCAACUCUGCUGGAUCUGCCAGCUGCCAAGCAACUCUUAAAGUGGAGAGAGUAACUCAUGUAAAGAAGGAGUAUGAGCCCAGUGAAAAGGAGAAGCAAAAGAUAGCUGGAAAAGAGGAAUUGGAUAAAAAGGUUAGACUGGCUCAGAUUUUGUCAGGCACUGUUGUUACACCUCUCCCACCCGCUGCAGUAGAAGCUGUCAGGGAGGCAGCCACUAUGUUUAAACCUGCUGUCACAACUAAGAAAGGUGAGAAAACUGAGGCUGAGAUCAAGAAAGAACAAGAGGAGAGAAAGAAGAGAGCAGAUGAGAAAAGGCUUCGUAUGCCGUAUGUUGUUCCUGCACCUCGGGUCAUUAAUCCAGCUGUUCUCGAGGAAGAUGUGGAAAUUAAACACUUCCAGCCGCUGUCUGACAUGAAAUGGUACAAGAAGCUGCGUGAUCAAUAUGAAUUCCCCGAGCCAAUGGAAAAAAUCAGGCAAAAGAGAAUGAAACGUAUCCGUCUGUCACGGUGGGAACAGUUUUAUGAGGUGCCCAUCAGGAUCAAGGAACAGUAUAAGCCUAAGUGGCGCAUCUCUUCUAUGACUCAGGACGACUUGGAGACUGUGAGGCCCGCAAGGCAUCGCACUCCUUCUCCUGAAAUGGAGGCCUACCGCAGGCUCAGGAGACGUUCUCUGGGAGACCUCUCAGAUGAGGAGCUGCUGCUCCCUGUAGGUGAAUAUCUCUCUAUGAAGAGAACAGAAGAAGAAAGACUCCGUCUGGAGGAAGAGUUGGAGCUUGGUUACUCUGCUUCUCCACCUAGUCUAAGUCCAGUUCGCUUUGAACUGUCUGCUUUGCGCCCAACAUCUCCAAGGAGAGUCUACAGUGAUGAGGAAGAAGGAGAAGAGUUUAAAAGAUAUGAUUCAUACAGAAUUCCUUCUAAAUAUGAGGCUGGCCCAAGUUUUGUUGAUCUCCGCCAACGUCAUGACAAGACAACCUACAAGCCUCCGAGACAGAAACAACGGGUGUAUGAAGAAAGAGAAGAUUUGGAGCUGCUGCGUCCACAUGCAACCACUCAGAGAAUCUCUUCUUACAAGAGUCAACUCAAGCACAUGGAAUUUGAGGAGAAGACACGUACCUCUAAAAAGGAAGCCGUUACAGUUUCAACCUACUCUGAGAGCACUGAAUCUGAGCAUUUAACAACUUUUGCAACAGAAUAUAUUCCUAAACCYAUAAAAAAGAUUCCAUUACCUGAACCACAGGUAGAAAAAUCAUAUGAAGCAGAAAAGGCUCUGAAGACAGAUGUCRCACUUCCAAAAGUGGACUUUAUGUCCAGRUAUGAGGAGAGAAAACAGGCACUCAGAUCAGAGAGAAGAUCUGUAGAGAAGAAAGUUGAGGUUGUAACACAGGCUCCCUUCAGCCUGGACCACGCCCCACGUAUCACCAUCAGGAUGCGAUCUCAUCGURUACCCUACGGUUCCAACACAAAAUUUACCCUGAAUAUCCAAGCCAAACCUGAACCUGAGAUCAAAUGGUUCCACAAUGGGAAGGAGAUUCAUCAGAGCAGCAAAUACUACAUGACCAACAUCAGUGGAGUUUUAACUCUCCAGAUCAACAGCUGUGUGACAGAAGAUUCAGGUACAUACCGUGUAGUCUGCAAGAAUGCUAAAGGAGAAACUUCUGAUUAUGCUACAUUAGAUGUAGCAGGGGAAGAGUAUGCUGCUUUUUCAACACUCCGCAAAGAUGAGGAACCACCAUCAGCUCAUCUGCCAGAGAUGACACGAACAGAGGUGUAUCAUGUUUCCUCAUCCAAAACAACUGUAGAGGAAACKGUCACUGAAACUGUAAAAGAGACAACUACUGUUGUUGAGAAGCCAAGGGAGAAACCAGGAGUCCCUGCCGCAAUCCUGACUAAACCACAGUCCUUGACUGUGGAGGAAGGAGACAAUGCCCGAUUUGAGUGUGAUGUGGCUGGUGAACCAGCACCUUCUAUGUCCUGGCUUCGCGAAGGUACCACCGUUGCGCCUUCUGCCCGUCACCACAUUGUAUCCACUCAGUACAAUUCCACCUUUGAGAUUUCUGCAGUUGAGGUGUCUGAUGAAGGGAGUUACACCUUGCUAGUAGAAAAUGCUAGUGGAAAGCAGGAAGCCCAUUUCACUUUAAAAAUAAAAAAGUCUGAGUCAAAGGAGAAAGUAGUUGCUACUCCCAGAAUUACUUCUCCCGAGGCUAAAUCACCAUUACCCAAGUCCCCUGAACCAGUCAAAUCCCCUCAGAGAGUCAAGUCACCUGAGCCAGUCAAAUCUCCCCAAAGAGUAAAAUCUCCAGUUUCCCCAAAAUCCCCAACACCGAAGUCCCCAACACCGAAGUCUCCUACUCCGAAGUCCCCAACUCCCAAAUCCCCAACUCCAUCUGAAAGGGAGCAAGUGAUCCCACCAAUCAAGUCACCCAAGAGGGUGAUGUCACCAACUAUUGAAAAGAAGCCCUUUUUUUCAACAGGACUCAAUGAUGUCACUGCAUCCUGUGAGUCUAUUGUCAAACUGUCUGUGAAGGUGACAGGAGAGCCCAAACCUACUGUGUCUUGGUCAAAGGAUGGAAAGGCACUAUCUCAAGGUGGAAAGUAUGAAUUAUUUGAGGACCAAUGUUCAGCUCAUCUAGAGAUCUAUGAAUCAGAGGUAUCUGAUAGUGGUGUCUACAAGUGCACAGCCAUAAACUCCUCUGGAGCAGUAUCAACAACCUGCACAGUCACUGUGAAAGAAUUAAAGAGCCCCGUUCCAAUCUCUGAGGAAAUCCUAAGAAAGAAAAUGGUGCAUGAGGAAAUAUUGUCUUGCGUGAAGGAUGUGAAGUCCUCUGAAAUCCAGAAAUCCAUCAAAGAAGGUCAAUCUGCGACUCUUAGGGCCAACAUUCAUGGGGCUUCUGACAUCAGAUGGAUUCUGAACGGGCAGGAACUGGACAACUCAGAGMAGUACAAAUAUGGAGUAUCUGGAAAYGACCAGACUCUGACCAUCAAGUGUGUCAGUCAGCGAGAGGAAGGGAUUAUCACCUGUCAAGCUCAAACAGAGCAAGGCCUGAUUCGGUGUCAGUUCAACAUCAACGUCACACUCAAGAGCUCUGAUGCUCCCUACUUCCUGGUGCAACCAAGGUCUCAAAACGUGAACGAGGGACAAAAUGUUAUGUUUACCUGUGAAAUUGGUGGAGACCUUUCCCCUGAAGUGGAGUGGUUGAAAGACAACACGGUUAUUUGUGUCACUCCAAACAUCAAACUGAGCCGUUCGAAGAACUUAUACACUCUGGAGAUUUGUGAAGCCRCAGUGGCAGAUAGUGGGAAAUAUACAAUAAAAGCCAGGAAUAAGUUUGGACAGUGCUCUGCAACAUCAUCGCUCAACGUCCUUACUCUUGUUGAGGAGCCAGUACAAAUGGCUAUUGUGGAGCAAAGAGCUUCUACUGAGGCUGCUAUGAGCAUGCAGAAAAGUUUCUUAGCCUCGUCAGUUCAUGUGGAAGCUUCCUCAAUGCAGGCCAGCAGUUMCAGCAGCAGUUCCCACUCUGCUGUUGGCCAAUAUUCGUUUGACAGCAUGUCUGCAACAAGCAUGUCUGCCAUGAUGGCUGAGUCAGUGGUUUCCAUGAGCUCCAGCAGCAAAACAAUUGGAAUGUCUCCCUUUUCGCAUGUAAAGGCGUUUUCUACCGAGGCGAAAGCAGGCACUCCACCAAAGAUCGAAGCUCUUCCACAGGACGUUAGUGCAGAGCCGGGGAAGUUUCUGACAGUGGCAGGCCUGUUCUCUGGAGAUCCUGCCCCCUCAGUUCAGUGGGUCCGCUCAGGUCGGACCCUUCCCAAUGGAGAUGAGCGGUUCCACGUGGAUAACACAGCAGAUCUCUCCACCCUAAUGAUCUCUGGGGUGAAGGAGGACGACGCCGGAGCAUACACACUCCGACUGUCCAACGACCUUGGCUCUGACUCUGCAACUGUCAACGUGCACAUCCGGUCCAUGUAAAAAAUGAGAAAAAAAAAAGCAUAUCCCCUAUUCCCUUAGUCCUCAACUUUUUAUUUACAAUAAUCUUACUUGAUAAAGAUCUGGAAUAUUCUUGUAAAUAGGAACUAUUUUUGUACCAAACUUGACGUUAAUUUAUGCCAAACUAGACUAAAGUCUAAAGUUGUAAAAUGUGCCAUAUUGGAUAACUAUGACUCAAUUUUUCUGUGACAUGUACAUAAUGUAUAUAGCCGAGUUUACCGGUUAUGGGAAAUGUAUGCAUUGUUAUUUAUGACAAUAAUAUUAACUGAAACUAAAAGAAAGUAAAAGUAGCUAACAGGAGAAAGUUUCCGCUGGAACGAAUACCCUGUUAAACUCAGAAACUAAACUCUGUGCCUCAACGAUAAGUUGAAGUCUCAAGAUYGCCUCAACAGGUAGAGAGGCUCCCUGUUGAUGUUACAAAGCAGAAACAAAAAGACGAAGCUCGUGUUUGGACACGCGUCUGUGCGUGUGUUAUUACAGUUUAAUAUGAGUUGUACCAUGAGCAUAAGACCCUGAGUGCUGUUUGCAUCACCCUCAUGUAAGCAGCAUGAACCGGCCUUGUGCUCAGACUGACUGUGUCAUACCACCACGAUUUGAUGACCAGCAAAGAGGGCGAGCGGCCUGCUCUCUUUGGGUUUAGAUUAGUUUUGAUAAAGAGCGCUGUUUCUGGCACAGGAUGGCUGGAUUGGCUUCACUAAAGCAACAUCUCCUGGCCAUAGGAAAACAGGGAGUCAAAGCCAGUCCUGCUGUGCAGAAGCAGCGCCGUCUCUUGGAGGAUUGUAGCUGAUGUGUUGUUGUUUUUGAGUGUGAGUGUCUGUAGUUUGUAGAUGUUUCACCUUGUCAGUAGUCAGGGUUUUUUUUUUCUUUAUUCACAUCACUGAGCCCAUCUGUGGUGAGAAGAGAAGCAGUUAUGGUUUUACCCUGCACUUUGACUUUAUUGAUCUGCUGAUGUAGAACUUAUGUAUCAUCCUCCUUGAGUUUUACUGAUUUAAUAAAGCAUGAUUUCAGCACUACUAAA